GCCGUUACCAAGGAGACCGGCAAGCCCGGUGUGUUCAAGGCAGGGUGGCAGACACGGAGGCCGGGUUGUUGCCAUGGUAACAGGGAGCCGUGACUGCUCCGCUUAGACCAGCCAUCUUUCCAUUGUGUGUGCUUUGAGCGAUGCUCUGACAGCUGCUGGAGCCAUGCUGCCCGGCAGGUACCGAGGGAGGCUGGUGUCCAAUGCUGUGAGUAGUCUGUGUGUCCGUGCUGUGCCCGUCUUGCUCUCCCCAUUCCCCACAGACAGCCAUGGCCAUCACCUGCCACACCUGCUGUUUGUAGACGGCAGUUCCCACUAAGGCAAUACAGGCACCAUAACCACUGCAGGGAGCUGUAGUGGUUAUGGUGCUUGGAGUGUUCCUUUAAAUUAAGGGUUACAGCUAGGAUUCAUAUAGUUUAGAUAGAGAAUUUGCAGUUAGGCUUCCAUUAUAGCGAGGGUCCGCUGAUUACAACUACAUGUCUGUUAGUCCACUCAUUGUACAGCGCUACGGAAUCUGCCGGCGCUAUAUAAAUAAUAUAAUAAUAAUAAUAAUUGCUCUCGGCCAAUGAGCUGAGCUCAGCUUUGCGGGUUUUAGCUCAGGAGCACUUAGGGAUGCUUCUGCUUAGGAGCGUCCGGCUCUCCGGCGAUAGUAGCGCAGGCGGGGAACGACUUUGUGAAAUGGGGAGUGGGUACUAUGACCACUACAGUGCGCUUAGGGUGUUCUAUGUCGUUAAAUGAAUGGGAGUAAUGGUAGGUUCUAUGUCGUUAAAUGAAUGGGAGUAAUGGAAGGUGCUAUGUCGUUAAAUGAAUGGGAGUAAUGGUAGGUUCUAUGUCGUUAAAUGAAUGGGAGUAAUGGAAGGUUCUAUGUCGUUAAAUGAAUGGGAGUAAUGGUAGGUUCUAUGUCGUUAAAUGAAUGGGAGUAAUGGAAGGUGCUAUAUUGUUAAAUGAAUGGGAGUAAUGGUAGGUUCUAUGCCGUUAAACGAAUGGGAGUAAUGGUAGGUUCUAUGUCGCUGGCUAGGUGGCAACAGGAGGAACAAGGGCACCCACUCCCUCUAGAAUGCAAGCUCAUUGAGCAGGGCCCUCAACCCCUCUGUUCCGCUGUGUCCAACUUGUCUGGUUACAACUACAUGUUUGUUCGUCCACCCACUGUAAAGCGCUGCGGAAUUUGUUGGCGCUAUAUAAAUAAAAAUAAUAAUAGAAGAGUAUGGUAAAAGGGCGGCUUCAAGCAUUAUGCCCACUACAGACCUCUGUAGUGGUUAUGUUGCCAGGAGUAUCUUGGCCCCCUUUCCUGGUAAUGGGGCAAACCGUUUUGCAAUGUUCCUGCCAAGAGCAGGAAGUGGUUUCAGAUGUCAUGAAUUAAAGUUGUUGCCUUAUUCAUCUUAAAUGAGUAUUUCUUGUUGUGAAUAACAUUGUGUAUAUAGUAGGUGUCUGGGAACUGGCCAACAGUUUUGUAAUAACUGUAUGGAUGGAGACCUUUUGAAGGAUCAUGUGGGUUAGAUUAAAAACCAGAUUGAUGGAUCGAGUGGAAUGUAUUUAUGGCAUAAAAGGAGCUUUGCUGCCUCGAAUGUUCUGGGUGUGUGAUCAUCACAAAUUAAUAAAAGUACCUCUUUCCCUGUAUUCUUUCCAACCACGAGACUGAAGCUACUGUUUGCAUUUGCUGUUAAUUCAGCCCGUUUUCUAAAUUGCACAGUUUUUGUCUCCUCUGCUCCUCUCCCACAAAUGUAUUAUCUGAAGGGGGCUGCCUUUACUCCCACUAAUCUUGGGCAGCCCUGGGCAUUUAUAUUCUAGUGCUACUCUCAGAUUAGGGGCUUCUGCACUGCAUGAUCUUUUGGAGAAUAAUGCACAAAUGACAUCAGAGCGAUAAUAUUUUACCACAUAUGCUAUGUAAUUUUAUUAUUUUCUAAACUUAUUAAAAUUUUCUUGGAUCGUAUCCCAUCUGGCACCAGCCUAAAAUGUUUUAUUAUAAUUAUUUAUGACAACGCACAUCAAAUUUCUCUUGUUAUAAAUAAAAAAAAUCUAUCAAGGCUAUCACUGUCAGUGCUUAUGCUUCUCGGGAGCUCUGUCCAUGGUUGUCUCAAAUUAACAACGUAAAGCUCACUCCACAGAAUUUUUUAACGGUUUAAUAGGUUUACCAACAAACAAAACAUGUAUUUUUUUUCUGUGUGUUUCCUUUGAGGGUAUAUGAAAAAUACCCUGUCCGCUUCCAUUUGCAGCAGAAAACCUCUUUCCAUGUCUCAGUGACAGCUAUGGUGUGUUUCAAGCACAUUUUUAUAAAAGUGCUGAUUUCUAUUGCUAUCAGCACUUUUAUAAACUGUCACAAACAUGACAGACUCCAGACACACAAAGUACUUAAGCUGAAGUGCUUUAUGUGUCAGUGUUCCUUUAAAGUAACAUUUUCAAUUCUCUGUAAUUUGUACAACUGAAUAAAACAUUGAAUUUUUUUAAUCCAGAUGCUUUUUAUUUUAAAUUUUUAUUAAACAUCUAGCAAAUGAUAUUAUAAUCUAGCUCAGUCCAGGCACAUCCAAGGCACGCAUUGUAGACAAGAGGGGAAUUAGAGACAUUGUUUCAGUUCUACCUUUUUCUGUAUGCCUUUUCUCUGCUGCCAGAUACAACUGACAGCGCUUAUAACCAUGACUUUCAGAAAUCUAAGAUGGAGAAGGUUACAGAAUAAAGAGGUGUAGAUUUGUACAUUUAGUUUUAUUUAUCAUGCCUCAAAAAUACACAUUUCUUAAGUAUAGUGAUAUGUAAACACAAAAUAAAACAUCCUGUGAAGUAGCAGUUUCCCUUUAAACGAUCAUAGCUUUUUGUAGAGAUCAAGAUAUUAAGUAUUAAAAUGCCAUCUCCCUAGUUUGCAUCAAACCCUUUUGAGCCUAGCCUCUCUGAUGCUGCUUGUUUCAUUUCCACAGUAAAAAAUAAUAAAUAAAAUUGUGGAGCGCAAAAAAAUUAUGAAGUGAACACAAACACCAAUAUGUUUUAAAAAAAUAAAUAAAUAAAAUUACAUAAUUUUUCAAGUAUAUUUAUGAAUGCCAGUAUAUAAAUAAAACAUGUAUAGGGAACAAACAGAGAAAGAAUCCCGAUAGCGUGAAAUGUAAAAUUUAUAAUGGGACAAAAGAUAAAAUGAAUAAUGCUCACCAGUGUUUAGAAACCAACGUAUACAAAUUUGUGCAGCAGUGAAUACUACUUAAAGGAACACUAUAUCAUUAUCAACAUGUACUCCUAACACUAUGGUUUUAAUCUGUCUGUGCUGUGCUCCCCUCCCACUCCGUGAGAGGGUUGGAAGUUUGAUUUUAACUUACCUUUUAGUCCUUGCUUUGCCAGUCUCUCUGGGGAAGCUCCAUCUUUUUGACUGAGUUCAUCAGUGUAGUCCAGGCAUAAGCAACCUUUGGCACUCUAGAUGUUUUGGACUACACCUCCCAUGAUGCUUUGCCAGCAUUAUUAAGUGUAAGAGCAUUAUGGUUGAUGUAGUCCACAAUAUCUGGAGUGCCAACGGUUGCCUACUCCUGAUGUAGGCUAUUUCAGCUGACCCAAUGCUUUCCCAUGAGGAAGUAUUGGGAUGCUAGUGUAUAUGCGUUGCAAAACACUGCACUACUCCAAUCAGAUGGUCUCUGUGGACCAUCUGAUUGAAGUAGCCGAGUUUCACUUGGCUAUUUCUGUGGAAGCACCUAGUGGCUGUCAGAGUGACAACCCCUAGAGGGUAUUAAACACUGCACUGUAAACAUUGCUGUUUCUGUAGAAACAUUGGGGAAAUGGCAGCCAGACCACUUUACUGAGAUGAAGUGGUGUGGUGCCUAUAGUGUUCCUUCAAACUUCAGGUGACCCAGUCCUCGCUGCUCACCAACAAUGCUAUUUAGGAACAUUUCAGAAUAGUAGAAUAACAAAAAUCAAAAGUAUGUACAAGGUCAAUUAGUUUCAUUUCUCUCAAUCCAAAUCCAUCUGUGUUUUAUUCCACCUUUGACACAAAAUGGGGAGUUCUCACCUAUUCCAAUGGAGUGUAUUUUCCAGUUUCCAUAUUCAUCUUUACUUGUCAAUAUUUACAUUGCUUCCAUACACAUCACUGGCAGUACAUGCCUAUAGCAACCCUUGUGUAAUAGUGAAAAAUUGAAGGGAAAAAAAAAAUACCUAAAAAAAGCCUAUAAAAUAAAACUUUAAAUAUCUACUCUCUUCUUGCUACCAACCAGAAACAGAGCUAUAAACUGACAUAUAAAAACAAUAUACAUAUGUGUGCACGUGAGAGAAAUGUUGGCAUAAGACUCCCAUAUCCACAUAAUAACCUUACUAUAAUAAUAUAAUAAAUUUUAAUAUAAAAAAUGUGAAAGUAGCUCGGCACAGGCAAGGGCAGAUUAGGCUGACAAGCAUAUACACUAGCACUAAAUCGCGUACUUUUCCACCACAUCCCACCCACCCCCCCACAGCCCCCCUGGGUCAGGGGCCCACAGCGUGGUUGCAUAUCCCUUUACUUCAACACUACAUUAUCAUGAGCGCAAAUGCUCACCGUAUUCGUGAUCAGCUACCACCUCCACAACCUGUAACUAGCAUGACACGUUAUAUUUUAUAUUUUAUACAUGACAAAAUGCCUGUAACCCGCACACCCAAACCUAAACACGCACCACCUCAGGGCAUAGGUCAUAAACAAUGCACACAGGGACCGCAAUCAGAGCAAAACAUAAACAGAAACUCAUUAUUGAAUGACCUCUCUCUAGCAGUCCCUCAACAAAGUCUAAGCAUGUACUAAAAAUUUGAUGCUGUUUUAAAAAAAAAAAAGGACUACCGCACCAGUUCUCAGAGUAAUGCUAAACUCACUGUUAUACAUGUCAUUGAACCAUGUUUUUCCAUUUUUCUUGUGUCCAAUCUUAUGAAGUAUGCCAAUUACCCAGUGGAAUGUUGUUAAAACAAAGCAUCUUGAAAAAUAAAAAAUAAAGAAUUUAAAAAAAUAAAAAAAAAUGUGAAAGUAGUACAUGAAGGCCUUCUUACAGAGAAAACACAUAUUUUUUUUUUUAGAUGAAAAACUAUUGUUCAAACAAUCCUUUUUAAGAAUACCAAAAAAGAGAGAAAAAAAGGUGCAAGAAGGUGGACUAAAUGUAGUCCAAGAAAAGGGGAGUGGGAACAAAAAUAUCUUAAAUGUGUUGAUAAUAAAAACUUUUUCAAACAAGGACCACACAUGUACAAAAACCUUUCAGGAACACUAUAGUCACAACAACUCUAGCUUAAUGAAGCAGUUUUGGUGUAUAGAUCAUGCCUCUGAAGUUUCACUGCUUAAUUCACUGCCAUUUAGGAGUUAAAUCACUUAUGUUUCUGUCCUUGCAGCCAUAGCCAUACGCUAAAAAGUGGUUUCAUUUUAAAUCAGAUGUUCACUUACUUUAGAUGUUUUUAUGUUCUGCUCUGGAAACUGAACUGCUGCUGCUGGAUGCUGAAGUCUAUUAACAGAGCAGGAGAUGAGAAAUUCUAAAUUAAACAGACUGCAAUAAAGGAAAUUGAAACAUUAGAUCUCUCUUUAUAGGAAAUGUGUAGGAAUGCUGUGUACCUCACAUGGAGGGAAGUGUAGCGGAGCUGUUGAUGUGGUCAUUGCCACUCCUUCCCUGGCUCUGACUGACACAGCCUGCUUGGAAAAAAAACAGGUUUCACUUUCAAUCAGAUGUAACUCAAAGGGACACUAUAGUCACCAGAACCACUACAACUGAUUAAUGUAGUUGUUCUGGUGAAUAUAGUCAGUCCCUUUUUUUUGCAGCAAACACUGUCUUUUCACAGAAAAGGCAGUGUUUACAUUAAAACCUAGGGGCACCUCCAGUGGCCACUCCUCAGAUGGGCAGUGGAGGUGCUUCCUGGGGCAGUGCACUGACGUUCAGCAUCUCUAUGCUCUGAAUGGAGACGCUGUUCUUUCCUCAUAGAGAUGCAUUAAUUCAUGGCAUCUCUAUGAGUGGAUGCUAAUUGGUCAGUGCAGUGUCAACUCCCGCCCAUGCCCCGCCUCCUUGACUAUCUCAGCCAAUCAAGUGCUUUCCCUGUAGAUUACCAAUUACGAUGAUGUCAGCCAAAGAGGCAGAUCAAGGGUGAGGGCAGCGCCUGCAGACCUGUGGAGAGCUGGAAAUAACGUAAGUUUUAACCCAUCCUAAGGGGGCAAGUGUGGGACAAACCACCUAACUGGUGGUUUUAACACCAUAGGGUCAGGAAUACAUGUUUGUUGUGCUGACCCUAUAGUGUUCCUUUAACAUAAAAGGUUUUAUCUCCUGCUCUAUAAAUUGAAUUUAAUUACAUAAAGGAGGCUCCAGCAGGGGCUAGCAAGCUAAUAACAGAGCAGGUGAUAAGAAAAUCUAAAUGAAAUAGAAUUUGCCAUAAAGGAAGUGUAAACAUUAGAGGACUCUUUACAUCAAGUGUUUAGGAAGGCUGAGCAAGUCACGUGCAGGCAGGUGUGAAUAGGGUGCAUAACCAAAGUGAUUUAACUGCUAAAUGGCAGAGAAUUGAGCUAUGAGACUGUAGGGGCGUGAUCUUUACACCAAAACUGCUACAUUAAACUUAAGUUGUUUUGAUGACUAUAAUGUCCCUUUAAUAUGUACAUAACAUAUAUCUAUCCAUAUCUCCAAAAUAUUUUCUAAGCAAUUUCAAGAGGGUGUUCCAUAAAUCUAAUUUUAACAUUUGUAGAGCAAUAUACAAAAUCUUAAAUAACAAUAAAAGGAUAAAAAAAGCAAAAAGGUUAAUUCAUGGUGUUUAUAGACGUAAAUUAGAAAUUAGUAAAAUGCCUAUUUACUCAUGUAUACCUAUAUUCAAUAUUUACUCAAAAUGGCUGCUAGAGGCAACACCUCCCUUCGGCUAACUACCUUGUGUAAGAAGAUGGCACUGGAAUCCAGAGUAAAAUCCUGUGAUUGCAGUGACAUCACGCCUUGUAGGAUGUGCAUUAGAUAAAACACGUAACACCUAACCAAAUAUUGAUGUUUACUUACUGUUAUUUAUAAUUAUGCAUAUGAUGUACUCUUUUCUUUAUAAGGGGCCUCCCGCCCCCUGAAUAAACAUUCCUGAAGUUUUUCAUCAACCUGAAAAUUGUCUGGUGUGAAUUACUUUAGGAGCGUGCACGCACCUAUAUUCAAUAAUUUGGACAGGGUAGAUAUUCAAAUAAUGAAACACUUGGUUUGAACUACAACAAUUUGUCCCUACAGCCCGCAUUCUCCACCAGUUAGGCACUACGGGGCUCGGCCAGAGGGGCUCGAGGGAGGUUAUUAGGGGCUUGUGGCGGGCUUCCUCCGUGUGCACUGCCUUCAUCAGAGAGGAUCUGUGGUUGUUGUGGUGUAUGAAAACUGACAGUAUCGGAUGAACUUGGGGCUUGUGCAACCCUAACAAUGGUAUCGUGCACCGGAGGAGUGUGUUGUGCUUGGGCUGUAUGGUCUGGUGACCGUUCCAGUUGUGAUACGGGAGGAUGAUGUGAUGAGGCUACCGAUUCACGAGAACCAACAGUCAUGAUGGGGAAAGGCACAUUGGAGGUGGCCAUGACGGGCGGAAAUGGAAGCGGAUGUAGGGAGUGAGGAUGAGGGAUGCUGGGAGGGGAGGUGACGAUCAUGACAGGAGUGGGCAGGAGUAGACGAUAGGGCAAGAGCAGAGGAGGCGGGAUUGGGGGAGGGAACCAGGGCGGAAGUGACAGAGAAGGGCCAUGGGGAUGGGAUAGGGGUGGAGGUAGCGGGAACUGGAAAGGAAGCUGGGAUGGGGGUAGGAGGGAUGGGGGCAGGCAAACCGGAAAUGGGUGGGACAGGGGAUGACAUAACAGGGGCUGCAGGAAGGGGCGUGACGGGGCGGGGAGAGAAAGCAAGAUAGGGUAAUAAGUCCGCUCCAAGGAUGGAAUAUAGGGGGGUGGGGGCUGGAGGAGCGGUGUCAAUAGGAGCUGGUGUUUGGGCGGAGACUACGGGAGGUGGGCUAGCCUUAUUUUCUUUGUGCCAGGCGCCAUCAUAGGGCGGUGGUUGGAACAUGCUUGCAGCGGUUUCAACAAUGCAAACAUUUUCAUGAUACACAUAAACUUUCUAUCCUUCUAUCUCUUGUUCUUCCUCUAUCCACCCCUCUCGUUUAAUCCCUUUGGCUACACGAUACCAAGCUUCCUUUGUUAACCCAUUAUCAAGUAGUAAACCUUCUUUGUCUUUCAACAAUUUUCUCCAGCUCUCUGGCUGUAACCUGCCGCUGGAAGACAUUGUAAUACCACAUAUCUUAGCAAUCUUCUUCAUCAUACUCACGGCCUCCUCACCCGCCCCCUUUCCUUCACAAUAUCACAAGCCAACGGGCCCUUAGAAGGCUUAGCAUGUUCCUGUCCCAUUUUCGCUGUACAAAUCGUCACUUGAUAGAGAUAAAUAGGAGAGAGAUAGUGAGAAAACGUCUACAGUGCUCGACUGCCGUGAGAUUCUCGUGCGUCUUUCCAAAACGUAGACUGUGUCUGCCCACCCGAGGUGGCCACGGAUUGGAGCGAGGCGAGUAGUGUGUGACUAACACUUCUCAGGACAAAAGGUACAGGAGAAAAAGAGGAAAAAAGAGAAAGUGAAAAUGCCAAGGAGGAAGCACUUGCAAGAAUUACAAACAAAAAUACGUGCACACAAACACGAAUCAAGGAUGAACCAUGCCACACACGCAGACGCAAUCACGUCACAAACGAUGAAACCCCUACUAAGCAACACCACACUACAAUAAAGGUUAAUAAUGUAUUAUGCAUAACAAUAACAAAAUCUGCGGUCCCUGUUCCUCGCUGAACAGUAAAGCAAUCUGAAAAAUGUGUUCCCUGCCUUUCUUGGCAGUAUAGCUAACAAUAAACCAGCGGUCCCUGUCUCUCGCUAGACAGUCAAGCUAAUAAUAAAACUGCAGUCCCUGUCUCCCGCUAGACAGUCAAGCUAAUAAUAAAACUGCGGUCUCUGUCUCUCUCUUGCUAGACAGUAAAGCUAAUAAUAAAACUGAUGCAAUAAUCUGGGAAAAUUCAAACACCCUAAGCAAAACACAUUCACACCCAGAAGGCAGAUAAUCAAUUUACAGGUUCUUUUCCGAGGACAUCGGGCAAGCUAUUUACCUGUCUUUGGUGCCCUUCAGCAGCCGGCAUAGACACGGAGCCAGGCCAAUCACAAAGACAGGAGAUAUAGGCAUGGUGCUAAAUGCAAUCAUUAUCGUAUAUGCAGAGGUGAUCAAUCUCUGUCCCGUCUCUGGAGGUCCUCGAGGUCAGCUGUCCAUUGGAACACAGCCAGAUGCCCCAUGUUGGGCGCCAAUUGUUGUAGUUCAAACCAAGUGUUUCAUUAUUUGAAUAUCUGUCCAAAUUAUUGAAUAAAAGUGCGUGCACGCUCCUAAAGUAAUUCACACCAGACACAAGUUUCAGGUUGAUGAAAAACUUCAGGAAUGUUUAUUCAGGGGGCGGGAGGCCCUUUAUAAAGAAAUGAGUACAUCAUAUGCAUAAUUAUAAAUAACAGUAAGUAAACAUCAAUAUUUGGUUAGGUGUUACGUGUUUUAUCUAAUGCACAUCCUACAAGGCGUGAUGUCACUGUAAUCACAGGAUUUUACUCUGGAUUCCAGUGCCAUCUUCUUACACAAGGUAGUUAGUCGAAGGGAGGGGUUGCCUCUAGCAGCCAUUUUGAGUAAAUAUUGAAUAUAGGUAUACAUGAGUAAAUAGGCAUUUUACUAAUUUCUAAUUUACGUCUAUAAUAAUGGGUUAGAGAAAAGAAAAAGGUUACUAUACGUAAUCAGUACAUUGGGCGAACAAGUAGAAAAUUAAUAAAAAGCAUUUAUGAACAAUUUUAUUUUUUUGUAUAUAUUCUAGGUGUGGGUUUGUGAAAGUUUAUGGUAAGAGGUUAUCAUUUUUUUAGGUAGUAAGCAUUAUUUUCACCAUAUUUGUGUUACUGUGUCAGGGAGAUAUAUUAUUUAACUUCUAUUUUAGCCAUCCGACUUUGAGAGACAAUGAUUUGCUGAGAGUGCUGAAGGUGGAUUAACCUUUCGGGAGCUUGCUUAUAGUAGAAAAUUGUGGCAAAAUAAUUUGCAAAGUAUAUACUUGUUUUAUGUGUGUUUUACCUUUUAUAUUCAGUAAUUUGUUACUUGUUUUAAAUUUAAUAUAUUUACCUCUUUCUUCAGGUAAACAACUGCGGACUUCAUUUAGUUUUGCAGACCUCACCAGUAGCCGAAAAAAACAAACAGGUAAAUGUAGAUUAGAAGUAAUUAUUAUGAGCAGAUGUGCAUAACUUAACAGCCUGGUGUAUUCCUUCCCCAGUUUUUUAGACCGUUUCAAAACUUCAAAAGCUUGUCUAUUUAAUAUGCUCAUUCUUUUGCCCUUGUCAUUUGUGGAAGUGUUCACUACAAAAUGUAUCUUUAGCCACAGAAUGGCUACAUUUCAGUGCUAGAUAUAAAUGGUUAAUUUCUGCCUUUAGCAUCUACAUGGAACUCAUGUUUGCUUGUAAGGAUUCUGGACAGCUAUUUAACUCUUCUUAGUUCACAACUUGGACGUAAGUCUGAAUAUAGUGCGCUUUUUAGUUAGUUACCAUCACAACACCACCAGGACACUAUAAAAGCUAGAGUUAGUCCCUGCAAGUGUCACCUGUGAUUAAAUUCUAGCAUGUUGAUGAAGUAUUUGUUCAUAAACAUAAUACAUUGAAUUUUUAUACAGAUAGAUUAUAGUUUUUUUUUUUUUUUGUGCAACAUAUCUCUUUGGACUUUUCCUUAAAGGGACAAUAGGCAUCAUAACCCCUUGAUCUCAAUGGAGUGGUUAUAGUCCUUGGAGUCAUAGAGAAGGAUUGGGUGCAUGUUCAGAAAUUGCUGCUCUCUAUAAACAUAUUUGAUUUAAGAGCAAAAGCUUGGGUGAAAAUACUAUAAAACAAGAAAUAUUUUAACAUCUUUCUAUCUAGGUGUAAUGUUUUAUAUUUAUUUGUUUUGCAGUAUGAAUUUAGAUUAAGCAAAGAAUCCUCCUCUGUUAACAGCCGUACCACUCAACACGAUGGAGAAAGGAGCAGUGGUGGAAGGCAAGGUACUGGAUAAUUUGUCUAUGAGAACAUUUUUAUUCACAAAUUUAAAGGACAACCGUCAUCAGAUAUUCACUUAAACAUAGAAACAUAUCUAUAGUUAGGAUAGCCUUUUGUCUAUCCCACGCAUGCUUAAACUCCUUUACUGUGAUAACCUCUACAGUUCUGUGCAUUAAUGAAUGGUUAGGCCAGCUUGGGGGGGACAAGUUAUACAAUUUGGAUAUAUGGUUAAAGUAUAUAUGUGCUCUAUGUUGUAUGUCCACAUUGUAAAGCUGACUUUCCAUUGUGCAUCAUGCAAACCCACAAUGCAAUGCGUAAUUUCAGUUCUUGAGAUAUGAUGCACUGACAUUCCUUUCCUCUAGUUAGUAGAUACAAGUUUUCACAACUUUAUUUAAAAAAAGGAUUUUCUAGGUCUUAAUUGACUAGUUUCCAAAGCAGACAUUUCCAUGGUAGCAUAGUUAAAUUGAAAGCUUUGUUAAUGUUAUAUAGACUGAUACAAUAACUAUUUCUUUUAUUUUUUAUUUUUUUUAAAGAUGGAAGAGUUUCAAGUCCUGUCACACGUAGCAAACCGUCCUACAUCCCAGUAACUACGAAUGUCACAGAGGUGUUUGGCUCUGCUCCGAAAUAUGGAAAAGAGUACAUGUCCUUGGGUGCACUCGGAGACAUCCCAAGUCAUUUGCUACCAAAACCCAGGUCCAAAUCUGUCUCAAACUGUGCCAACCCCAACAACAACAACGAGGAUAUGUCAAAAGGUACUUGCAAUGCAUACAUUUAAGCCUGGUAGAGGUGUACAUUUUGUGAAGUGGUAUCAAUAAUUUUAUUCUUUGCUAAGGUUCUCUAAAUAUUAUGUGUGGAUUUGAGGUAAUGGUUGGUUCCCAUUGGUUAUCCUUCACUCAAUAAUAUUAAUGAGAUCAGUAAGAGUUUUAAUGAUCAAUGAGGUAGUGGUUAAUUUUGUUGAAAUUAUUUAAAUUAACUAUUUUAAAGGGUACCUUGCAGGAACUAUUAACACUUUUUUAUAUACCCUUUGUUGAAUGGCCGUUUCUGAAUGUGCCUUUUCUAAUUAUUGGUUAGUCUUGGGGAUUAAAAGUAUAAAAUGUAUCUGUGCAGUUCAUGAGCUAAAUGAGUUCCUUAAAGGAACACUGACUAUUCCUGACCCUAUAGUGAUAAAAACACCAUCUAGCCCCCCUGGCCACCUUGCCCCCUUAUAUAUAGUAAACUCUUACUUUCAGUCCAAACAUCAGCACAACAUACAAACACACUCCUGCAAUCUAACACAAAUAUUACAUACAAACACACCCCUGCAUUCCAUCUCCAAAAGGAUAUAAAAACACACCACUUCAUUCAAACAUAAAUACUUCAUACAAAAGUACAUCCGCAUUUAAACAUCACCAUUGCAUUCAAACACACACCUGCAAUCAAACACAAACAUUACUUACAUACAGACCCCUGUAUUUAAACACUAAAAUAUUAAGGGUGUCGUGAACCUAAAAAGUUUGUGAACCACCACCUGCAAUGUGCCUUCACGGACCAGAGGGGAGAUAAGAGCUGAGCCUGCAGCUCCUCCAGUUACCAUGGCAACGCUCCAGAUCUCGCGAGAGUGAACUCUAGCCCUGGAGCUGCGGGCUAGAGUUCACUCUCACUGCUGGGACCACCAGGGAUUACCCACCGGACCACCAGGGAUUUGAGAAAUGUCCCCCCUCCUCCCUCAGUAAAGGUAAGAAGGGAGGGGGGACAGGGAGGGGGGACAUAAAUAUAUUUAUUUUAUUAAAUAAAAAAAGAAAAACAUUAUUAAAAAGCCUUCCUACCCUCCUUCCCUCACAUACAUACACUGCCCCCCCAUACACACAUUGCGCCACAAACAUACACUGCCCCCCCAUACACACAUUGCCCCACAAACAUACAUUGCCCCACAAACAUACACUGCCCCCAUACACACACUGCCCCACACAUACACUGCCCCCCAUGCACACACUGUGCCACACACACAUACAGUGCCCCCCCAUACACACACACACACUGUCCCCCAUAUACAUGCUGCCCACACAUACACUGCCUCCCAUACACACACUGCCCCACAUACAUUGCCACACACACACACAUACACUGCCCCCACACACACUGCCCCAAACACACAUACACUGCAAGCCUCACACACACACACACUGACCCACACAUACACUCAGGGACGUAUUAACCGCGAGGCAAACAAGGCAUUUGCCUUAGGCGGCAUUUUCCAGGGGGCGGCAUUCCGUCUCCCUGCCUCACUCUGCGGCUCACGAGGGAGCUGAGCAGACCGCUCAGAUGAAGUGCUCCCUCGCCAGACCCGCCUGCCCAGCAGCCACUGGACCCCAAGGGAGAAAGAGAACCCCCCAGCAUUCCCAAAGGUAAGGAGGCUGGGGGUUAAAUAAAAACGUGUUAAUGUCAGUGAUUUGUGUGUGUGUCUGUUAGUGUGUUUGCCUGUUAGUGUGUGUGUGUGUGUGUCUCUUAGUGUGUCUGUUAGUGAGUAUGUGAGUCUGUUAGUGUGUGUGUGUGUCUGUUAGUGAGUGUGUGUGAGUCUUAGUGUGUGUUUGUCUGUUAGUGUGUGUGUAUGUCAGUGUGUGUCUCUGUUAGUGAGUGUGUGUGUCUGUUAGUGAGUGUGUCUGUUAGUGUGUGUGUGUGUGUGUAUGUAUGUUAGUGUGUGUGUCAGUGAGUGAUUGUGUGUCUGUUAGUGUGUGUGAGUGUGUCUGUUAGUGAGUGUGUCUGUUAGUGUGUGUGUGUGUGUGUGUGUCUGUUAGUGUGAGUGUGUUUGCCUGUGAGUGUGUGUGUGUCUGCUAGUGAGUGUGUGUCUGUUAUCUAGUGUAUGCGUAUCUGUCAGUGAAUGUGUGUGUGUGUGUGUGUGUAUUUAGAAGGCGGAGCGGGGGGGGAAGGGUUGGGUGGGGGUGGCGCGGGCAAGGGGAGGGGGGCGCCUGAGUUUUGUCCUGCCUAGGGCAGCACAAAACCAGGAUACACCACUGCAUAUACUGCCCCCUCACACACACACACACACUGAACUGCUCACACACACUGCAGCUCUCUCUCUCUCUCUCACACACACAAACACAUACACUGCCCCCUAACACACACACUGCACCCCUGACAUACACUGCUGCCCUCACGCACUCACACACUUCACCGCUCACACACUACACCCCCCACACACACACACGUGCAAAAAUCAGAAUGCCCUGCCUCUGGCUGGGGACUUGAAUUUCUCAAAUUAUCUCACUCUCUCUGCAGCCUGCAGCCAGUGUUGUCGGCCGGCCUCUCCUGAUGAUGUCAAAAGGAGAAGGCAUGACUUCCACUGCUCUUCUCCCAGGACCGCUGGGGAGUCUGGGAGAAGAGCAGAGGAAGUCACGCCACCUCCUCCUGACAUCAUCAGGAGAGGCUGGCCGACUCCACUGACUGCAGGCUCCAGAUCCUGUCCCACCCCUUCUGGCCCAAGGUAAGACUCAGGGAGGGAAGGAAUACAUUUUAGUUUUUUUUUUAUCCCCCUUCUUCAGCCCCUGUCCCUUUCCUCAGUCCUGUCCCCCUGCUCAGCCCCUGUCCCCCUGCUUAGUCCCUGUCUCUUUCCUCAGCCUUCUCCCUUUCCCCAGCCCUGUGCCCUUUUCCUAAGCCGUGUCUCCCUUCCUCAGCCCUAUCCCCCUUUCAUCAGCCCAGUCCCACUGCUCAGCCCCUGUCCCUGUCCCCAUUCCCCUUUCCUCAGCCCUGUCCCCCUUUCCUCAGCCCCUGUGCCUUUACUCAACCACUGUCCCCUUGCUCAACCCCUGCCCCCCUCCUAAGGCCCUGUCCCCUUGCUCAGCCCCUGUCCCCCUCCUCAGCCCCCGUCCACCUUGCUCGGCCCCCGUCCCCCUUGCUCCAGCGUCAGAUAACAGACCAAAUGUCUGUUAGGAUUCCGUAAACGCUACCAGUGGCUGUCUGGCAGACAGCCACUAGGGGCAGACUUAGAGCUGCAAUGUAACUGGAACUGCAAUGUUUUCUAUUGCAGCACUAAGUGCAAUAGGGGCACAGCACCCAGACCACUUCAGUUAUCUGAAGUGGUCUGCGUGGAGUGUCCCUUUAAUGGUACACAAAAGAAGUACUGUAUAAUAUCCCAAAAGAAAACCAAAUGAUAAUGCUAAACACCCAAAAGUGUACCUCACAUACACCAAUAUAAUAUAUAACAAGAAAAGUAAAUCUAAACCACACCAAAAAAGUAAAAGUAUAGAUUAAAGGGGUAGCAUACAAAUAUCAUAAAAAAAUACAACCUGUAUAUAACAGGGAAUGAUCUUGAGAAAAUCUAGAGGAUACAAAAAAAUCACACAAUGGUGAAGUAUGUAAAGAAAAUAUAACUCAAUCCCGGAGGUAGAGAACUUACAAAAAAAGCUAUAUAGAGCAGUAUUGUAAAAUAAAGUACAUUUAUUUACACUGAUUGCACUUACAUUUAAACUGCAGUUAGCCAGCGUAUCUCCACUAACAAGUGGAAGCAUAUAAGGAAGGUCAGAUUACAGCAAGUGGAGUUACAGUCAAAAAAAUACAGCAGAAAAGAAUAUGCAUAAAAUAAAAAUAACAAUAAAAACUGGAAAACAAAUGUCCAGAUCUUUAAUCCAACGCGUUUCGUCGUUUAUAGACUUCUUCAGGGAUGUGAAUAGAUCAGAGGAACUGUUUCCUUAUAUACUAGUAAAUGUAGAUGAUUUUCGAAAUUAGCCGCGAAAAUUCUAUCACUUCCGGGUUCCGUCUGUCCCCGUCUCUUAUUGGCUGGACGUAAUGACGACCACGUUCAUAGGCACAGACGUCAAAAUAGCUUUUUUCCCUUUGAGGAUUUGGUAUUCUAAAUAUACUUUCGCCUACAUCGUAAGAUCCUUUUCAAAGAAAGUCAAGCACCUUCCUAAGAUACCCUGCAAACCCUGCAAAAGAGGGAGAUAAGCGCAGAUCAUCAGUAUCUUUUGUAAGUUCUCUACCUCCGGGAUUGAGUUUUAUUUUCUUUACAUACUUCACCAUCAUGUGAUUUUUUUUUUUUGUAUCCUCUAGAUUUUCUCAAGAUCAUUCCCUGUUAUAUACAGGUUAUAUUUUUUCAUGAUAUUUGUAUGCUACCCCUUUAAUCUAUACUUUUACUUUUUUGGUGUGGUAUAGAUUUACUUCCCUUUAAUGUUAACCUGUUAUCUUAAUUCUUUGUGCUUACUUGCUGUACAUUUUACCACUUAGGUAGCAAGCUAUUUUAUUUUGUAUUCAAGUGAUGUAUUGCAGCAGUAGUGAUUGGAGGGAAUAUGUACAGAAUAGCUCAGUCGUUAGUGCUCCAAAUGGUUUGUCUUUAGCCUCUAUGCAGUCUGCAGACUAAAUACACCACAGUUACAACUAAGCUUUUAAUUAAUUGAGGUUGAGCAAGAGACUGACAAUUUUAUAGUUAUAAUAAUGUACCUUGAGAAGUGUUUGCAAGCAAGCAAAAAAACAAAAUUGAUCUUUCCUGGUUAAAUAAUAUUAUAUUAUUGUGUAAAAUAAAAAGGUAAAAUAAUAAAGAAAAACCAUAAAGGCAAAUAAAAAAAGGCUUCUAUCCAUUAUCUUAUGCUGCACUGCAAGCUAACACUGUGUUCUCUGAUUGUUUAUCAUUUAAACAUUUUACAUAGAACAAUUCAGUUACAUAAGAAACUUGCCAAGGCCAGAACCAGGUUGUCCCGUUGUGCACCGUACUCCAGAGGAGAAAGCCAUCUGCCCAGACAAACUUAACUUAGAAAGGUAACCUCAGCUGAGAUGUUUUUUUUUUUUAUCAUGGUAGCGGGGUAAAUCUAAAAACAAACGUGCCCUUUGCUAAUAUGUUUUGCCCUUUUUUUGUAAAACAACCAAAACUCGUGUUCAUACAUGAGAGAAAAACAGCAACGCACAGUUCAACAAGUAUGAAAUUAAAUAGCGUAUUCAUGUUAUUUUGUGAGCAGAAUCUUUAGACCAAGGCUGAACUACAACUCCCAUGAUUCACUGGCUAUAUGUAUCAUUGAAAGAAUCAUGGGAGUUGUAGUUCAGCAAAAUCUGCAGGGCCGCAGGUUGGACAGGCCUGCUUUAGACCGUUCAAAAGGAAAAAAAAGGCCUGGAUUGCUGUUGUGAACGUAUUUCAGUUGUCUAAAGCCAAGUAAGUGAAAUCACAAGGUAUUUUUGUUUGUUUUUAAAAAAAAAAAAUACUUUUAUAUGUCAGUGUGCAGCAUCCUAAUUAAUACAGUAAUAUAUUGUAGCUUAAUUAAAUAUUGAAAAAAACUGUUAAAUAAAUGAGCUUUCAAGGUCAUGGGAAGAGUCUAUAAUGAGCAGUUCUGGGCAAAAUGAAAAAGUAUCCCUCCCAACAUUGAGAGCUAUGGAAAUAUGUGUUUAAAAGCUAGCAGAGAUAAAAGCGAGACUCUCUAAAAACAUAGCUUGGAGUUGUGUGUGCUCAUUUAAAAAGGAAUAUUGUUUUACAUUUUUAUUGAUAGUAUCCCGUUUGAUACACAUUUUAUGCUAUGUAACAUUUGCUUGUUUUGUUUUGAUUCAUUAUGUUCUUAGUAGUAAAUUGAAUGCUUGCUGUAUUUAACUGUUUUUCAGGCAAAAGCUGAAUGUCUGUCCUAUAAUAGAAGGGGAGGAAAAUCUGCGAUUAUUAUAUUUCCAGCACAACUUUAUUACAAAAAUCCAGAAUUUAUCAAGUCUGCAGCGCCUUAUAUUUCUAGAUUUGUAUGACAAUCAAAUUGAAGAAAUAAAUGGUCUUUCAGCUUUACGAUCUUUGCGUGUCCUCAUGCUGGGAAAGAAUAGGUACUGGUUCAUUUUUUACUGUAAUAUAUUAACAUAUCUGCAGGAGUUGAAAAGUAUUCCUCGGAUAAGGAGUCAGCAAUUGAUUUUGCAGAGAGUUGUGUGGGGGUGGGUCUUUGUUUUUUUUUGUUUUUUUUUACUAAAGUGUGAUGCGCUAUUUUAUAACCUAAUUAACAAAGUAUUAGGUUCCAUAAGUAUUAUAUCUAGGAGGCAGGGCACCCUGCCUCUGGAGUUUGUUAGGCAAAAGGCCCUAGGUUUGUCAUUUAAUCGGAUCUCUGAUCUUUAAUACAAAUUAGAGGACUUCUGUGAAUAUUUAAAUGCCUUUGUUAUUUAAAAGGGAAGUCUAAGUAACCUAUACUCAGUGUAGUGGUGAUGCUGCCAAAAGUCAAUGUGCAUCUCUUUCCGUUUUAUGUCAGACCAUUUGGAAGCAGUUUGACAAAAACCAGUGCAUUACCUUGCAGCCAGAGCACUUGGUAAUGCAGAAGUGUAAUUUCAGCAUUAUAAAGGCAACUGAAGAGAGGUGGUUUCUGGUUUGGCAAUAGCAUUGCUUUCUUGUCAAAUCAGUCUUAAAUUGAGAAUGCAAUUUUUAAAUAGCCUAUCAAGCAGUCAGGGGACAUAAUUUCUUAAUACCAUUAAAGGACAACUGCCAUCAUAUUGUCAUUUCUCAUUUUUUAAAAGUUUAUUAUUUAAUGAAACUUAAUCAUUUUUUAAAAUGAUGCCCAUUAACUGAUCUCAGACAAUUAAUGCAAUUCUGUGCAUGGUAAGAUGCAUAUAAUUGACAUUGCAGCUAGAGUUCUGGGCUGGCUGAUGACACCCCUGUCAUGCUGCUAGAGGUAAAGUUCAACCUCCGGCAGCAGAGGGGUUUAUCUCUGUGCAGUGAAAUGCUGAAGGGGUCAUGGUGUCUAGAGCAACCAUGUAUUUCUUAUUUUUAAUGAUGUAUAUUGAUUAUUAUUUAUUUUUUUAAUCUUUUUUUUUAUUUUUUAUCAUGCCUGCUGCUGCAUUUGGUCUGUUUUCUCUAUGUGAACCUCCAGCAGUAGGCAUGUUACGCUGUGCAGUUGUUUAGACAACAGUAGAAUCUGACUCAACAUGGCUGCUCAACAAUAUAAGGAAGUGACAAAAACAAUAUGCAUCAUUAAAAAACAAAAAACUGUUAUUGUGUUAAAUGUUAUAAACUUUUUGAAAUAAUGAGAAGUCAAAAUGUUAUGACCGUUGUCCUUUAAAAUGGAGUUAUCUCAAAAAUCGAAACAGAGAGAGGCUCUUCUGCAAACAUAAAACUUUAUUUGUAUGUGAUUAUUUUACAAUUAUUCAUUUUAUGUGGAAGAUAAUGUGUUAAUAUAUUUGGUCAAAUAGUAAAUUGUUUUAUUUCAAUUCAUCUUUCAGAAUUAAGAAAAUUGCAAACCUGGAGAGCCUUAAAAGUCUUGAUGUUUUGGAUUUACAUGGGAAUCAGGUAUGGGUAAACGCACAAUUCAUUCUUCCUGUAUAGAAUGGAUCCAGUGGUAUUACUUGCUACAGUACUGCUGUUUGUUCACCUUUUACAAAUUGUCCAGCAGACAUCUGCAAAAAAGUACACUUUAAGCAAAGACACAGAGGUCUCUCAAUCAUGGGAUUUCUAGCAUUACAUCUUUGGAAUGUAAUUGCAGCUAAACUCAUUGUGUAAUUUCAACACUACUCAUUAUGUACAUAUGGAACUGAUUUGUUUGCAUUUGCAACCUGUCUUCAAAUGGUCUGCAUUUGCCUUAUUAGCUUGUUUUAAGUGUUACCAUUAAAGGAACACUCAAGCUUUAGAAAACAAUAUAUCUAUUUUAAACAUAACUAUGUCCGUGUGCAUGUUUGUAUUGUUGGCCCCCAUUUUUAAAAUAAAUAACCCCCCACCCAUUAAAAAAAACAAAACAAAAAAACCCUUCACUUUAAUCCUGUGCUGCCUUAUUAUCGGCUCAGCCGCAAGUUUUUAUCACUUAGUGAUCUCAGGCCAGUCCAAUGUUUCAUAGAGAAGUCUCAGGCCAGGGGAACUGUGGCUAGGGUUACAUAAAUAAAGUGAGUAAGCUCCUAUAUAGCAGAGACUCGAGGAAUGAGACUGCAGAGGCAUGGUCUGCACACCAAAACUAAUUCUUUAAAAUAAGACUUGUUGGUGCUUAGAGUAUUCCUUUAAGUCUUACUGACAAGCCUUUAAUCGCAAAAAAAGAUGUUGUUCACGUUGUUUAAUACAUAUAAUACUACGUUUGGGGGAGAGAAACUUCAUAUGCAAAUAUAGGAAAUAUCUACUGUAUCUAUCCUUCUUAGACUGAUCACAGGUGACAUGCAAUCUUUUAGAAUUGAGUCAGACAAUCUAACAACUCUUCUAUGCAUCUUCUUAAGGUUUCAUUGGACGGGGGUGUAAUUUAAAGCCAGAUCUGAAAUCUGAAAAUGAGAAGAAAGAGAUGAUUGAAGCAUAAUAAAUAUGAUAUGAUUCGGACAUAGAGAUUUGGCUGUAAGGGUAUUGGAGAAAGAUUUAAAUAAAAGUAGGAAUUGCUCCAUGAGGUGUGAUAUUGAACAGAAAAGUUAGUUUGUGAGAAAACGGGAGUAGUGAUUGGUCCCCAAAGGAUGGCUGAAAUUGUGGGAAAAUGGGAAGAGAAAUUGGCAAAGGAAAACAUAUAUAGGGUAUUACAUUAGGAACAGCAGUGAGAUGCAGUGGGAGGAAAGAGAAAAAAAUAUGAUAUUGAGUGAACUGCAAAACAAAGUGCUGGCUCCCAAAGUUGGGAAGCAGUGGGUCACAUUUUGUUAAAUCAAUGCACGGUGUAAUUGAGAUUUGAAGUCAUAUUUUCCAUGUUGCAAAUAAAUCUACAGUUCAAUAUUACCUAUGUUCUGCUUGAAGGAGCCCUAUCCAAAAUUUAAUGACACUAAUUCUUACCGUGUUAGUUUCAAUAUAUGGUAGAAGCGCUUAAUUGGUAUACGUUUACAGUUCAAGAGAGCUAAAAAGGAUUAUAGCUUAAUACUGGUCCCGAAAAGGAAGCCCACAAUGCGAAAGACCCACUUUCAGAAAGAUCAUAUCCACAUACACAGCCUUGAUUUUCUAUUAAAUGGAUUAAUGUCAUGGAGCACUUGUAUAAAUUGUCAAUGAUUAGCUACUGCUCUUACUAGGAUAAUAAUGAUGAGUCAGGUGCGUGUUUCUGAAUAUUUUUAUACUGUGCUCUUUGCUUUAACAUUCCAGGAUUCAAUAAAGGAUAAUGGUUCUUUGGCAGUUGAAUGAUUACCCUUGGGAGGAUAUUGAGCUUUAAGCUCUCAUGGUCCAAAAGGAAGCUGAAGUGCACUUGUAGUUUUAUCACAAAUCGUAUGUCAUUUUAAUCUCUAAGAUGACUAAAGUUUAGUUCCCUGUUUCCUCUCUAAUCAAUCAAAAUACUAAUUUCAAAUGUGAACCCGUUGAUAUUUCUGAAGGGCCAGAUUAUAAUGAUUAAUAAAAGCAGGUUCUUUAAAAUUUAUUUUGAAGCACAUUUUUAUGUCUAAAUGGGAAGAAGUAUUGCUAGGUACCAAUUAGAUAAUGUUAGAAAACCUUGUGUUGUCUUUAACAAAGGUCUUUUUUUAAUUGAGGAGCAGUUAUCAAUUAGGAAUUCAGUAUGGGCUAUGUGUGAAGCAUGCAAAAAGAACAUUGCUCACAUUGUGGCAGCAACACAAACCUGUGUUUUAUGCUUAAUCUAUUAUAUGUUUUUUGUGUAUUUUUUUCUAGAGACAUUAGUUGUAUGAAAGUAAAACAGCUUGACAGUUAUGUUGGUGGACAUAUCAUCCAGGUUCACUGCCUCAGAAAUGGUCAGUAUCAGAAAUAGUCUCUGGUUGUGAAGGGGGACUGAUGUGGGAGUUCCGCGAACGGUAUGCAUUGUUGGUUCUUGUAAAAUUGGUGUAUGCGUGUCAGGUCGUUAUCUUCAAAGCGUGUAAAAUCCUUUGGGACCAUGCCAGGUGCGAAUUUCGUGUUUCGAAGGAUAGGCAUGAGUGGGGAGGGAUGGGGAAUGAGAUCGUGUUUUUCGGUGAUUUUAUCCCAUGUUUUGAUCGUUGUGCAGAGUGCAGGGGAGGUGGGGGGAUGGGCGGUCUAGCUUGUUUUGGAAGCCAGAUGUAUAGGGAUGGGAAGUCGUUACCAAAGAUGAUAUGUUCCAGGUCCACCCAACGUUUUAAGCCGUAUGCGGCAUGUAGUUGGAUUGUUUGUGCUAUUUGUGCGGCCUGGAAAUAUAGGGUGAAGUUAGGUAGUCCGAGCCCGCCGGCUCUGUUCGGUAUGUACAGUGUUUGGCGAGCGAUCCUAGCCCUUUUACCGGCGAAUUUGUCUAUGUUGCUUUGUAGUUUUUUUUUUUUUGUUUGUUUUUUUUAUUUGCAUUUUAUGGAAUUUCACAGUCGUAUUACAGGUAUACAGGGUAUGCGAGUUACAUUCAUGAGUACAGCAUAGAGAGUGCAACUAUUAAGCAGCAUGUAUUGACAAUGUGCUAUCAUAACCGUACAUUGAUGAGAACCAGUUUAAAGCAUACAUGUAGUAGUGAUAUUAUAGGUACACCAUUAAACAAUAUGUCAUUAAACAGAGUAUCCUGACAUUGCUAUUAUGCCCAUAUUUGUGUAGCUCUCCUUCUUGUCCAUUGGGCGUGAUAGUUGGAGUUCUCUCUUCGCUUUGCCAGUGUCGAUAAUUGCUCAGUUGUAAAAGUAACCCGCAUCUUCCCUGGUGCCUAGCUACUUUCCAGUGAACAGGGGAAUGUAAACUUGGGGCAUAACCUGGGUGUAAUGUGGGGAAAAAGGGAGAGGUAGAGGAGGGGAGGGGGGCGGGUGUUGGUCCCUUAGCUUAGUCCAGCUUUUAGGCCUAUUCGUUGGCCUCAAUAAAUUGCACCAGUGUACGCAACCAGCUUAAGUAGGAGGGGGUAGUAUGUGCAGGCUUCCAUAUGGUCAGAGAGUGAUGUUAAGAAGGUUUGCUUAGUACUCUUCCCUUAAAGCAUUGUCUUGUGGGCUACAACGUAAAGGUGUUUAGAGUGUUUAAGUGUCACUGUGUCUGUUGGUAUGUGUCCCAUUUUUCCCACGCCUCCUUCCAAAAUUUUUUCGGGGGAUUGUUGGACCUGGCCAUUAUCUCAUACCCCUUUAUGGUUUCAAUGUGGGUUAUGCAGCUCUGUAUGUUGGGGAUCGUCUGCUUUUGCCAGUGUUUGCUGAUAUGUAACAGAACUGCUAGGAUAAUGUGAUAUAUUAAAUAUCGGGAUGAUUUUGUAUGGCUUGGUGGUAUGUACUGUAGGAGGUAAUGCUCGGGGGUAUGUGCGAGAGAUACACCUGUAGUGUUUUUAAUUAGGGUCUGUGUGUCCGUCCACAAUGGUGUCAAGACCGGGCAUUCCCACCAAAUGUGUAGCAUGGAGCCUUGGGCUUUAUUGCUUCUCCAGCACAGUCCUGUAUUCUUAGGUAUCAUAUGUUUCAGUCGGGAUGGUACUAAGUACCAACGAUAUAAUAAUUUCCUGGCUAGUUCUAGAUGGGCUGUGCUAAGUGUAAGUUUCUUAUUCUCACAUAGUACAUAUGACCACUGCUCUUUUGUUAACUGUUUUCCUAGUUCCACUUCCCAUGCUUUUACAAACUGUAGUGUAUGCGGGUCUGGUACACGAUAAUGGUGAUUGUACAGUGUAGAGAUUAGCUUAAGUGGCCUUUUCGCCUGUGUGCAGAGACUUUCUAAUGCAUUGAAAGUGUUCCACCUGUUUGCUGCAGGCAGUGCUUUUCUAUUUGUCUGCAGCCAUGAGUUUAUCUGUCUGUACGCAAAUGCUGCUGCAUUGGGUAAUUGGUAUUUAUUUUGCAGUUGGCUGAAGGGGAUGAUCUCUCCCUGAUCAAACAACUGAUGUAAAUAUAUCAGACCUCUAUUGCUUCAGGACGUUAUGUUCAAUGAAGGUAUCAGUCCAUAAAAGGAAUCUAGGAGGAAGGCUGGUGAGAGCCCCCCAUCAAAACCUUGUUCCUUGUGAAAUCUGUUCCAUUCUCGUAAUGUUGUAGCUGUGAGUGGUGACAUAUCUUUAUAUUUUUUUCUGAGUUGUGGUGGAGUCCAGGCUAGGUGCGUUAUUUUUUGUCCCCCAGUUAGGUCAGCCUCUACAGUUACCCAAGGGGAUGGUUUGUCAUAUUGGUGUAAUUCGUUGACCAGCGGUGCAAGUAUAGCUGAUCUGUAGUACGUGGCUAUGUGUGGUAAUCCCAUUCCCCCUCCUUUAUAUGUGAGGUACAUGAUUUUUGCCGCUAUUCUGGAUUUCUUAUGGGACCAGACAAAGGUGUUAAUCAAUUGUUGUGCGUCGUGAAGGAAUGUUUUUGAGAGCCUAAUUUGUAAUGUACGGAACAUGUAUUGCAGUCUCGGGAGAAUUUUCAUUUUGACUGCUGCUAUUCUACCUAUCCAUGAUAUGUAUUUCCCUUUCCAAUUCGCCACCUGCUGUUUUAUGGAUGUAAGGAGUUUGCCGUAAUUCUCCCGAUGUAAGUUCCUCUCUAGUCUCGUAAAUUUUAUGCCCAAGAAGGUUAGGUGGUCUUGUCUCCAUUCAUAAUGGUAUUUCUGUUGCAAGGCUGUAUACAGCGAUGCGGGUGCAUGCAGACUCAUUGCUUGCGUUUUAGAACUGUUCAAUUUGUAAUAUGAGCAAUUGCUGUACUGUUGCAACAGAUUCUGGAGUUCUGAGAUAGAGGUGAGUGGGUCAGACAAGGAGAGCAUUACGUCGUCUGCAAACAUCGUUAUUUUGUAUAUUUUAUUUUUAAUUUCCACACCUCGGAUUUGGCUGUUAUCCCGUAUCGCCUGGGCUAAUGGCUCUAACGCAAGAAUGUAUAAGGCUGGGGAGAGCGGGCAUCCCUGCCGUGUUCCGUUUGUGAUAAGGAACGGCUUGGAUACAAACCCGCCAUUCGCAACCUGUGCUGAUGGCUUGGAGUAUAGUGCCGAGAGUAGGGAUAGGAAUUGUUGUGGGAAUGCAAAUUUUUGUAGGACAGUUCUCAGGAAGUUCCAGUGUAGUCUGUCGAACGCCUUCUCGGCGUCCAGGGAUAUAAAGACCCUGGACUCUCCGAGAGGCGUCCCAUUAUAGAGGAGGCUGUGGAGCUUCCUAGUGCCGUCAGUCCCCUGUCGCCCCCUCACAAAUCCCACUUGGUCCGGGUGUGUAAUAAAGGGGAUUAGGGCCGCUACACGAUUGGCGUAUAUUUUGGCUAGGAGUUUCGUAUCUGUGUUUAACAGUGAGAUAGGUCUUAAAUUUUUUGGUUGCGUGGGUGGUUUCCCUGGCUUUGGUAGCGUGGCUAUGUGUGCUAAUAGCAUUUCCGAUGGCAUCUUCCCUGUGUGUACAAUAUGAUUCAGUGUGUGUACUAGAUAGGGGCUCAGGAUGUCCGAGAAGACUUUGUAGUAAGUAUUCGUGAAGCCAUCUGGCCCGGGUGAUUUCCCCGAAGGGAGUGAGCGGAUAGUUUGCUGUAACUCUGUCAGUGUAAUCGGUUCUAUCAGGGAGUCCUGCUGUUGUUGUGUUAAUUUUGGCAAUUUUAUCUGUGAGAGGAAGUUAUCAAUUUCUACUUGUGUUGGCUGAUGCGUUUGGGGAUCCUUUGUUAGGUUAUACAGGUUUUGGUAAUAGGCUGCUGUUUCUUCAUUAAUGUCUAUGGGGUUAUAUAUUUUCCCACCUGUGCUGGUGAGUAAAUAUGGGAUUUUGGAGUGGGCUUGGUGAUGCCUCAGUAAAGAUGCAAAUUUUUUCCCUGCUCUGUUUCCAUGGGUGUAAUGCUUCAAUUUGAGUGUUUGUAGAGUGCGCGCUGUUUUUUGAAGUAGGAGAUCAUUUAAUUGAUUUGUAGUUUGUUCUAUUUCAAUGUUGAGGCCGGGGGUGGGGUGUAGAAGUUGGGCUGCGUUUAGGUCGCGCAGUUUGGUCAAUAGUGCGAGGCUCGCCUGUUGAGAGGUCCUGUUUAGGAAGGACGCUCUGCUAAUGAGCUGACCUCUAAUAACUGCCUUAUGUGCCUGCCAAGAGGUAGUAGGUGAUAUGUCAGGUUGGUUGUUAAGUUGGAAAUAUUUACCUAUCUCAGUCCCCAAUUCCUUUUGAAAAGUGCCGUUGUAUAGGAGGGUAUCAUUUAGUCGCCACGGGGCUUUCCCUCUGUGUUUGUAAGUAUCCUGGGUUAUGAGGGUCACCGGAGCGUGGUCCGACCACACUAUGUCCCCUAUGUUACUCUGUAUUGUGGAGGGCACCAAAUCUCGUGACACCAAUAUGACGUCUAUUCUGGAGUGGGUUCCAUGCACCUUGGAAUGGAAAGUGUAACUUUUGUCGUUCGGGUGUUUCGUUCGCCAUAUGUCAUAUAAAUUUGUGGUCAAGUAAGAGCUUGGUGAUGGCUUUGCAUUGUGGUAUUAAGGAUCUAUGUCUGGGAGUAUUAGGCGACACUGUCGUGUCCAUAGUCGGUUGGAGAAUAUGGUUCAUGUCGCCGCAUAUUAUGAUGCCAGCUCUGUGCUCGUGGGGUAAUUUGCUCAGUACUUUAUGCAAAAAAUUGCGCUGGUUAGAGUUAGGGCUGUAUAUGCCUACUAAGGUAUAUAUGGCUCUGUUAAUUUGACAGUGGAUUAUUAAGUACCGACCUUGUGCGUCUGUUUUAAUGUUUAGCAGUUCAAAGGUGAGCGAUUUGUGAAACAAAAAGGACACUCCCCUUGUUUUGGAAGAAUAGGUCGUAUGAUACUGCGUCGGAUAGUCUUGUUUCCCAAAUUCUGGUAUUCUCCCACGCACAAAGUGCGUUUCCUGAAGGAACAUAAUAUCUACUUUAGCUAUCUUAGUUUCCUCUAACAGAACUCUGCGUUUGUGAGGGGUGUUCAGUCCCCGUACGUUAUGUGAGUAUAUUUUCAUAGUGUACUGUUAUAUGGGUUGGUCGCUGAGUUUUUAGUUUACUUCUGAUUGUAUCUUCUAUUCGCGUGUGUAUGUUAGUUGUGCUCGUAUCAGGCAAGAGUGCCCCUGUGGGGGUACUAGUGGUCAUAGCUGGUAUGGGUAGUGGCUUGGACUUUUUCAUCCUUGCGGGACUAGGGUCAAGAACAUGGGGAGGUGUAAACCGGGUAGAAACAGAAACAAAGUAUAUACAUAGAUGGGUCUUGGUACUGGUGGUGAGUACCGUGGGGGUGGAAACUUGCAUGUUUCCGUGUCAUGGCUAUGGGUCUUCCGCUAUCUUUUAACCUUGGGGGCGGUCGGUCGCACUAGGUCACCCAUGCAGUAAGUACUAAGAGUCGUAUAGGCUCUUUGGUAUGUGUACAGUUGUUUUAAGAAAAGGGAUAGAUGGUAGUAGGACUAGGAGAAAUUUUUGUCAGGCAUAUUUGUAAAUACAUAUAUAUAUACACAUAGAUUCAUCAUAAUCUGCAGCUGGUAAGCACAUCCAGUAGAGCAGCAUCUUACUCCCUAGCAGCUGGGAGGGCUCGUUAGGGUAAUGGGUAUCUAUUGAUUACAAACAGAACUUAUGUUCUACCAUUUUUUUUUUUUUUUUUAUCUCUAAGCAGUAUAACAGUGUUGCCCUCACACUAUACUCUUGAUGAGGCACACGGAGAGAAUGGGUGUGUCCUCUGCAAAUCAUCGCCCCUCCCGUGAGCUACAGGUUGCUAGGGGGGGUCCGUUCAGCCCCAUACCUCCAUUAAGUGUUGGGGAGUUAUUGCUUGCCAGCUUAAGUAGCCUUAAGGAACUAUGUAGUUUAACUUGUUAUAGCCAAUCCGUGUUAACCUGAAUUUUUUUUUUUUUAUAUAUAUAUAUAUAUAUAUAGACCUUGUGAUAUCUUCCCCAGCCCUCGGGUCCAUUGCAAGCACCUAUGUAUAAUCAGAUUUAUACUUGCGGAUGUCCAGCAGUUCAUGCAUUGUGCCAGUCCAGUGGGAUGCGCCUGGCAGGUGGGGUGUGAGGAUCCGGUCUUUGGUCCAUGAGUCCCCAGGAUUGUAGUCCAUCUUCAGGUGAUGUGAUGACAUGGGUGGUGUUAUCUUUCGUCACCAACAUUUUGGUAGGGAAGCCCCAUCGGAAUCUGAGGCCAUGAGCCCUCACGGAGUUGGCUACCUGAGCGAACUCUUUCCUUCUACGAAGAGUGGACGCCGAGAGAUCUGCAAAAAUCAGCAGGUUUGGGUAACCUUCUAGUGGUGUCGCUUUAUUUCUGCUUGACUUGAGUAUAAGCUCUUUAAUAUGAAAAUAAUGCAUUCGCAGUAGCACAUCCCGCGGUGCAGUUUCUGGCAAGAACCGUGGUCUAGGCAGACGGUGUAUUCGGUCCACGAGUAACAUAUCGGUUGGUAUGUCCGGAGCAUAAGCGUUAAACACGCCUCUGACAUAUGCCUGCAGGUUCUCCGGCACAACAUCCUCCGGGAUCCCUCUAAUGCGCAGGUUGUUCCUGCGUGCGCGAUCCUCCAGGUCAGUUAUUUUAUUUUUGUUCCAGUUGUUCCACAUGAGAAGCUAUGUCAUUGUGUGCUGUAGCAAAUUCUGCCAUCUUGUUCUCCAUGUGGGAGGUGCGCUUGCCUAAUUCUUGCAUGUCCUUCCUCAGCGAAUCCGCUGUGUGUUGCCACGAUGUAAUUAGCUUGCUUGACAGGGUGUCCAAAGCUUGUUGUAAAUAGCUCUUGGUAAGUUUGUCAGGAUCACUUUCCUGCAGUGCUGCUGUGUUCUCUAGGCUGUCAGUAGCGGAGCCGCCAUCUUGUGACCAGGCCCGAGCCUCCUCCGGUUCCUGGUGCGGUUUAUGUCCAAAGAAAUUAAGUUUUUCCGCUUUGUGUGCAGAUUUCUUGCCUCUCUGCUGUGCCAUCUUCGUUUUUUUAGCAGUUGUGCCGCCGUGUUGCGUUAGAUGGAGUCAGAUUGCGACCCGUGUUGCCGGAGUGAAAGGAUCACACGUCCAUUCCUCUCGGCGGUUAGCCACGCCCCCCGCUUUGUAGUUUUUUUAAAGUCGGACGCGAGUAUGGGGAUCGGGAGGGUUUGGAAGAGAUAUAAGAACCUCGGAAGGAGGUACAUUUUUACCGAGGCCAUUCGUCCCAGCCAUAAGAUCGACAUGUCCUUUUCCAGGUCCCGUGUUGCUUUGUUGAGUAGGGGUAUAUAGUUUUGGUUGUAAGUUUGUGUCAGGUCGGCUGGGAGGACAGUACCUAUAUAUUUGAUGGUGGAGGACUGGUAACUGAAUGGGUGUCGGGUUUGGAGGGUUUGAAGGUUGAUGUGGUCGAUCCGGAUCGGGAGGGCUUCAGUCUUAUUGAGGUUUAGCUUGUAUCCGGAGACCUUUGCGUAUUUGUCUAGUGCUGUGAUCAGGGGUGGGAGUGAGUUCAAUGGGUCUGUAACUGUUAGGAGAAUGUCAUCCGCAUAUGCUACGAUUUUGUACAUUUCGUCUUGGACCUGUAUACCCUGUAUGUCGUUGUGGUUUCAGAGAAGUUGGAGGAGAGGUUCGAGGGAUAAGGCAAAUAAGAGAGGGGGCAUCCCUGACGUGUGCCAUUCUUGAUUUGGAAGGAUGGAGGUGUGGAGGGGGGUAGAAGAAGGUUAGCUGUGGGAAAGGAGUAUAGUGUGUGUAGGGCAUUUAUGAAUGGUAGUGGGAAUCCAAAUAUCCAUACUGUCGCGAAGAGAAAGGGCCAUAAUAGUCUGUGAAAUGCUUUUUCAGCGUUGAGGGAGAGGAUUAGGGUAGGGAUUCGUCGGUGGUCGGCGUACCAUAUAAGGUCGAAUGUUCGUCUCGUGUUGUCACUAGCUUGUCUGUUCGGGAUGAACCCGACCUGGUCUGGGUGGAUAAGUCUUGGUAGGAGCGGGUUGGGUCUUUCGGCCAUAAGUUCUGUGAAUAGCUUAACGUCUAUGUUAAGCAGUGAAAUAGGUCUAUAGUGGCCGGGAUCGAGCUGGGAUUUGCCAGGCUUCGGAAGGAGGCAAAUGUUUGCCUGUAGCAUGUCUGGGGGUAUUGGGUCCCCUUGGAGUUAAAGAGGUUGCAUAGGUGUGAGAGUAAGGGUGCGGCGAAGGUCUUAUAAUAUAGGCCAGAGAUGCCGUCCGGGCAUUUGUUCGGUUUUAGUGUUUUGAGCGGGUUCGCUAAUUCUUCCGGUGUAGCGGUCGCUGUUAGUCUCCUGGCUCCUUUAGGCGUCAGUGAGGGUAGGGUGAUAGAGUCGAGGUAGUCUCCUAUUUUGGAGGUGAGUAGGGUGGGAUCGAGUCUGUGUUGGGGGCUGUGGUCGUAAAGUUCCGAGAAGUAGAAUUUGUUUCAUGUGUGGUUCCGUCUUUUGAGUGGAUUUUAGUGAUGUGUUUGUGGGCUGCCCUACAGUUGAGUUUGCGUGCGAAUAGUGUGUCUGCUUUAUUGGACUUUUCGUAGAAGAGCUGCCGCGUCCGUGUCUGCGGACAUAAAGUCUUUUAUGGCCACCUGGCAUUGGGUUAUCUUAGUGUUUAGUUCAGGAGUGGGUUGCUGUUUGAAUUUGGUUUCUAAAGAGCGGAGUUCGUUUAGGUUAUGUUCCAGGGUCACUAGUCGUUGCUUUUUGUGGUAUGAGGCCAGGCUUAUAAGGGAGCCUCUGAUUACGUUUUUAUGAGCUGCCCACAAUGUGCCCGGUGAAGUUAGUGAAUGUUUAUUCAGAGAGAAGUAGUCUGUGAUGGCCUGUGAGGUGGCUUUGUGGAUAAGGGGGUUAUGUAGCAACGUGGGGUUUAGCCGCCAAGACCAUUGUCUGGUUGUGUCUAGUGGUUCGAGAUUGAGUGUGAUAUCGGUGUGGUCUGACCACGUUAUCGAUCCGAUGCUCGUGGAUUUGGUCAGAGGAAGUAGUGAUGGUGAUUUUAAAAACGUGUUUCUGCGUGAAUGGGAUUGGUGUGGGUGAGAGUAGAACGUGUAGUACCGAGUGGUGGGGUGCUGGGCUCUCCACACGUCGAUGAGUCGGGUUUGUGUGAGGAAAGUUUGAAAGAGUUUGGCGGAUUUGGCGGUAGAGGUGCGGGGUUUCCUGUGAGGACCCAUUCUUCGUAGAUCUAUCGCCGGGGAUGAGGUGGCAUUAAAGUCUCCACCCAUCACCUGGUGAUGUGAGGAGAAUAAUGCGAGGUGGGCUUGUAUCGUGUGCCAGAAGGAGCUUGACGGAGCGUUGGGUGCAUAUAUGGAGGAGAUGACGUACUUUUGAGUGCCGAUUCUCCCAGCGAUCGUGAGAAAACACCCUAGAUAAAGCAGAGUUUUACUCUGCUAUUUCCUAGAAUGCGCCUCUAGUGGCUGUCUGAUUGAAAGCCACUAGAGGCGUUUUAACCCUGUAAAUGAAAACAGAACAGCAAUGUUUACAUUGCAGAGUUAAAUGGGGGGACAUGGCACCCAUACUACCUCAUUGAUGGUCUGGGUACCUAAAGUGUCCCGUAACUCGCAUAACUUCCUUCUUAUGGAUGUAAUGUAGAUAUUAUAAUAACAUCUUUAUCUCGGGACAUACUUAGAAAGCUUGUGAUAGCUAAAUGUAUAAUUACUGGUCAAAUUCUGUGGCUUACUAUUACUAUUAACAUUGUAUCUCAUGUUAAGACCUGUAAUAUGUAGAUUUUUGCAUGGAUGUGCACCAUGAAAAUAUAAACAAUACCAGAAAUUAACAUUUGUGCUGCUUACUGUUACUUCCCAGUACUCUUUAUUUGUUUUUGCAAUCGUCCCAUUCCUUGUUUUCACUGAGUACUUUGAAAAUAUAUUCAGAAUUAUUCUGAAUAUUCUAUUGCUAAAAGGACUAUAACCACCACAGUGAAGUCUGGCAGCUGGGUCCUGCAAAGUUGCCCAGUCCUGAACAGCCUGCAGCUAGAGUUUUGCCCUGUCCCAAACAGUCUACAGCCAGAGUUUUCAUAACGAAAUGGAGGAAAUGGUGCCAUACCAGGGGUAGUGAGCAAUAAUUGGGUGAGGGCAACAGCUGAGCUUCCUUGGCUAAUCAUUGCCCUAAUAUCUGAAAUUAAUUGAUAUAUUCUUAGACGGAGACCAGGCUGUAGCCUGAGAGGGACAGAGUGUCUCUGCUAAAUGGUGAGUAAACUUUUUAGCAGUUGUGUGAGACCUGGCAACAAAGACUUCCGGCAUCACAACCACUUUAAUCAGUUGAAGUAGCUAUGGUGCCUACAGUGUUGUGUUCCUUUAACUUAUUUAACUUAUUUUUUCUUUAUUUUAAACAAAGUAUGAAAACUGCAAACAGGCCUCCCCAGGCUUACGCCUUGAUCUAACUAAGGGAACAGUGAUGUGGGAAAGAAAUGCAAUGCUUAAUCCUAGUUAUGUGAUUACUAAAUUAUAUUUACCAUGAAUUAUUACUCGAAUUAGUGUUUAUCACCUGAAAUCUGUAAUGCAGUCAACAUCAGCAAACGUUUAUGUAAUUAAAAUGAUCUCACCUGUGUGAUGCUGUGUGUCCUUACAGAUAUCUAAGAUAGAGAAUGUCAGUCACCUGGGAGAACUAAGAGUGUUAAACCUUGCAAGGAACUUCAUAAGCCAAGUGGAAAAUCUUAAUGGUCUAGACUCACUAACAGAACUUAACCUUAGACACAACAAAAUCAAUCUUGUGGUAAGUAAAAGAUUAAUUAUUUUGAUUUUUUUUUUCAUGGAUCAUUUAUGUCAUGUCAGCAUAUGGAUGAUAAGAAUGAUGAUGAUUAUGAAACAUAUCAUGUAGAUAAGAAUAUUAGCCAUCAUUUUAUACUUGAGAUAUGUCCGUUGUGCUGACAUUGGCUAUUUUAAGAACGCAGUGAGAUUUUGAAUAUUAAUUGAUUGUAAUGUUACAUUGCACCUUCCUGGAAGAUUAUACCACCAUGUUGGCAGGCCUUUGUUUACUCCAGUCUAGUUGGAGAAAAGCAUUCGCUGAUGUGCUUUAGCCUUCAUUGUAUAUGCCAUAUAUUGGCAGUACUGGUCCUUUUUCCAAUGAAAUGCUAAUUUACUUUUUGCAGCAUGGUAUCCUUUCAGAGAUCUCACAAAAGAACGCCGGCCAUUGUCCAGUAGAUGCAAAUCCUCUUCAUACCAUCCAGUGUAGCUCUGUUUUGGAAGCUUCCUCUACUAGGGAUAUGAAUACCUACUUGAGAAGUCUCUCUACUACUUGAUGUAGUUUUGUUGAUCAUGUGAUUCAUUCUACAGUUAAAUUUUCUUCAUUAUUGCUUUCACUGGUCUUUCAACAGUUAGACCAUUUCUCAUUAAAGGAACACUAUAUGUAUUCCUGUUACAAUAGCUGUGAAAGCACUAUUUAGGUUUCCGGCUCCCUGCCAGGAAAGUAAAUGGGGAUUUUACUCACCCUUUUCCAGCACCGCGCAGAUCUCCUGAUGGCUGGCCCUGAUCCCAUUCUGCCUCCUUGACUGAGAUCAUCAAACUUGACGAUUUCCACCAAUCCAAUGCUUUCCCAUAUAAAUGCAUUGGCAGGCUAUUGCACAUGAGCAGCAAAACAGCGCUGCGCCAAUCGUCAUCUCGUCAUAGAGAUGCAUUGGAUCAGUACAUCACUAUGAGAAGCGUUCAGCAUCUUCAUGCAGAGCGUAGAGACACUGCUGUCUGUGCUACACACUGUGCAGCACUGACCCCUUAAGCAUAUCUAGUGGCCAUCAGCAAUGUAAAAACUGCCUUUUAUAUGUAAAGCCAGUGAUUGGUCUGGUGACUGAAGAGUCCCUUUAACUCCACUUGCAUCACUGUUGGGCUCAUAGACGCUUUGCUGUUUACAUGGCUAAGAUCCCCACACAGCACGGGUAGCUUGACCCUUUAGCCAGAUAACAUCUGAAUACCGGUUGACUGUGACAUGCAUUCUGAUUCUGGCUCAAAUGAGCUGUCCUUUGAUUAAAGUAUUGGUACAGACAUUUUUACUGGAGUCAAUUGCUGUAUUAAAUAUUUAAAUAAGGGCGCAAAUAGAAAAGGGAUAGGUUACUGCAGUACACAAACAGAAUUAAAAAAACAGUAGCAACAAGCUGCUCUAUACUACGAUGCUCUCACAAUGAUCAAAUAAAGAUGAAACCAAAGGAAAUGAGGAGACAAUGAGGUACAGGUAUAAUUUGUGUACAAACAGUGCUACUCACAUUUAUUGAGGAACGAAUAGAAUAUAACCAAUAAUAUGAGAAAAAUAGCUAAGAUCAGCUCUUAUCUUUACUAGUGCUUUCCUGAGUAGUAGAUGACUGUGUGACAGUGAUAAUGUAGUAUUUGUAUUCUGAAUAUAUUACAGUACAUGUUUAUUCUUGGAACUUUGGCAUGUCAGCAUUUGGUGCAGCUGUACAUUAACUGGUGCUGCUAUAUAUUCAGGUCAUAUCCUACACGUGAUAGCAGUCAUUCUUAAUACUGCUCUGUGCUGGGUUUUACAGAUGAAACCCACCCAUAUUAACAUACAAGUGAUCCAUCAUGUGUUUAUACCAGUGAGAAAUGCAAUCUAGAUUACCUGUUACUGAAUUUCAACUGUUUCAGAUUUUACCUUCAGAUUAAUUUUUUUAUUUGCAAAAAAAUGAACAUCCAACAUGCAGUCUUUGCUAUAUUAAGUUGUCUAAAGCAAAACUUUGACAUUUCGAACAAGUAUUUCAAACAAGUAUUUUAUUGAUCCAAAGUAUUCAACCACAAAGUGCAGCUUAGUAAGAGGGGCCCACUAGUGCAGCCCACAUUUAUUCAAAGUAUUUUAUUGCACCAUCAGCUUGAAUUUAAAAUAUAAAACAAAAAUAUUAUGUGAACUGUACUGAUGUAACUAAUUUAAAGUAUGCAAACUAAACCUUCAUUAUUCAUUUUAGUGAUUUGAAAUCCCAUGUGAGUUGAAUCAUUGGAUUUGCAUGUCUACAGCAGAAUCCCUAUUUAUAGCAAUGCUGCCUAUUUCCAUGUGAAAUAAUAGCCCGUGCAUACAGUCUACAUGCUGUCUAGAUUUGUUACAAUUGAACAUUCGCUUCAAGCUUGAAAGCAUGAAAUAUUAAAGGAUGGAUGCAUUCCGGAUUGUAAGGCCCUGACCAAUAUGAAAGCAAAUGGUUGAGGAAAUGAAUUACAAAAUCAGGUAUCACAGCUUGAUUACGUAAUAAAUUCAUGUUCCAAUCAAUCUAGGUUAUGAUUUAGUGCUACACAAUAAAACGGAAAUGUGCUGCGGUGCCCCCAAUCACUGCACUUGCCAGCAUGCAGUUAAAAUGAUGAGCAUGCAUCUUGGCUACUGCAAGGAGCCCUAUGUCUGUCUUCCCUCCUCCCCUUCCAGUGCCUUUCACCUUGCAAGUGUAGCUUGCUCUGCAGAAUAGAUCUCUGCACUGUAACACUCCCAGAAGCUACAUCAGAAAGGAUGGAGCUGCAAGCUCCUCAGUAAUCAAUGCUGCAUCAGGACCACAGUAAUUAGCAGGGAGUGUGCUUUGUAUCAGCUGAGCAGAUGUUACAGUGCUACGUCACAUACUCCCCCUUGAUGUGGUGAAUCUGCUUCUUUUCAGAGAGAUGUGGAUACUUUGCCAAGCCUCCAGCUUUUGUAUCUCAGCUUUAACAACAUAUCAAGGUAAGGACAGGUUUAUUAAUGCACUUCGCCAUCUGCCUGUGAUUAUUAACUGUUCUGUGUCCCCUGUAUAAUAUGUGGUUUCUUUGACAACAGAAGCCAUCCUAUCGCUGUGUUUUACAUUAUAGCUGAAUAAGACACAUUGUAGAAUGCUAGCAUGUUGUCUUCCUGAUUUGCUGCUACACCCACAUAAACACGUAGAGGUCUAUAAUCAACUAAUUUAGGGCCAUAAAAUGAUGUAUUGUCAUGGGCACUCUAUAUUCUUUAUUCAGAGGCUUGUAAAUGCAGAUCUAAAUUAUUUUUCAUUAGGUGUCCUUGUCCUUGCAAGUUUGUGCCAUCAAAAUUUUAUCUUACACAAUACCUUCUUGGUUGUUCAACUGUACAUGCACAUCAGGCAUAUAUAUGCUAAGCUGAUUAGAACUACAGAUUCUCCUGAUGCUUUGCCAGUAAAGCAUUGUGGGAGUUGUAGUUUUAAAACCGCAUGGGAGAGUAUAUGUAUCUACACCCCUGCUGUAGGUCAAACAGCUGCAGUUUGCUUUGCAGUGGUAUUAUAUAGUCCGUAGCUGAAUCUGAUGUCCUGCAAUUAUUUUAGAGUUAGGGUCUGAAACACGCACAGUCUGAAUCUGUUAUUUGAAUGGUGCUGAUCCAGAAAUGACACUGCAGUAUCGCUUUUUUUCUCUGCACAACACAGAAAGUCACUCAAAUUAUCCAGAGUAAUUGCUUAUAUUAGAUUGGCUUCACAAUUAUUUACAUAACUGUCCUUUACAAUUCACGCUUUUCAUAGUUUUCUACAAUGGUUUUUAUUUAUUGUUCUUUUAAGAGAUUGACGUUCUAUAUCUGUGAAAAUAUACUUAAAAUACAUACAUGGUUUCUGUGACGAACUGAACCUCGGCAUGCUGGCCAGCCUCUUACCAAAAGACUAUGGGCCCUUUAAAAAAAAAUAAAAAAAAAUACGUGAACAGACUUGGUUUGUGGGAUUUUAUAUUUGGUUUGGGAACUGAACAGCUGCACGGACCGGAGACCACUCUGGAGCUUUGUAGCAAUUUCCACCGCAGUGUUCUAAAUUUUCGUCUGGGUGGCCGUAUUUCCUAUGGACGAUCAUGAGGUGGCGGCCAUCUUGUUCACAUGAAAACAGGCACCGGUGUUUGGUCGUCGAGUUCAUGGAACUAUUUUCGGACACUGAAACGUCCGAACACCGCUGGACUUCCAUGAUCGCCAAGGGGAACAAGCUCCAGGGUGAGACUAUUGACUAUGUUCUGUAGUUUGUUCGUGUUUAAACUACCAAACUAGACCGACCGUAAGCCCUGAUUCUCUGAAACUGUUUUGGGCAUGGGACCAUGCAGGCGGUCGGUCAAAUUAUGACUUCCAGGAAAUUCCUGAACCGAUCUGGGUGAUUUUGGUUAUGUUGGUCACCCAGAUCAGGGCUAUCAGGGGAUGUAACUUUUGGGGGGAUUUUGUGUGUUUUUAAGGUAUUUUGGGGGUUUGUAAAAAUGUGUGUUUUUUUGUGCCUGGAGAUAAUUGAGUUUAAUACAGUGCUGACUCCAUUAUCUCACAGGCAUAGGGAAGGGAUUGACCAAUUUUGUAUGGGAGUGUUCUGGACCUGAGAGCCAAUGUAAUCGUGUGUAUGUUUUUACAGUAGUCUACUCUCAGGUUUAGGAGGGAGUGCCCCUUGCAUGGGGACCUGCAUAUAAGGCCAGUUGUGACUGCCAUUAAAGAGAUUCAUUUUACCCUUCAUGUUUGGGGGAUUGGGGAUUGCUAUGGGGAUUGCUAUAAUCACUAUACUCCCUUGGCGUACAACAAUUGCUCUUGUAAGAGCAGCCUGCUUUGCUCUCUGGACAAGGAGAGGACUACCCACUGGAAGCUGGAUCCUUGUGGGUGGAGGACAGCGAGACCCCAACCAAGCUGGGGCGGUUUGUCGGGUUUAUGGUGGUUAGGGUGUCCGGUGCGGUGCUUAUGGUACUCAAGGAUUACUAGGAAGCAGCGAUUGACUGAGGUACCCGGUCGGGGUGCCAGGCGGUCCAUCACAUUUUCUUAAAGAAAUAUACUCCUCAUUUAGCACAAUUAAAAUAUAAAAAAGGAUAAAAAGAUGGGAAAAUUAUUUUUUUUCUAUAGUUUCUUCUGUAAUAAUUAUUGCAUAGCAAGGGCAACUAACAAAUGUAAACCAUUAAGAAAUAAACUAAUUUUUAUUUGAGGAUACCUUGUUAGGCCAGCCAUUUAGCAGUUAUAGAUCACAUAUUACAAAGAGUACAUUAUAUAUACAUAUAGACAGGGUGGGCAAAUAUUCAGAGUAGGAUUUGAGGAGGCAAUAAGCAUGUAUUCCUGACCCUAUAGUGUUUAAUCCACCAUUUAGCUGGCUUGCCCCCGUAGAAAAUGUUAAAACUCCCCUAAUUUCCAGCGACGCGUGGGUCUGCCGAUGCUGGCCCCAACCCUGUCCGCCUCCUUGAUGACAUCAUCAGAAUUUCCUCUUUUUAGCCAGUACAGUGCUUUCCCAUACUGAGCUCCAUUUGCCGCCUUGCAAAGUUGGGCUACUUUGAUUCCAUUGUUCAUAACAUUAGUUAAUAUUUGAGGCUCCAGUUUCCAAGACUUCCAAGUUAUAAUAUGUACCGGCAACCAAACCAUAUAACUACAUACAAAUAAGUUAUUUACCUGUUAAAUCUUACUCUGAAAUUUGGCCCACCCUAUACUUUAAGAAGUAGAUAUCAUAUUGUAUUUACCUAGGUAUAAUUUCCAUGUAGCCAUUUGAGCACCACUUUCUGAAAGAGUCUAAUAAAUGUUAUUUGUGUUUUUCAACACACAACUUUCCUCACAUGUAUGCUACAUACAUUGGUUCCAACGAUAUCCCAUGUGUAGUGGGAAAAGUUACAGGGACCCUGUAUAACCAGUUCAUCUGAAUUAGUUAUAGUGCCUGUAGUCUCUUGGCACUGUCCAUUCAAUGUUAAGAAAGAACAGUGAGGGGGGGAGAAAUAAAUUGUCAGCGAGGGGGGGAGAAAUAAAUUGACACUGAGGAGAGGGGAGAAAGAAAUUGACAGGGAGGGGAGAAAGAAAUCGACAGGGAGGGGAGAAUGAGAGUGACAAGGGAGGGGGGAGAAUAGAGGGACAAGGGGGGAGAAGAGAGUGACAAGGGAGGGGGGGAGAAGAGAGUGACAAGAGGGAGGGGGAAAGAUUGACAUCCAUCACACACACACAAUCACACACAAUGCACCCCUUACACACAAAGACAAUGCACCCCUUGCACACAAAAAAACACACAAUGCAUUACACACACAGACACACAUACACAAGCAAUGCAACCCUUACACACAAUGCAUCCCUUACACACACAGAAACACACAAUGCAUUCCUUACACACACUAAAUGCACCCCUUACACACACUCAAUGCAUCCCUUACAAAUGCACAUACUGCAUCCUGUACACACCUUGCAGCCCCUACACAUACAAACACAGAUUCACACAAUGCAUUCCUUACACACAUAUCAGGACAUCCCCUACACACUCCACCCCCUGUGAACAAACUCAUUGGUGGAACAUGAAGGUGGACCCUGGGACCCAGACCUUGAGCUGUGUAAAGGGCCCCCAAAAAAUGGAGCUGCUUCCCGUUCUCCCAGAACAUUGAUUUUUGUGACCACAGUUACAAACAGCCUCCAGAGAGCCUGUUCUACACCAGACCAGUGGAGCCAGACUGCAGCUAGAGCCCAUCAUCAUCCUCAUCUGGUUGUAAGUAGGCAAUCUAGUAUAUUAUUUGUGGCACAAAUCUCUAAUUUACCUCACAUUAAAGAAACACUAUAGUCCCCAGAACCACUGCAGCUUAAUGUAGUGGUUCUGGUGUCUAUAGCCUGUCCCUGCAGGCCUUUUAAUGGAAACACGGCGGCACAGCAGCACUGGCGUUAGUUAACAUGGCAGAUCAUAUGGGUGGGGCAUUGUGAUGUCACAUGGGGGGACGGCAAACUUUAUUUUGCCUAGGGCGGCAAAAAUCCUGGCACCGGCCCUGCCUGCAAUGGCAAUGUGUUAAGCUGAAUGCAGUCAACGUUCUGAAGUGCUCUAUGGGUGAGGAGUAUCCUACUUUAUCCCAGUUUAUAAAAGUGCUGAUAUGUAUGACAAAGUGGCAUUUUUAUAAAUAAAUAAAUGAUAGUCCACCACCGUGGCUCUCAGUCAGACAGCCAGGGAGGUUUGCUUCAUGCUUUCUUUAACUUUCCUCCCACACAGACCUCAGACAAGCGUCUUCAAUCAAUUCAAAGCCUCCACACACCACGUGUGCCCAAAUUCAGAGACUUCUCAAUGAGUAGCUUCUGAUGGGUUUAUAUCCCCUGAAGAGAAUGUUAGGCUCUUCCAGUGAAAAGGGGUAGGGCUUGCAAAGGCUGCAGUUCAUAAGAUACACAUGCAUAUACUCAUUACGGGUAUAUCUACUAAACAGUGGUAUUUGUUUUAAAACAAAAUUCACUCUGGAGUGCUUAUUUAAAACAUUAAAAAUGGUUUAUCGGUGAAUUGAAGCCGAGCAGGUGAACGGAAGAGAGCACUUCCUAUCAGACAGAUACCGCGUCGGUGAGCAGGUACUGGUGGGAAGGCAAUGGGACACAUGGAGGGUCUGGCGGUAGGAGGGAAGAGGAGUUUUGGGGAGAUGGGGAGAGAAAGCGACACAUGGGUGGCGGCCCAGGGCAAUUUUUGUACUGGGACCCGGUGGUUUCUAGAUACACCUCUGCACACCAGGUCUAUUUUACAAUCACAGUGUGUGAGGAUGAUACUUGAGUUAACUCACAAGGUAGGGGAUGGGAAGGUCCAUCCUUAACGCAAAGCUUAUCUCAUUCACAAUCGGCGAGAGGCUUAGCGCAAGAUGCGUUUGUCACUCUAAAAAAACAAACAAAAACUAAUGAUAUUCUCUAUAAUUAAUUUCACUUGUGGAAAUGCCAAGUAGAAAACUGAUUCUAACUGGUUUGGUCACAGAGCAGUUAGAAUUGGCAUUUUCCUGUUUAUCGCAGUGCCUGUAUUUUUACUGCUUUAGAUUUUUGUACCAUGCAUGUUUAAGACACUGUACUUUUUUUUUUCGGGAUCAUAUUUUUAGUCAUUACUUGUGACUUGUUAUUAAGUACAAUGCUGUGUUUGAUCAUCAUGAAUUUAAAUAUUAUAUGCUGCUUAUUAUUCCUUUUGAUCCCAUUUUGUGUUUUUCUUUCCAAAAUAAGGAAGGGAAAUGUAUUACAUUAACAUUGUAACCACCAUAACCAUAUAGCGCUGACGGAUCAACUGGCUUUCGUCAGCCAAUGCAUUCCAUCUAGACAUAGACAAAAUUAAAGGACCACUAUAGUGCCAGGAAAACAUACUCGUUUUCCUGGCACUCUAGUGCCCUGAGGGUGCCCCCACCCUCAGGGACCCACUCCUGCCCGGCUCUGGAAGGGGGAAAGGGGUUAAAACUUACCUUUUUCCAGCGCUGGGCGGGGAGCUCUCCUCCGAUCCUCCUCUUCUCCUCCCCGUCGGCUGAAUGCGCACGCGCAGCAAGAGCUGCGCGCGCAUUCAGCCGGUCACAUAGGAAAGCAUUCAUAAUGUUUUCCUAUGGACGCUGGCGUGCUCUCACUGUGAAAAUCACAGUGAGAAGCACGCAAGCGCCUCUAGUGGCUGUCAAUGAGACAGCCACUAGAGGAAAUAGGGGAAGGCUUAACCCAUUCAUAAACAUAGCAGUUUCUCUGAAACUUCUGUGUUUAUGAAAAAAUGGGUUAACCCUAGAAGGACCAGGCACUCAGACCACUUCAUUAAGCUGAAGUGGUCUGGGUGCCUAGAGUGGUCCUUUAAUAUUGCUUCCAUAAGGAGGUGUCAGACUAUGGGCGCAGCUAAGUGUCAAACCAGUUGAAAUGGUUUAAUGCUUAAUCCUAACCAGAGCGUUUAUAGUAUGUACAGUGCCCUUUUAACAUCAAAAGAAAUACAAAGUACGUGUUAGUUUAUUUCCCUUUUCUUCUGUCUACCUGUGUUCACACAUUGGUAGUAACAUGGACUGACAGAGCAAACUCAAUUGAAAAUCGUUGGGAAAAUCCUUUCAGCACCAGGAGCCUAUACUGGAAACUCAGAUUGGAGAAGUUCUGUAGCAAGCCUGAGGUAGCAGGGACCUUACUGUAUUGUGCGGAUGAGGGACAUUGAGCUCUGUGAAUUGAGAUUCCCCUAAUCUUUAUUUACUAUAUAAGGGGUGUUGUAAUAGCAAGAGAGGCUUUGGGACCAUCGUGGUGAUUUAUUAAUAAUCCUCCUUCCGACGACCAGCUGUUGGGGGAAAGAACAGGCGCAGUUGUGACCACUGCUUGGUAUAGGACGGCGUUGGAACAUGUUCUUUUUAAUUAACUUUAGACCGGCAGUAAUAGAGCAACACAGCUGAAAUAUGAUCACAUUAUCUAUUUAUUUUCAAUUUGUAUUCAGUAAUAUUGUAUUAGAGAUGGUACAGAGUUUUUAUUUGUUUAAGUAUUCCCCGGUUUAUAAUUUAUUUAUUUUUGGAAAUUAAAUGAACUCAUCGGCAGCCAUGUUUACAAAUAUAUAUAAAAAAGAGGAACUUUAAAAACAAAUUUAACAUAUAGAUGCACUCGGCUAAGAAGGCAUAAGUGAUAUAUUUCAUGGGAAUUAAGUCCAUGAACUCUUAAAGAUCAAUGGGUACAAUGGGUUAUUUAUGAAAAUAUAUGUUAAAAAAAAUCUCUGUAUUUUCAAUAAAAUACAAACAACGUUUGGUUCCUGUUUUAGGCAAAAUAAAUUAAUUUGAAUAUAAGUAAGUUUCACUUACCUUUUUCCGGUGCCAUGGCUUCCAUGGUGCUGCUCACAUCUCUGCCUCCUAUGAUGUCAUUGAAAAGUCAUGGCUUCUCCCGGUGAUGGUCCAAUCGUAUGCUCCUCAAAAGUAGCCAUGGUGGUCCUGAUGCACAUAUGCAGUGAGCGCUGCUCGCAUCCAAGCGUCCCCAUAGGAAAACAAUGUAUUCCUAUGGGCUUUUGUGUCUCUUGACUAAGAUUUACUCUCACAGUGCAGCAGAAGCGCCUCUAUUGGCUGUCAAAAAUAGAGCCAUCCGAAGUGGACUUAACCCUGCAAUAUAAACAAUGCCAUUUCAAAUUUUAAAGGACAGGACAACUGCACGGCCACCUCAUUGAGAUGUUGUGAUCUAGGUGAGUUUAGUGUCACUUUAAAGAUUUACCAAUUGACAUCUCAAACCAAUUCUGUGCAUGCACAGCCAGGGUAGACAUUGCAAAUGAGAAGAAGAAAUACUAACUUUGUUCUAUUUCUCCUCUUCCCUAUGCUGACUGCCAGGUGUCAUCGACAGAGAUUAUAAUAAUGAUUGCAAGAUAAUGAAGUAGACCUGAAAAAGUUUAAACAUAAAAUGUGUUUAAAGAAAUAUUUUCUUUAACACCCUUUGGAAAGAGAUAUUGUUCAGGACACACGUGCUAAAUACUUAUAGAAAUAAGAAUUGCAUUUUACCGUAUAUACUCAUGUAUAAGUCGAUCUCAUGUAUAAGUCGAGUGCAGUUUUGUGACCAACAAUUGUGAAAUAUGCUAUGCCUCGUGGAUAAGUUGAGGGUAAAACUUGGGGCUAUGAAAUUCUUUUGUAAUUAUAUACACACACUCAUACAAACACACACUCUGCAUUAUACAGUUGCAAGAACAAGUAUGUGAACCCUUUGGAAUGAUAUGGUUUUCUGCACAAAUUGGUCAUAAAAUGUCAUCUGAUCAUCAUCUAAAUCACAACAAUAGACAAUCACAGUCUGCUGAAACUAAUAACACACAAAGAAUGAAAUGUUGCCAUGUUUUUAUUGAACAAGUACAUGAUAUUCAGGGAUAUAGUUUUUAAUAUGUGGGGUAACAACUUCUUGAUCCAAGGAGAUAUCUGACUGCUAUUGGAAAAUGGUUCAACUUGGGAUUUUUGCCUUCUUUUGGAUCAACUGCAAAAAUGUGAGAAAGACUGAACUUGAUAGAGGCAAGUUUUUUUUCUUAGCCUAUAUGGCUAUGUAUGUACCUACACGUGUAUGGCAUUCAGUGUCUCCACGCUUUGCAUGAAAGUACUGAGCGUUGAUUAAAUUCAUCAUUAUGAGGAGAUCCUGACUGGCACAGCGUGGUGUUUUGCCACACAUGCGCAAUAGCCUCCCAUUGCUUUUUUAUGGGAGAGCAUUGGAUUGGCUGAGCUUGUCAAUUUUGAUGAUCUCAGCCAAUGAGGCUGAACGUGAGCAGGACCAGACAUGACGGAUCCGCGCUACCCUGUAAUAAAGGUGAGUUAAAUCACCUUUUACAUUGGUUACGGGGGUCAGGGAACCUAAAUAUUGAUAUUACUGCUAUAGUGACAGAAAUUCAUGUUUGUUGGUUGUUUGUUAGAAAAAACUUUCCUUUCUGUGUUUAUUUUGCCUAGUGUCUAAUUGUUCUCUUACAUUUUCAGUAACUCUUCUUUGGAAUGUUUCUGAUUGUUCAAACUUGUGAACAACAGGGCCCUUUUUUACCAAACAGAAUAUUGAAAAAAUGUUUUUUAAAAAGUAUUGGAAUGGUGGCCUUGCAAUAGAUUUGGCAGCUGUAAAUGUGUUGAUAAAUAUCAAGUGAGAGAUUUUAAUGUAUUAAUUUCACACAGUCACACCUGAAAUAAUAUUUAUAUAUAUAUAUAUGGGUAUAGUCUCUGAUCAACAGGACUGAAAUAAUGGGACUCUGUUUCGAAAUAACUGUGUUUUGACUUUGGGGAGACAAUGUAUCUGCUAAAACACUUUCUAUGUUUAUCUGUUGGACAGAAUCAAUGACAUCCUGUGCCUUGCUGACUCUACAUCACUUUCAGAUGUCACACUUGAUGGCAAUCCUAUAGCUCAAGAGACAUGGUACAGACAAACCAUUCUUGGACAUAUGCUGCAGCUACGACAGCUGGAUAUGAAGAGAAUCACGGUGAGAGCAUGACAUUUAGUUAUGUAUGAAUUAGUGUUUACACAUUAAACCAACCAGCUGUAUAACUUAAUACAAUGAACCCAAAUGGAAGAAGAAACUAGUAAACUAAAUGUGAAGUAACUGACUGUAAGCCAACUUGUCAGUGUCCUCCAGAAGUCAUUUAAAUUGCACUGGCUUUCAGACAUAUGUUUAUGAAGGCAACUCCCCUCAAAUAUACAGCAGCCCAUUGUAAAUGAACAUUACAAGUAGGGCACCACUUGCCAAGUCCCUCAAAGAAGGGAUUUGUUUUUAUGUGUCACCCCCUGCCCCCACCCCGAAAAGAAAAACUUACUUUUCUGGAUUUAUCUUGCUUGUUGCAAUUGGCCACCAGUCUGGCAGGAUACAUGCAAACAUAUUCAAUGGUUUUAUUACAUUGCCUAUUUUUUUCAUCUUAAAUGCCUGUUUCAGUGCAUCCGUACGGUUAGAUAUUUUCUACAAAAAGAAGAAAAGGUAGAUGUUUCAGUAUCCAUGCCAUACCAAAAAUGUAUGAGUGAUGGUUAUUGAUCAUAUUUAAUUUCACCUGACAAUAACUUGGAGAGGACAAUAUAUUGCAAUAUUCAGGAAUGUUACUGCUUAAUAGACCUUUGCAUAGUCCACAUGCAAACCGUUAACAAGCAAUUAAUGUAUUGUGGACCAUUGGCCAUUGAUAACAGUACAUGGCUCAGUAAACAGUCUUCUCAUGAAAAUGUUGAAUGUUGUCAUUAUAAGCUUUCAGUAAGUGAGAGUAUGCCCCUUCCUACUCCAUUCUCUGUGCAUUAGGUGGAUGCACCAUUUCCCCCUCAUUACAGGUCAUGGAGAUGCCCAGGCUUGUUGCCUUUUUAUAUGUUAUUGCUCAUGUGGUCCCCAAGCUUCUGACUGCAGCAAUAAAAUAUAUAUAUACAUAUGUUAUUGGGGGUUCUUUAUUACAUUCUGGUAGCAGGGUUGUGUUUGUGCAGUGAGACACUAGUACUUCUGCUAACAUAACAGCAUUUUUCUUUAGUUAAAAAAAAAGACAAUAUAAGAACAGACAAAAACUUAAUAGCUUGCCCUUCUGUUAUUCACUGCUGAUGUCUCAGACAAAUUGUUGCUCACAUAUGUCAUUAAAGACUGUCAGACUAAUCCCACCCAAAAGGGCAAGGGCAAUCUAGAUUUUGAAAGUUCCUUUUGCACAAGAGGUACAGCGGCUAAAGAUGAUCGUUUCAGACCAUAAGCAAAUGAAUUCAAGUAUAAAAAAGCAAUUAUAUAGUACUAUGUGAGAAGUAAAGUACCUGCAGUGGCCUCCAAUUUUCCAUGUUCCUCCUCCACUAUCCCCUUCUACUGUUGCUGAUUCCAAAAGGAUUGGUUAAGUUGACUGACAAUCCUGAUUGUUUUUCUUUCUAAUUAAGCAGUCCUUUGAUCUUACAUUCAGAUCCUAUAACGAUUUAGUAAUUGUACUGACAUGUAAGAAUGGUACUUCUCACCAUCCAGAAAGGAUACUUUCUGAAUAUGGUUUGUUAAGUAAUGCCUAUCUCCAAUAUCCUGUUCACUUGGAUUGUGUUUCUUCCCGUUGUGCCGUUACUUUAGGUGCUCUAUUAAUUUGAGCUCCCUCUUGGGGUGUUUCAGUGACUCUCUACCUGGAUGAUAUCCCACUAGGGCUACGAUUUACAAGAAUUACGUUUCUGGGCUCUCCUGUAGAUAUUACUUCUGCGGGGAUUCUUCUUUAAAAAAAAAAAACACAAAUAACAAGCAAACGAUAAAAAAACACCUACUUGGCAAAACUGUGUAAUAUUUGUUCCUGGCUGCUAGAAUUUAAUGCCCAGUGUGGAUUUUUUUUUUCUUUCUCAAAACUGGUUUUGUGGGGUUAAUAAAUCUAUAAAGUGUCCUGGUUCUUAGAAAAACAACCCUUCACUUUAACUAAUAUCCAAAAAUUGACUGGCACACAGUGCUUCAGCACAUUGUGCCUCACGUUCGAGAGCACCACCACGAACCAACUGCUUAGUGAAUAGGCCAGGCACUUUGUGCAAGGGUUUGUUGGGUACCUUUAUUCUGGUCAAAACUUAUGUCAAAAGUCCAUUUUAAUUUUCUAUUUUCAUUGUAUCAAUUCCAGUGUGUGACUAAUGACAACCACUAGGUGGCAGAAGAUUGUAAAAUAUAUAAGUGGAAUGCUAAUAAUGUAAUAAUGUUGAACUAGCCAAGAACAAGCAGCCAGCCCUUGUUUGUUAGUUGUAAAACAUUAUUUAGCAUUUUAACACUUUACCUAAGUGGUUUGACAUUAAACCAGAUGACACUUCCCAGAGACUGUAGUGGUUAUAUUGCUUAAAAUACCCCUCAAAUCCCUCCUUUAUAUUUACAGGUAUAAAUUGGAAAAAAAGUUUUGCCUCUAAGGGCAUAAAUAGAGAUCCACAAGGUAUUACACUAAAUGCUGCAAUGCAUGGGAUAUACCUGAAUUGGAUAGAAAACGAAAUCUGUGGCUAGUUUCCACAUUCAUUGACAAUUCAGUAUUGCUGGAAAAUAAUCCAAAUUUCAGGAGAAAAAAAGUUCACCUGUUAAUAAAUGGCCACUGAAUUCAAUCCUAAUAAAUAUAGAUAGAUGGACAUGAUCUGGGUUGCACAUGCAGUAAAUUUGUCUUCAUAAGCAGCAGAGAAAAGACAAGUAAGACUUGGUGGAUAAUAUAAGUUAGAUAGAGGGGACACAUUGUGAGAGGAACAGAUAACAAAUUAAAGACAGACAGAGGACUGAAAGCAAAGAAGAAAAGAGAAAACACGAAAACAAUAAAAACAUGGUGAGACAGAUGUGGCAGUUGUGCAAUACGUAUCUCCCAACAGCCACAAAAUUCAGUGGGACAGUCCUGAAUUUGGUUCCUGUCCUUGGUUUGCUCCCACAGUAGGCAUCAGUAGAUUCACUUGUGAUGUGCAAAUUGCUCACAGGGCCAAUGCAGCUGUAAGUUAACAUGGUAUGCAGACAUGGGAUGACCUCUUCACAUCACUGGUCCAUCAUAUUUUUGACCUAUGACAAUCCCAUCCUAAGUUCAUAUGUCACAAUGUUGGGAAGCAUUGUAUGCUGUGAGGAAUAUUUUAUUAGCCAGUGUAAUACAUCCAGUAGGGUAAUUUACAGGGCCAUGAAGCAAACUGCAUCUCAAGCUUAUUCUACAAACAUGCUAGUGACCUCUAUUUACUGUGACCUGCAUAAUCCUAAGGUUUCUGUCCAGGAAUCACCUUUUUGAGGAGGUGGAGUGAGAUGUUUAACCCAUGGAUGUAUCCAAUUCUGCAGGGGCUGCAUAAUCUUAGCAGAAAAGGCUAAAUUCCUUAAGGAGCAUUUUUUUACUUUUUGUUAAAUCCACACCUCCUGUGGAUUUAAAAAAAAAAAAAAAAAAAGGUUGAGACCUGGAGCAAGUUGCAACAUUGAAGCAUGUUAGUCAGAGAGCAAAUUAUAAUCUGAAAAUGACUGAAUUUGGCAUGAAGUCUAGUUUGCCAUCUUAAAAAGAUCAUUCAGCACAACCAUGUUUGCUUUAAGGAUAUAUUUAAUAAUGUUUUAAUACAAAAGGGUAUAUAAUAGAGAAUGAUACUUUAUCACUUUUAGGUUUCUUGCCGUUCAUCAAGUUUUGUUAUUUACAGUAAAAUACUGGCAAGCAUUGAUACAUCUUAAUUUUUACUUUAAAGAAUGAGAGCUCCCUUUUUUCUCACCUGUGUUAAUAUUAUUGAACUGUUUACUGGGGAGAGUAGUGCAGCAGUGGUAAGUAUAAACCACACUUCACAACACUUUUUUUUUUGUCUGUGGAGAUGUUGUCUACACAUUAUGUUCUGUGAACACUCUAAUAUCCUCAGGCAUGUAAACGUGCCAUCCUACAGAAUGUGUUUUUAGACCCUUCUUACAAAAUGUAGAAUGCCCGCAUAUAACCAUAAAGGAAUACAGAACAAUACAGGAAUUAUUUAAAUUUACAUGGCAUGCUUUUAUUUUGCAAGGAGACACAAUAUAAAUUAUAGAUUUAUAUAUAGCAUGGUAUCAGAUGUGUUAAAACCCCACAUGUGCUAGUUUCCCUUUAAGAUUUGAUUUGGCACCUCUAUGUCAGAUAACAGGACUAUUUCAAGCAAAAACAGUUCACUUUAUGUUUAAGAAGAAAAACUGAAAAUUAUAAUAUUGAUGACAUGGAUGUAUACUAUGCUAAAAGAAAAACAUAGGUUUCAAAGUUUAAAAAAAACAUUACAUGCUUUUUUUGUCUUGGUAUGAUUCAAUUCAGAAUAGUGAUUAUUGCGUAUGUAUCUCUAGAAUCCAGGAGUUUAUGUAUAAGAUGUUUGUUUUCAGGAAGAAGAAAGGCGUACUGCAUCUGUUCUGGCAAGAAAAGAGGAAGAGAGGAAGCGUGAGAGCCAUAAACAAGCCUUACUAAAGGUAACUUUUAUCACAGUAAAACACAUAGCAUCAGAAUGGUCUAUGGAAUUCAAUUGUGGGGUGCACAAGAUAGGGUAAUUGAUGUCACAGCAUGACCAAUGUCUGCAAAAUAUUAUUGUCAUUUGUAUGUGACAUCCAUGGCUUUAGUAUCAAAGCCAGUUCACGAGUUCUAUUCACUGAAUACCUGUGCACUUGCAGUAAAUUUUGUGAAUGAUGCUAUGUUUUUUUUUUUUUAUUCUUUAUUUUUGUUGUGCAGGUGGUUACAGGGUAAUAACAGAUCCCACAACAGCGUAUUUCAAGAUUUGCAUAAGUCGGACAGUGGCAUGAAAAUUUGCACAUAUUUUAGAGUUUUAGCAAUCGUGGUUAGACAGUUUUAUUAUCAGAGUGAAAUAAAAAUAAAAUGAAAUGUGAGCUGCUGAACGAUGCUAAGUCAACUAUGUUAGUGUAAGUAUAAUGUGUUAACAUGUUUCGUAGUAUAACAGUAGCUGGUUAAUAUAUAAUGCCUAUAUGCGUUAUGCUGUGUGUGUAUAGGCUAGGAGGCGUCGGAUAACGGAUAACAUUGCUAUAACUUGCUUAUAUUGUAGAAUAACAUCGCUAGUCUCUCUAGACAUGGUUAAAGGACCACUAUAGUGCCAGGAAAACAUACUCGUUUUCCUGGCACUAUAGUGCCCUGAGGGUGCCCCACCCUCAGGGUCCCCCUCCCGCCCGGCUCUGGAAGGGGGAAAGGGGUAAAAACGUACCUUUUUCCAGCGCUGGGCGGGGAGCUCUUCUCCUCCGAUCUGCCUCCUCUCCUCCCCAUCGGCUGAAUGCGCAAGCGCGGCAAGAGCUGCGCGCGCAUUCAGCCGGUCGCAUAGGAAAGCAUUAUCAAUGCUUUCCUAUGGACGCUGGUGUGCUCUCACUGUGAAAAUCACAGUGAGAAGCACUCAAGCGCCUCUAGCGGCUGUCAAUGAGACAGCCGCUAGAGGCUUUGGGGGAAGGCUUAACCCAUUCAUAUGUUUAUAAAAGAAUGGGUUAACCCUAGCUGGACCUGGCACCCAGACCACUUUAUUAAGCUGAAGUGGUCUGGGUGCCUAGAGUGGUCCUUUAACUUAUGACACAGCAGGUGAGUACUAAGUUUUGGUGCCUAGAUUGCGCCGUCCGUCUGUGUCUACACCUCGGUGGUAUCAUCCGAGGGACACAUAGUUUGGGCUGCUCCGUGCAUCGUUUUUCGGUAGGUUGGCACUGAUGGACAGGAGAUUGUCUGCUGUUUUGCAGCUUUGCCCAGAGUUGUGUGUACGAGUUUUCAGAGUCUUAUACAAGCGGGUCCACCAUGAUAGUAGGCUGUAAGCAGACCUUCAGAGAAGCGGCCCAGAUCUGGCAGCCAUCUUGUUUUUGGCCUUGGGCUUAUGUGGUAUUGCCCCCGAGUGCUGUUAUUGGGCGAGGACCGGGAUCACCGGUCCAGAGAUCGGGACCGGGUCCGCAAUGGGUCAGCUUGUCUGUCGCGCUCCGUUGGGCAGGAUAGUGGAGCGGCGGCCGUCCACUCCACUCACCGCCGGGCAAGGUCCUGCCUGAUGCAGCAGUGAUCUCUCCCCCGAGGAACUUAAACUCCUGGAGCAAGCCUCUCCUCGGCUCCGGUGGCCCUUAUAUGCCGAGGGUUGCGGUUGUUGGUCUUGUAUGAUACUAUGUUGAUGGACAUACCUGUACUUCAUUAACUAAACUCAUAUAUGUGAAUCCAACAUGUGAACAUGGGGUUAUUCUCUAAGCUGCUAAAUGUGUGAAUCGAUAUUGAUUGCAGAUAUUUUGCCAGUAGAUAGACUGGAAAGCAAAUGGUUUGGAGAUUUUUUUCCAAGUUUGACUAUUUUGACUAUAAUGCCCAAUUGUACUAUAUUCUAAGCUUAGUAUAUAAAAUACUAAACCUAUUUAAUUUUAGUCAGAAUGAGAGAAUUUCACCAUGGAAACCAAAAGACUGUUCCCAUUUUACAACAAAUUAUAUUAUACAUAAAAUGCUGAGUCAGUUGUCUGUACCUUACAAUAAAAUUCAUAAUUACCAUGACAUGAAAGUUUUGUCAACAACAAUGAGGGUGCCUCUGGUUAGAGUAAUUAGGCCAGCAUAUUAGCAAAAGAACCCUUUUUUUUUUGCAUGAUUUUGAUAAAAAAUAUUAAUAACAAAUUUAACUGCGAUGUUUAAAACAUUUCUGAGCCCACAGAUAAUAACCGAUAAAUUGUAUGUGUUCAUUUUCAAUUAUACAUUUUUUUUCCUUGUGUUAAACUUAGCCACGAAGAACUGAUAUGUAAGAGCCUGUGACAUUCCAGAUUUGCUUGAAAGCAUCUGAAAUUUAAACAGGAAAUAUUGGGAUUGGGGAACAAAGACAUGUUUUAUCAAAACACAUAAUAUAUAAAGCAUAGUAAAGGGUACUAUAUUAAGCAUUUAACUGGAAAUUAAAAUUUGUGGGAAAAAAAUAGUUUCAGCCUCAUUUAACACAUGAAUAAAAAUGCAUAAUUAACAUUUCUGCAAGUUAUUUACCUUGACAUUGUUCUUACAGUUCAUGCGUAAAAUAGUGAAGCUGUUAUCUGAUUCCUGAGAGCAAUCAAACCCAGUCUGUAAAAGGUUAAUAAAGCCUUCUGUUUAUAAGUUUUAAGUUUUCAGAUAGCAGGUCCGCCAGACUUUUUUUUUUUUUUUUUUUUUAAUGAGUGACGCUUAUUAGCAUUAUAAAAUGUAUCAAAAUUGUUCCUUUGAUAAUUAAAGUUUUUUUAUUUUUUAGGGGUAUGGGGGUUGGAGAACUAUUUUGUGCAGAUAAAUCAAGGUUGCAUAGACCUUGUUGAGUUCACAAAUAACAUUGGCACUGAUGUCCCCCAUUAGCGCAUUUAUUAGCGACUGAGAAACGUUCAUUAAUUUUGUAGAAUAACUAGUUUUGGCUUUCCAAUGUAAGAAAUGUGUUAUUUAUGUAAUCAAUAUACUCAGUAAAGCAUAUCUCUUCUUUAAAAUAAAUGUCUCAUUUGCACUACCUUUCUUAUAGAAAGAACUUUUAUACAGAUAGCGAUGUGGUACCCAUACAUGCUUGACUCAUGUCUGAGACAAGAAGAAACAGGACAGGCCGGGCAGACUGAUAGGGGGAGGGCGGGGAUGCCGGAUACGCGGGGCUCUAGCAUAGGAAGCAGCCAAUAGAUAGGGCAGCAUUGAUUUGGAUUGGCACUAGAUAUGCAUCAGACACGAUUCUACAGGCCAACAUACUUGGAACCACAGGAUAUAGAAGUAGCACAAACAGAGCAACGAGGAGUAGGGUGACGGGACUGUCGACCUGGGCAGACUGAUGGGCACACGACCGACUACACACUAGAAGAGACCUGGAGCCACCAUACAGGGGAAGCCUGGGGUAGUCUGCCAUGGUAACAGAAGCGUACCCAUGAACCACCACAUCACUCUUCUCUUACCCCGAAGAGCACACAUGCCGACACACAACAGGAACACUAACCCACGGAAAACCUCAUGGCACACAGGACUCAGGCUAGCCCAACGACUGUAAAGGAAUCAGCGAUACACUGAGGAAGGGCAAACUUAGCCGCUCCCCAUGCAGAACAAGCAGUUACCAGAUGAAAAUGCUUGACACCCCUUAACAAAUUGACUGUGGGUUAUCCUCGACCAGGUUAAUAAUCAUGGCCGGCUAGUAGCGACGGACCUAAUUGAAUAUACAAACUUAUACCUUGUACCACUUACUAGAACACAUUAUUCUAGGGACACAAUGAGAUGCACAAGUACUAUUGAAAUUAUAUGUGAACAUGUUGAUGCAAUGUAUCCUAUUGAACACACGCUGUGAAUACCGACUUGCUUAACUAUCUCACUGUACUUUUCUUGUUUAUGAAAAACCCAAAUAAAGAUUGUCAAAGAUUGUCUAAGCAGGUGCAGGACUUUCUGAUUCUAAAUUGGACAAAUGUCCUGUGCCAUAAUGUGACUUAUCACAUUAUAGUACUCUAAUGGGUGUGAAGAGGUUAAAGUUUUGAAGUCAUUUAUACCCUAUAUUAGCAUGGUAUUAAAUGUUCCAUUUGUCUGAUGUCUUGCUCUAGACUGACAGAAGUUUGGAUCUUAACAGAUUUCAAUUGGAAACUUUGGUACACUUUGUAAAGUAAAACAUUGCCAAGUGCUAUGGUUGAGCAGAUCUCAGUGGAUUGAAAAAUAGCAAUUAAAUAAAUUAAAUGUACUCAGCAGUAAAUUAAAUGUUUAAUUUGAAAGACCUUCAAUAGAAAACUCAGACAUAGAAGUAUGAGGCCAGCACAAUAUACCAUUUACAGUUCCACUAGACCUCACUGCCAGCGAGACCCACUGAAGGAUUUUGUGAUAAGAUAUAUAUGAAUGACUUUAAUUGCUCGAACAUACCAUGACAGUGAACUGUGACUUAAAAAGCUCUGGGGCGCUAUUACAAUAUUAUCUUAUUGGAAACUGAGACUGUGACCACGUGCAAAACAAAAUUAAUAAAACAAAAUAGUGCUGCCAGCUCAAAAACCCUAUCUAAAAUUUGUCAUGAAAAUACAGUCAUGGAUAAGAUGUUCAAAGUACACCAAAGCCAAGCUUCAUAUGCUUUUCAUGUUAUACAGAGUAACCUAGACUUAAAAGGCAAAUAUCCAUUAAUUUCUCCUGCUAUACCUACUUUCUAAACAUUUAGCUUGACAUUCCAUUAUCUGCAUGAUCUAAAAGAUUUGCUUGACAUGGGGUGGGGGUGUUAAAAGGAUUACAACAAUGUUGAAUAGCAUGGAUGUCACUGCUAUGUCCACCUUGGACAUUGGAUGUUGUAAAGUACCAUUGUACUUAAGUAUUUUUUCUUAGUUGCAAAUAUACAUUAAUUUAAGAUAUCAUAGGUAUUCCAAACUAUGUUGUACUGCAUGGUAUAGGCUGUUAAGUCACUUGUACAAUACAGGAAUCAACAUUUCACCUCUAGAAGACUACAUUACUCUGUUAAGCGCGAAUAUAGGACAGAGCUGCAGCAGCCAUGGAAUAGCAUACGUCUGAAGAAAAUUUCAAAGCUCCUUGUCGUGGAAGCACUUUCCUUUCAGUUCCUUAGCAUCUGUUGCCAAUUGGUACCCUGAUGUAAAUGUCUAAUUAUUAUUAUUAUUAUGGGCAUUUAUAUGGCACCAACUUAUUCUGCAGUGCUUUGCAAUAUUAUAAAGGGGAAAAUUUAGCAAUAAAUAUUACAAAAUAUUACAGGAACAAUAGGUUGAUGAGGACCUGCUUAGACGUGCAUACAAUGAUGCUUUAUAAAGACCACGUCAUUACUCAGGAGCCUGGAGGCAAUGUGGAUUUAUGUGAGGUCAGUGAGAGCAAUGUUCAGUGGUGCAUAGACUGCCACAUCAGGUAGGGUACUCCUGUAGGCCAUUCGUUGCAUUAGAGCAGGGGUUCCCAAUUAAUUUUUACCAUGGAACCCUUGACAUAGUGUAUCAACAUUGUGGAACCCCAGCCGCCCCCCGGGAAAAAAUAAAUAAAAUUGUGCAGUUUUUUUGUAUGUGCCGGUGUGUGUGUGUGUGUGUGUGUGUAUCUGUGUGUCAAGGUGUGUGUAUCUGUGUUUGUAUGUGCCAGUGUGUGUAUCUCUGUGUCAGAAUCUGACACACACACACACACACACACACACUGGCACAUUGUGGUACACUGAUACACACACUGACACAGAUACACACACCUUGACACACAGUGUGUAUCUGUGUGUGAUUGUAUCUGUGUGUCAAGGUGUGUGUAUCUACGUGUCAAAGUGUGUGAAUCUGUGUUUGUUUGUGCCAGUGUGUGUAUCUCUGUGUCAGUGUGUGUGUAUAUGUAUCUGACACACAGAUAUACACACACUGGCACACAGAUACACCUUGACACACAGAUACACACUAUCAGAUACACACUGACCCACACAUCUUGACUCACAAAUACACAAACACACUUAGAAACACACAGUGACAUAUACACACACUUGCACCCACAGAUACACACAUUGGCACAUACACACAAUGUCAUAUACACACUCAGAUACACACACACUGACAUACACACUUAGAUACCCACAGUGAUACAUACACAAACCUUGACACACAGAUACACAUACUGACACACUCAGACACACAUACUCUUUGACAGAAUCACUUACACUCUCACUGACAAACUCACAUUAUUUGACAGAUACACAUACAAACACAUAUACACUCUCAAUGACAAGAACACAAACACUCUCACUGACAAACACACAUAUACUCUUUGACAGACACACAAACACAUACAAACUCCCUUACAGACACACAUACAAUUUAUUAUUUUGAAAAAAUUUUACUCCACCCAGCCCCCCUACCUUUUGGGAGUGCGGGCACGGAGUCUCUAUGUCUCUAUGAGUCUCUAUGUCUCUAUGAGCUGCUGGGCUGAGCUUCCGGUCCCUGGGGUCCAGUAGGGCUGCUGUGCUGAGCGUGCGGCCCCUGGGGUCCAGUGGGGCUGCUUAGUGGCUGGUGUGCGAGCGACGAGGGAGAAGUGAUCUCCCUGCUCAGCUCCCUCGUGCACCUCUUAGUGAUGCCGGAGUUGGAGUGACGUCAUAUUUCGGCUCCAGCAUCACUCCUGUGCGUGCAAGGAAGCUGAGCAGGGAGAUCACUGCCCUCUGCUCCCUCGCCGUCUGCGACCAUUUUAUUUUAAAAAUUUUGGGCGGAACCCCAAUUGUGUUCUCGCAGAACCCCAGGGUUCCGCAGAACACCAUUUGGGAAACGCUGGAUUAGAGGGACAUCAGUGAUCGAAUUGGACCAAACUGUAUUCUGGUCCUAUAAAAUUUUUUUUAACAACUCUGCUAGAACAAAAUUUCAGAUUAUCAAUCACAAGGAAAGCAUAUAGUGAAUCAAUGAUUCCAUUGUACAGCUGUACGGAAUCUGAUGGCGCUAUAUAAAUUAUAAAAAAAUAAUUUACAGAAGUUAUUAACAAAAUUUUUUUUUAAUUCUUUAUUUUUUGCCACUCUUGGCGAAGUCAUCAGGUAUAACAAUACAGUCUUCAGUAACAUAAGAGACAAUUGUCACAUAUAAUGCAUUUUGACAACACUUUGAUUGCGCAGUUAAUGCAACUUAAUCGUUCUAGUCAUACUUGUAACCUUAUAAGUUGAGAAACGUUUGGCAGCGGUUAAUGAAGUUGGGUCAUUUCUUAAGGGAACGUACAAUGAUACGUGCCUGUUUGUUGGUAUCACCAAGCCCAGCGGAAUUGUAAGUGGCAGUAGGCCAAGUAGGAAGAUGCAUUAUUCUAACGGCAAUACCUAUUGACAUUUGUGCCAUGAAUACGUCUGGUCUCUAAUUUGUACUCCGUGAUUUGAGGGGUGAUUACGAAUUGCCUGCAAUAAGGGGCUCCAGGGACAUCACAAAGAGCAGUGGCAAGAGGGGACAACCCUGCCUUGUACCAUUGCUCAGUGUGAAUGGUUAGUUGUAUGCUCGAGUUGUUUUAAUCUGUGCUGUGACGUUAGUUUACAUUGCUCACUGUAGUUAUGAAAGUUUCUGGGAAGUUUAAAUGUUUUAGAAGUUAGAACAUGUAAGGCCAUUUUACUCUGCCAAAUGCUUUUUCAGCAUCUAGUGACAAUAUUAGUGCUGGGGUAGUUGUGGUUGUCAGUAUCCAUAUCAGGUCUAUGUUCCUUCUGGCGUUCUCAAAUAACUAUCUUCCAGGGACGAAUCCCACCAGGUCUGCAUGGAUCAGAUUUUUCAGGAAUGAGUUUAGUCUGCCCGCUAAAAUUUUAGCUAGAAUUUUUGCGUCAUAAUUUAAUAGUGAGAUAGGUCUGUAUGCUUCAGGUAGUGUCUUUGUCAGGUUUUGGUAGCAGUAUUAUGUUUGUUAGGGCCAUGUCGCUAUUGGGGGCACCUUCCUUCAUUAAGUCAUUAAAGAGUGAGGUCAAUUGUGGGGUUAAUUCUUGUCUGAAGGUUUAGUAGUACCCAUCCUCAAAUCCGUCCAGUCAUGGGGCCUUAUCCCUUUUAAGUGAUUUUAUUGCUGCCUCUACCUCGUCCGUCGUAAAAGGUGAUCCCAGAUGUGUUUAGCUUCUGUGGGCAGUUUUGGGAGGUUUUGAGUAUCUAGAAAAGAGCACAUCUCUGGGAUAUCUGUGUCAUUUGCUGUCGAGUCCCCCUGUCCCUUGGUGUGGUUAUGUAGAGUUCUAAAAAAUUCAGUAAAGAUUCGGGAUAUGUCCUCGGGGGUACUUGUUAGGGAGCCGUCACUUGCCCGGUUUGUAGUUAUGAGUGCCGCAUUGUUUAGGUUUCAGUGAAUGGGCCAGUAGUGUGCCCAUUUUGUUGGACUUUUCAUAAAAUGUUCGACGUGACCAUUGUAAAAAGUGUGCUGUGUCUUCCAAAGUAAUUCCUUGAUUGAGUGCCUUAUGGCUUGUAGUUCUGUUAGUUUUGUUUGUGUCGGAUCUGUUUUAUAUUGUUAUUUGCUCAGAAAUCAUAGCUAUUCAAUUAAAAGUUUAGCUAUUAUGUUGUUUUUUACGGGUAGCCAUUUUGACGAGAGAAUCUUUUAUCAUGGCUUUAUGCGCCGCCCAGACUGUGCCUAUCGGGACUUCAGGAGCUAGGUUGGUUUGGAAAUAUAAUUUUAAUUCCUUAUGGAUAGUAGUUACAUUGGUAUUAUCUUUAAGUAAGGAGUUAUUUAAUCUCCAUAUCCAAGGGUAGGCUACACUUAUUUUAUCUAAAUGUAUCACCAAGUCCGCGUGGUCUGACCACGUAAUGGAUCCUAUUUCUGUUCUGCUAACUUUUCAGAAUGCUGAUGUUAUUAAUGAGAAAGUUGUCUAUUCUUGAGUAGGUGUUAUGUGGGCCCGAGUAAAACGAAUAGUCUUUCGUGUCGGGGUGUUGCGCCCUCCAUGCGUCAAUUAGUCCUGUUCGUCUAAUGAAUUGGUGAAACAGUUUGUCCUGUCCACCCAAUCCGUGUGAUCUCAAAAUCCCUUGCCUGAGGUUUCUGUCGGCGUCCGGGCACGGCACUGCAUUGAAGUUGGAGCGUAAAUAUAGAUCAAGUGGUGGGUUUGGUUGUGGAUUUUCCCAGAUACCAAAACAUAUUUUACAUCCGUGUCUGGGACAACUUUGGUUACCUGAAGCGGGCAACACUUAUGGAUGAGUACGGCCAAUCCAUUAUGUUUGCGGCGAGCACUAGCUUCAUGUACUACAGUGUAAAUGUGGUCUUUAAGUGUGAAGUUUGCCGUCACUGGUAGGUGAGUUUCCUGUAUAGGCUCUGUAAGGGUUCAGUCUUUUAAGUUCUCGUAGUAGUAAUCGCAGCUUCUUAGGAGCAUUGCGACCUUUAACAUUAAGGGAAGGGAUUUUGAGCGUCAUCCUUGUGUUCUAAGGAUAUUCCGCUCAUAAGCGUUGGGAUUAACAUUUUUGAACAAACAUACAUUUUAUUUGAUUUGAAACAGUUUUAAUAGUUGUUUUAAUCAUAUGUUUAGACAAAAUAUAGUUAAACAUUUUUUUAUAUUUAAAUCCUCCAUUGACUUUAAGGUAAACUGAACUAAAACAUGAUUUAUUUUGUAUACUUGCUCAUGGUACACCACUUUCACGCAAGUUGUUUGUUUUUUUGUGUGCUAGUUUUACUGUAUAUAACAUUUAUACGGCUUGAUCGCAGUAUAAAAGGGAAGCAGUACAGAGCAGUAUAGAGUACAGAACAAUAGGCCUUAUGAAUAAGGUUGGUGCGUCUCUGCCAUGUCCACUGGCCCUUUGGUUUAUUCACUAAACUUCAAAUCAUGAAGAACUGAUGAUGACACUGUGAAUUCCAGGCCAAAAAAUACAUGUAUUGUAGCACUCACUAGAACACAUAUUCAUACAUAGAACUGUGGGUUUUAUAUGGAAAUUAGUUUGUGAAUGCAGAUUGGGGUCUGAUAAUGCCACUGGCACAGCCCUAGGAAGUUUUGUCGGAAUGUUACUCACUUUAUUUACACUACGUACGCCAAAAGGGCAACCAUCAUUUGGUAUCUCAAACUUGUUAGAGAUACUACUAUUUGGAAGAGUCUCCCUUCUCCCUCAACAAAUAUCAAUAAAGUUAAAAUACUUAUUCUUUGUCCAGAUCUUGAGAAAGAGCUUGGCUUAGAACAAAGUUGUCUGCAGUAAUAUGCUUUCUAAAACCAAUGUCUUGAUUCCCCAUGCAAUUUUAAAUUAAUGUAGCCUUGGUCUUUCUGCAGUUAGAGCACCCUGGUUUCAUUCAGAGUGAAAUUAACUACAAAGUAUUAUCUGUGUUAUUUAAAACCUUUUAAAAGGGAGAUAGUGUGUCUAAAAGCACUAUUUUACAUCCUAAACAUAAAAAAAUUCUAAAAGCCUUGUGGUGAUAUGUGCAUUAGAGGUACUUAUCAAAAUAUCGAUAACCUCUGUCAGCUGCUGCUUCUUAAUCCACCACCUAGCAAAAUAAAGACAGAAUGAAUACUUAAGAAGUAAGUUUGUUAUAUUCUACUUUUGUGUUAUGGAUCCUUACUUCCUUAUGACUGGAUAACUGCUAGAGUUAUAGAUAUUGGUACAUAGUGUACUGUAUUUUCCAGAUUAGCGCUCUCAAUAUAAUGCUCCAAUCUGGUUGACCAUCAGCUAGAAUAACAAAAUAAUUAUCCUUGUCCGUAACGUAAGUCACCAUAUGUUGUUCAAAUUAGUUAUAUAAUUUUAUUAAAUUUUUCCCUGUUUUAAUUUUUUUUUUUCUGAUUUUUUGUUGUUUUUUCACUAUAAAAUACAGUAAAGGUUUCACAGACUCCAAUAGUAUUGAACACGAAUAAUAUCGUGAAUGGUAUAUGUGCUGGGAGGAUUACAAUUCAUGUUGGCAAGAUCUAGUGUGGGUUGAGUUAUAAUGACAUUGGUUUGUAUCAUCUCACGUACUGAGUUGGUGCCCCUGGGGGGAAGUCAAGCCGCCUCUUCCUUUUGAAUGGUCGCUUUUGUCUGUUGUUUCCAGUAUUGCUUGGUGCUGGAGACACUUGAUACCCCUUCUUCCCAUGGAGUUAAUUUUCCCUGUUUUAAUAUGAAUUCUAGAAAUCUUUUGGAUUGAUUAGCUUUUUUAGAAGCAUUGGAUCUCCGAAGUACAAUUCUCGCAAAAAAAGGCUUCCACUUUUUUGUACUUACGAACCACAAUUCUCUGUCUGUACUUGAGCAAAUGGUACUAUUAUUUAUGAUCGUACCAGAAUAAUUGGUUGCAUGUCACAUACUGUUCAUUUUAAGGACAAGUUAGAAAUAUUCUCUAUUCUGAGAAUGUUUUUCACCUAAACACAGCAAGUUUUGACUAACUGUGUGAAAUCAUUUGACAUGCAUGAUAAAAUAUACAUUUUAGACUUAGGCAGAAGAGUUGGCAGAAGGAAAGGAAAAUAUUCACUGUGGGACCCAGCAUUCCACUGAUGCUUCAUCUACUUAGUCACUGCUCAGAUGGGCAUAUAAUUCCCGGCUUCUGUCACUGGUGAAUUGCCUCUAUAUAUAAAAUGUGUCUAUAUAUGAAAAGUGUUGGAAGUCUGUGAAAAUCCCCAUUAAUGAAAAGAGAUUUGUCUUGAUUGUCUCUGCAUAUAAAACAAAACCAUCCGUAUCUAAAUAGCUAUAUCUUCUAAGAAACUAUGUUAUGGUUGGACUUAUUUAUAAUAAUGAAGCCUAUUCAUCAAAAUUAUUAUAGGCUGCAGGAACUGAAAUAACUUAUAUGCUGUACUUGAGUUAUCUGGUGAAAAGAAUUCAGCUGAAAGCAAAAUUAUAUUUUCUUUUAAUAAAUACAGUUCCUUCUACGGUUUCGCUGCCAGGAAAUUUUCAUGCAUUUCUUAUGUAUUUACAGAGUGUGUUUUCUUUGUAAAGUGUGAUAUUUUAAGCAUAACCAUAAAUUAUAAUUAUGUUUUUACUAUUCUUGCUUUAUUUGUACCAAACUGCAGCAUCACAAGGUACGAAACAGCAUGUAAAAAAAGUAUAAACCACAAAAAAAAUAUAUGACCACAAUAUAUGCAAUAUGUAACACCCACUUAAAAAGUGUGUCCACCAAAGACAAAUAGACAAACAACAAAAAUAUAAGUGAGGUGUACAAGGGAUGAUAUCACCUAAAUAUAAGAGAUGGAUACCUCCUUGGUAUAACAAAGGAAAAAUCUGACAAUAGAACUGACAUAGGGUGAUAUCGUCAAAUACCAGUAAACCCACAAGGUAUAAAAUGCAAUCACAAGAUGGCAAAUGAUUUUCAGCCCAUCAAAAAUGAAGCUCGAACAUCUGUAGGUUCAAAUGACUUCAGGUGUGAUGUAUAGCAGCUUUGGUAUGGAAAGAUAGAAAACACAAAUAUAGUGCAAAUGGUAAGUAUAAAAAACACAAUUUAUUAGAAUGCACUUAUAGGAUAGAAGUUAAAAUAGGCAUGUCUCCGUAUAUAACGGACCUGCAGCUGAUCUAUAUGGUGUUAAAAAGAAUCAGGAACCAGCAGAAAUACAGAAACAAAGUCCCAACAAGAGAUAAACUCUGUCUCCAUGCUUUUUAUCCGACGUGUUUCGUCUCACAGACUUCUUCAGGGAUGUAUGUCGUCAUCUUCUCAGUCUUCGUUUAAAUAGUGAUAGUAAUCCUCCGUUACGUUCCAGAACCAGAAAAUAGGUGGCGUUUCAAUGGGAAACGCACGCCCACACUAUUUAAAAGAAGGCUGAGAAGACGACGACAUACAUUCCUGAAGAAGUCUGUGAGACGAAAUGUGUCGGAUGAAAAGCAAACAGACUCUGAGUUUAUCUCUUGUUGGGACUUUGUUUCUGUAUUUCUGCUGGUUCCUGAUCCUUUUUACACCAUAUAGAUCAGCGGCAGAUCCGUUGUAUAUGGAGAAAUGCCUAUUUUAACUUCUAUCCUGUAAGUGCAUUCUAAUUAAUUGUGUUUUUUGUGCUUACCAUCUGCACUAUAUUUAUUAUUUCUAUCUUUCCAUACCAAAGCUCCUAUACAUCACGCCUGAAGUCAUUUGAACCUACAGACAUUCGGGCUUCAAUUUUGAUGGGCUGAAAAUCAUUUGCCAUCUUGCGAGUGCAUUUUAUACCUUGUAGGUUAACUGGUAUUUGAUGGUAUUACCCUUUGUCAGUUCUAUUUUCAUCUAGAUAUCUGGAAAGAUUUUUCCUUUGUUAUACCAAAGUGGUAUCUAUCUCCUUUAUUUAGAAAAAGUAGCCUAGAAAAUGUGAGUUUUGUUUUUGCUUUUUAUUUGUGCUGUUUUAGGUUUUCAGAGGCUAAGUGAUUUAAAUGUACUUUUUAUCAAUCAAUUUAUGAAUUACGUUCCACAGAGAAGUUUACAACAGUAAACCUAUCUCCUAACAAUGGGAAGGAAGAUGAGGGUGGUUGUACAUAAGAGUAAGCGUUGUGUACUAUCCAUCAAACAAGCCAGCCCUACUCAGUUAAGACCAUACGCAGAGUGCUUCUGAAGUGCUUAGCCCAUGGGGCGUUAAUCCCUGAAUGCACUUAUCUGAGUGUGAGUGUCUAAGAACGCAUUUGUUUACCACUUUAUGGGUACAAACCUGGGAGAUUUGGGAGGUAUGAAGAAAGGAGAAAGUAACUUUUGUAUUGGGUGUUCAGUUUUCUGUAAUGUACUAUCCAUAGCUUUCUUUUAUCAUGCUUUUUGUUCCAGGAGAAAAAACGAAUAGCGAUUUGCAAUGCUGCACGUCAGUGGGAUAUUCAGCAAAACAGAGUUCCCUCACUUGCUUCAGAUCUAGAAAGUCUUGACUGUGCAAGUCCUUCUCAUAAACCUUGCCAGAUAAACGGGACUACGUCUUAUGAAUUUCCUAAAGAAGAAAGGUAAUCAAUUUAUGGUAUUUAAAAUGACAGGGUAAAGGCUGUGCUUACCCUGUUAUAGAUUAAGAUUGUUUAGUAUGCUGAACUCAAUUUGUAUGCCUUCAGUCAUUCUGAGCUUAACAGAUAUGUUUGGUGGUGUAGCAAUGAGUUUUGCGAUUUGUGGUUGAAUACAGAUUAUUUAAAUUGUUAAAUUAGAUAUUUGUGUUAAUUGCACUGCACAUGCAGGUUUGUCAGUUAAAGGGACACUGUGGGCACCCAGACCACUUCAGCUCAUUGAAGUAGUCUGGGUAGAGUAUCCCUAUUGCCUUUAGUGCUGCAAUGUAAAACAUUGCAGUUUUAGAGAAACCACAAUGUUUACAUUGCAUUACUAAGGCAGCCUCUAGUGGUUGUCUACUAGACAGUCACGAGAGGUACUUCCAGGACUUUGCAAGAUUUUAGGUCACCUAACUCACACUCUGCAUGCUUUCCUAUGGGCAAGACCUAAUUUGCUUGCGGCCAUCGUCACUCUGUGUGGGUGGGCCAACCGACUGACGAGGGAGAUCGGUGCUGGAAUUGGGUAAGUGACUUAAGGAUUUUUUAACAGUUGCAGCACCGUGGUGGUGGGGUGCGAGGGAGGAUGGGGCAGAGGGAACUAUGGUGCUAGAAAUAUUGCUUUACUGUAGUAUCCCUUUAAGGCUUGGGAAGUACCAACUUAUUAAAGAAUAAGCAAGAUGCGCUGGAGAUUAUACAUGACGAUCUGGCCAAGAUGUUAAGAUCCCGGUAGAGGUUUAGCUAAUGUGCAAAUGCUUCCAUAGCGCCGGGUUCACUGUGCGGUACAAAAAUAGUAAAUAAACUAAAAAGAACAGUAAGUGUAACCUUUGGGGAACCUAUAAGUCUGUCAAAAUUACUGUAAUUAUAAGGGAAAGCAAUGGUCUAACUGAUUGACAUAAUGCUGACAAUAUGGGAAACCUAAAAUAAAUGAAUGAAAAUUGAAAAACAAAAAACCUUUAUUUAUAUAAAAGUAACUUAGUGUCCCUUCAUAAAAACAAACAAACAGAAAUAAAUGUGCUCAAGAAAAAGUGCUAAUAGUGUGUCGGUGCACAAGUUAUUAGUGAUUUUCAGUGUUUUAUUUUGUGGUGUAAUUUCUGCAGAAAUUUUCCUCAAUUUCAACACGAAAAAAAAAUAUGUGCAUCAAGUUAGGUUUUAUGUUUUGUUUUUUUUGUCAUUGUAUUAUUUUUUUAGACAUUAACUUGAUUUCAAAUGUAAAAUGUAUUUGUUUGUGUGAAAUACUAACACAAUUUCCACUCAGUUUAAUGCUAUGUAACAUUAGUGCUUAUUCAUUAGAAAGAUUAGAUAUUGAUGAAUAAAUUUAUAUACAUUUUGGCGACUACUGAAAAUAGGAGUAUCGAGGCAGCAGUUCUCAAAUGCUUGAGAGAUGAGUCAUAAGAUGAAAUGCGGUAUAAAUUACCCAGGCUUUACUGAAUGCAUUAAGAAAUAAAAAUAAAAUCACAGCCUAUAAUUAGGCUAUUUUCUGGGAAAAACAUAUAAGGUGUUAUUUUCUUACUUCUUCUUGUCUGUUGAUUUAAGUUGGGUUUUUUUUUUUUUUUUUUUACAAUUUCAAUAACUUUAGCUAUUUUGCAGCACCUCAUCAUACAUAAGUUGGCUUCCUGCCACAUUCUCAUUAAAGUUCUUAAUUCAAAUCUAGAAGUAAACUUUGUUUGGAAGUGCACCCUUCUUGACAUACAGGCACUAGUUGGUUUACUUCUAAAAAGUUCCCUUUUACUUCUUCACUACUGAUUAAUUUGCUGAUAAAAAUACCAGAAACUAGAUGCCACUGUGUCACGAGAAAUAGCAAUUUAAAAGACAAAACAAAACUUUCAUGAACAGGUUAUUGUUCAGUGAAAGCAAAAUAAUAGAAUCAGUACAUCAAUAAAGUUUUUUUUUUUCUUUGAAAGCCCACCAGGCAUUUAUGGUAUAUGUAGAUAAACAGUUGACAGCAAUUGCUUACAUGACAUAGGAUGUAAUGAAUUGAUGUCUAAGCUAAUGGCAGCUGUAGCCCAGUUCCAAUUAGCUUGGGCCUUAGGAUCAUUUAUAAAUUUUUAUUACAUGUAUAUAUCUGGUAUGGGAACAGAUUCUCUAAGAGCACCCUGUACCUUAUAAACUACACACUUAUUACCCAUUUUUCAAUAGAGCCUUUCCUGUAACUUUAUAUUUGACUAUAAGCUUUACUGACAGUUCCAUUCAUAGAUGUGUGAGUGAAGGUGUCAGACAUGACCACGACUGAGGCUCAUCCACAGUAAGUGUGUGUAGUGGGGUGGGAGGGAGGGUUAUUAUUUAUAUAAAUAUAAAGAAAAUAAAACAGGUUGCACCAAAUACAAUAGUAGCAAUAUCAAAAAGUGUUUGUAAGGUAAAUAUGUUCCGCAGGUAGUCGAAUAUUUUCACCAACUUCCAUAAUAUGAAAUGAAAAUAAGCAACAGGAAAAACAGAAUAGUUUGCGUCAAAGGCAAAAAAGAAAAAUUAUAAAAAAUACACUCACAAAAAAGGAGCUAACUAUCUUUCGUGGUUCCAGUGGCUCAGCCUCCUUAAAUUUAAUCCAGGCGUUCUUGGGUUGGAUUAUGGCAGAUAGCACGGUUUGCGAAUGUUAAUGAAUCACAUGGAAUUUUCAUUCACAAUAAUUUAUUUUCUGCUCAAACAAAAACAAAAAUUUCAGAUUUCACUAUAAUAUAUAAUUGAAUAUUCAUCAAUACUUAUUUACUGCUGUUUAUUAGGAUUAAUCAACACAUUGUCAUAACUGUUGGCUAUUUAUUAUUAAAAAUAACUUUUUUACAGACACAGACAGCACUUUUCUGCCAAACAACCAGUACACCAAAAUUUAGUUUAUGACUAUAGUGUUUGUAAACAAGCUGAAUACCACAAACGUCUUUCUCAAGUUUUUUACAUUUGUACGCAACAUUAAUGGAUCCUCAUUAAUUAUAUUAAAUACAGGACAUGCACUGAUCAGUCACAACAUUAAAACCACUGACAGGUGAAGUGAUUAACAUUGAUUAUAUUGUUACAAUAGCACAUGUCAGUGGGUGGGAUUUAUUGGACAGAAAGCGAAAAGUCAGAUCUUGAAUUUCAUGUGUUGGAAGCAGGAAAAAUAGGGAAGCAAAAAGAUCUGAGUGACUUUAACAAGGGCCAAAUAGAUGACAACUUGGUCAGAGCAUCUCCAAAACGACAAGUCUUGUAGGAUGUUCCUGGUAUGCAGUGGUUAGUACCUACCAAAAGUGGUGCAUGGAAGGACAACCAGUGAACUGGCGUCGGGAUCAUCGGCACCAAGGCUCAUUAAUGCAUGUGGGGAGCGAAGGCAAGCCCGCCUGUUCCAAUCACAUAGAAGAGCUACUGACGCUAAAAUUGCUGAAAAAUUUAAAGCUGGCUUUGAUAGUUUGCUGCACAUAGGAGUGGAGUGAGACCGGCAGAAUCUCCCCUGUCGGCUCAUGCAGAGCCGGCGCUAUCCGAGCGCCGGCUCUGCUCUCAGCCCCCCUCCCCACCGACCCACAGGCAGGGAGGGAGGCAGGAGAGGACCCGGGGAGCUCUUGCCAGCAGCAACGCUCAGAUCUCGCGAGAGUGAACUCUAGCCCCGCAGGCUAGAGUUCACUUUCACCACUAGGACCACCAGGGAAGGCAGAAAGGAUCCCCCCUCCCUGGCAUAACGUAACAAGGGAGGGGGGAUAUUAAGUAAUCUGCCCCCACCUCUACUGGACCACCAGGGAAGGCAGCAGCACGGUCCCCCCUCCCACAGCAGUGUAUGUGUAUGUAUGUAUAUAUAUAUAUAUAUAUAUGUGGUGUGUGCUUGUGCUUUAGGGUGCACACCCUAAUGUAAUAGGCUGUGCACGCCUAUGUUGCUGCAUAUGGUUCUCUAAAGCUGCAGACUGGUCAAAAGGCCUAAGAUAAACCCUGUCCACCUCCCAAAGUGGCGUCAGUGGGGACGUGAGCGUAAGAACUGGAUCGUAGAACAAUGGAAGAAGGUUGCCUUGUCUUAUGAAUCACUUUUUCUGUUAGAUCAGUUGGAUGACUGGGUACUUAGAAUAAUACACCCUGCCACACUGCAAAAAUGUUCAGGAAUGGUUUCAGGAAUGUUACAAAGAAUUCAAGGUGCUGCCUUUGCUUCCAAAGUCCUUAGAUCUCAAUCCGAUUGAGCAUCUGUGGGAUGUGCUGGAAAAACAAAUCCGAUUAAUGGAGACCCCACCUCGUAACUUGCAGGACUUAAAGGAUCUGCUGCUAAUGUCUUAAUGCCAGAUACCAGGAAACAUGUUCAGAGGUCUCAUAGAGUCCAUGCCUCGACACAUCAGAGCUAUUUUGGCAGCACAAAGGGGACCUACACGAUAUUAGGCAAUUGGUUUUAAUGUUGUGACUGAUCAAUGUAUAGUCUGUGUAAUGACGGUACAACAUAGCAAAACUGAAAAACAGAACAAAUACACAAAAGUCAAUUUUUAACUACCUUAAAGAAACACAAACAUUCUGCAGUGUCCAUACUAAACACUGCUACUUACACACCUUCACAUUUAUUGGCAUUAUCAACGCACUUGGCUGUCCAUAACUUUCAACCUGUGAUGAUAUGUUGUCACUAACCUUGAAAUAUUGAACUGUCAAGUUUGACAUUGCAACAUUAAUGACUACAUCACUAUUUUGCUUGUUCCUGACUGUACUUUGAUGUAUCCAGCGGAGGAGAGUCCCUGAUAGGACUAGGGCUUCGCUACAGUGAGUUCUACUUUUCUAAACCUUUCACUUGCAGACGCCACCGGGUUCUGUUCAGCGCCAGGAGCCAACUAAUUUGCGCAAGAGUACAGCAUUGAGGUUUAUGGAGGAUCCAGCAAGACCUCCCACUAUCUAGAAGGGUCAGCUAUAGGAAUUUUUUUUUUUUUACAUAGAGCAAAUGAAAGUCAAAAAGUUAACAUUUUUAAUUUGACAAAACAUUAAUUGAAAUACAAUUGGUAUGUUUAUGAUUGAGACUAGUUUUCAUUGAGUUUUGCAUUCAUAAAGAUGUGCUGAAAGGAAGGCAUGAAUACAAUGCACAAUUUUUACUGUAUUUGUAAGAUCAGAAAAUAUUGUUCUAUCUGAUCUUAUAUAUAUAUAUAAAAAAAGGAUAAAUUCUUACAUUUAGUAAGUUACUCGUAGGGAGAAACCCAAUUUACCAAUAUAUCUUAUUUACAAAAUCUAAUUUCUAAGAGCAAGUAUUGUAGUUUACAAAAAAAAGGUUUAAUUGACAUGAACCAGUGUUAACCGUUGUACACCAUAUAUAUUGAAAAUGGGACAAAACCGGAAUUCUUCCUCCUUAAAAUUUUUUUUUUUUUUUUUUUUUAAACAAACUCAUCUACGAUAGUGGAACAACUCAUCCUAAUCAAGUUGUGUGAGAUUCGUGUCAAUUCAUAUAGUUUCAUUUCCAUUCGGAAAUUCUAUGUCUUAGCCUGUGAUCUCAACAUUUUUUUUUUUGUGUGUGUGUUACAAAUGUAUAAUUUGCAUAAAGAAGCAAACUUAUAAGUGAAAUCCGAGCGGUGUUUGUAAGCCAAAGCAAUACCUGCCUGGAGCCUCAUAGUCUGCCACGUAUUUAGAGAGAACUGAACAUAUACAUUAAUGUUACAGGAUUACCUCAUAUGUCAGAUUUCCACGCGUACCUCUAAGGCUCAACAUCCAAAUCCUGUUCUGAAAUCGUCCGCAUUCCUGCUGAACAAAGCAAGAUUUAUGCAUCGUUACAGUUAAUUAGACUGUCAAAAUGAUUGCACGGCUCCCAGGAGUAAUAUCUGUGUCACAACCGAAGCACUGUUUAAGGUGUUAAAAUACAAUAAUGUGACCCUACCAUAUUUAAUUAUGGGAAUUAAAUUAGCAGUGUCACAUAUUCUGUGACUGUUUCAUAAAUGUCAAUGUAAAUAUUAAUAGCCUUGGCGGAAUGUGUGGUACUAGAAACUGUUAAAAAUAUUUGAGACAUUGUAAGGCCAUAGUAGAGAAGCAAUAGUAAUUAUUUUAGUUUUGGAUUUGUUUUGUCCUUUGCUGUUUUUUUUCCGUUUGUUUGUUUGUUUUGUUUCUUUGAUAAUAGCUUAGCAAGAUAAUGAAUAUUUUAAGAGGUUCUAUCAAAUUUGAAGCCUCUACUGCAGUAAGAUGUGCCGCAUUGGUAAUUAUAACAUUUAUCUUCAGUUCCAUCAUUACUGCCAUCUUACUGAGAUACUCUACGCAUGCAGGUUUUUUCUUGUCAUUCCCCACAAUCACUUUCUGCAAACAUAUUAUGGGCCUUGAUCUACACAAUGUAAAAGAAACAAAAUAUUAGCAUACACUUUUUUAUUUGCAUAUUGUUUAUCAUCAUUUUCAUGAGGGCAACUUUCUUUUAACCCCUUAACACAGUUACGGCGUUCUAUGCCGUCCCCAUUAUAAUGAGCUUUAAAGCCAUUGGCUUUCUCCCCCAGGAGCUCCGGUGGACUUAUCUCCGCCGUGAUCCUCUUCAGGAGGACUGCCUGACAGCCCAGGCUGCCCUCCUUCGGCAAACAAGGCCCCCUAUAGCUAGCUGUGGAUCUGCCUGCAGGGAGACUGUCUGGGCUGUCAGUCCCCCUGCUGGUGGGAAGUAUGAAAAAAAAAAUGAAACAUGUUUAAAAUUAAAUAAAUGUGUGUGUAUAUAUAUAUAUAUAUAUAUAUAUAUAUAUAUAUAACAUUAUAGGUAGUGUAUUUUAAUGUUAAUAUAAUAACAUAUAUUAGUAUUAAAAUACACUUAGAAUGAAGUUACAUUUAUAUAAGAUAUAUAUAUAUAAUACAUACGUAUAAUUACAAUAAUGAAUAAAUAAAAUAUUUUAAAAAAAUUUAAAUAAAUUAUGUAUACAUAUGUAAUUUCAUUCUAACUGUAUUUUGUUAUUAAAAGCUUGAGGGUAUCGGGCUGAAACGUUGACACUUUGGAUGUUUUAGUGAAGGUAAUAAAAGUUAAUUUUUACAAGUCCCUGGAGUGCUAUCUUUGGAACUUUUUUUGUAUUUUGGCUGACAAGCACCGGGCAUCAAAUCAUUUAAAAGGUGGAGUGCAAGAUUUUUUCUAUUUUUUAUAUAUAUAUAUAUAUAUAUAAAAAAUACACUUAGAAUGACAUUCUAUAUAUAUAUAUAUAUAUAUAUAUAUAUAUAUAUAUAUAUAAUACAAAUAACUGCAAAUUUUUAUAUAUAUAUAAUUACAUUAAUGAUUACAUAAGUAUACACGUAGAAUUUAAAUACAUAUAUAGGUAUGUAUAUUAAAAUUCAACGUGUAUAUUUAAGUAAUCUUUUAGCAUAAUUAUGUGAUUUUUAUUAAUUAAAAUUUGAUUGACAUGCCUGACAACCCAGGCUGAAAGUGCAGGGAAUGUAAUUCGCAAGCACUAUAUUUAACCCUGUAACUUUCCAAGACACCAUAAAACCUGUACAUGGGGGUACUGUUUUACUCGGGAGACUUUGUUGAACACAAAUAUUAGUGUUUCAAAAUUGUAAAUUGUAUUACAACAUUGAUAUUUUUAGUAAAAGUUAAGUUUUUGGCAUUUUUCACACAUGAACAGCACUUUUACUGACGAUAUUAUUGUUGUAAUACGUUUUACUGUUUGUGUUCAGUGAAGUCUCCCAAGUAUAACGGUACCCCCUAUGUACAGGUUUUAUGGUGUUUUGGAAAGUUAGAGAGUCAAAUAUAAGGCUUGCAUUUCUUUUUUUUCACGUUGAAAUUUGCCGGUCUGGUAAUGUUGCCUUUGAGAGCGUAUGGUAGCCCAGGAAUUAGAAUUAUCCCCAUGAUAGCAUACCAUUUGCAAAAGUAGGGAACCCAAGGUAUUGCAAGUGGGGUAUGUCCAGUCAUUUUUUGCUUUUUUUACACAAAAAACAAUAUGAACGCUAACUUUGGCCAGUGUUUGUGACUAAGUGGCUACUAAAAAAGACUGGACAUACCCCACUUGCAAUACCUUGGGUUGUCUACCUUUGCAAAUAGUAUGCCAUCAUGGGGGUAAUUCUCAUUCCUGGCCUACCACAUGGUCUCAAAGGUAACAUUACUAAUCUGGCAAGUUUCAAUGUGGAAAAAUGGAAUGUGCUAUAUUUGACCCUGUAACUUUCCAAAACACUGUAAAACCUGUUAAAUAGGGGUACUGUUGUACUCGUAAGACAUUGCUGAAUACAAAUAUGUUCAUUUUAUUGCAGUAAAAGCUAACAGUAUUAUGACAUUUACAGCUAAAAUUUCAGGCGGAACUACAAAUUGUUUUUAAAAAUCUUAAUUUCUUAUAGUUUUUUCUAUUUUAUUCAUAAUAAAUUAUGUUUCAUAUAUGAAUAGUUCAUGAGAAAUUAAAGCCCUGUUUCUCCUGAACAAAACGAUAUAUAAUAAGUGUGAGUGCACUUAAUAUGAAAGAGGUGAAUUACGGUUGAACAGACAUAUAGCGCAAAUUCCAGUUUUUGUUUACAUUAUGUUUUGAUCAGAAAGUGUACAAUUGACUCCGUCCUGAAGGGGUUAAAUUGCUUUGUACUCCUUCAGAAUGUUUACAUUUUUUUUUUAGAUCCAUAUCAGAGUGUAUUGUGUUUCCCACUUAGGUUCUGAAAGAAUACAUGGUCCUUUAAAAAAUAAAUAACAUAAUUAAAAGACAUACUCCAAUAAUGAUUAAAAUACAUGUACCCCAAUCACCAGAUACUACAGACAAUAAUGUGAGCGAUAUCCAUUGAGCUGGUGUUGUUGUUAUUGUUGUUAUUAUUAUUAUUAUUAUUAUUAUUAUAGAAGUAAUAUUGCACGUGCAUGUUUUUACAGUUGUUAACAGGGCUGAAACAAUUUUUUUUUAUUUUUUUUUAUAUAUACAUAUAUAUUUACCUGCUUGUGUAUACAGUGUGUUUUAUUUCAUCUAUCUUCACUCCCCAUAGCAACCUUGUACAAGCACAAUCUACCAAAAACCAGUAAGGCAUGUCCGGAAAUCAUUCCUUAAGACAGAAAAUGUAUAACAAGAUUGUAAAUAUUGCUUGCAGCAUGUAUUUGUGUAGUAACAUGAUAGUAUAAUUGAACUUAAAUUCAUACCUUAAGAAAGGUUAUACAAAACUAAAACAUGGGCUCUAAAGAACUGAGAUUGCACUGUUUUCAGGUUUUUAAAACCAGUUUGAAAAUUAGAGUAAAUUCAUUUAAUAUUUUGUAAUUCUUAUAGUUUCGUAAGGUAAUAGAUUCAUGCAAUGUCUCUCUUCUAGAUUUCUAAAAUUGAAGAGAAGAAUCUUCUCUGGUGUUUGUGUUUAAAGCUGUAAUCUGCUAUGCCAUACUUAAAAUAUCUGUUUGUAUGCAAUUGUUAAUAAUUGUUCAGUAUCCUGUUCACAUUCAUGUGCCAGCAGUAUAAAAUAAAUUAUCGGUAUACCACUGAUGUUAAUCUGUUUGAGACGUAGGCCUAGGACACAUGAUGUACUCAAGGGCAUUGGUCUGUCCCCCUUAUCCCAUGUGGCAUCACUGAUGCAAAUGUUUGAAGAUUUUAAUACAUGGGUGGACGUGCAGUGGUUUUUGCUCUGUUUGGGAAUUGGGUAAUGUCUUGUUAGGUAUCCAAGGCUUUGAUGCCAAAUGCCUCUUCCAGAGUCCAAACGUAUACUUCAGUAUAUUUAAUAUUUAUACGUAGCAGAUAAAAAAAAAAAAAAAGCAGAACUGGAAGUGACAGUUCUUACUUCAUUAAGCCCAGUAAAUGCUAUUCCUGUAAUUACUGGGGCGAAUAAUGCAGCAGAGGACAAUAAAAUUAUAUACUGUAUAUGUGUACUGUGGAUUUGAUACCUCAGUUGUCCGGGUAUGUAAUGGAGAAAUGUUGUAGGAAAACAUGCACGCUCUGGAUUUCCACAGCAGUGCCAUACGCCUGUAUGCUUCAAGCGUACAGCACUGCAUGGGUUAAUUAAUGUACAUAGUUUGCCCGGCAGAAUAUGUAAGAGAAAAGAAAGUAUGAAGAAUUGUAAAAUACUUUUAUCAAAGCCAGUAGCUAACUUUUAGUUAGCUAUUAGGUUGCACUAAGAUCACAAGCACAUCAGUUUGUCCCUUUGUUUCUUACUAUUUUUGUUUUGAAAUCUGUCUCAGGUGUUUUUUUUAUACACAUUAGAAAAGUAUGGAUUACUUUUUAUUACUCGGACCGUGAUUUUCUGCAUUCUUAUGUUGACCGUUUCUUUGCAAAGCCCAUUCAUCCACAUUCCACCAAUCAAAGGGAUUUACUUACCACUGUCCUGAUUGGCCUCUUGCAAGGUCUGACACAAUGGUGGGCAUGUUUACUGUGUAACAGUGUUUUGUUGUAAACUAACAUUCAGUUUAAAUGAUGAACGCUCGUGUAUUCAAGUAACAGCUUUCCUGUGUCUGUCAAAAGCAAUUCUCUUCAUAUGUAUAUACAGAUAUUAAAUAAUGGGCAUCUUUUACACCAAACCAUUUGUCAUUUCCAGCCUUUUUACUUUGCAUUCCUCCAUGCAUAACUCUAUAACAACUUGCGCGGUGGCCUUGAUACCUUCCAUUCACAUGAUCACUAAAUAACUUACUGAAAGUAUUAUAAAAUCCUGGAAACAAUGAGGGUUUUGCUUAGUUGACUUGGUCCUCCGUAAAUCAAACAUUAGAAUGACAACACUGCCAAAUAACAAAGAACAGAAGCAGACUAGAUCAGUGUUUGUGCCAACUUUAGUUACAUUGAGUUUGCAAGCUGGAUUAGUAGUGUGAUAGAGAGCCUGGCCGGGAGUGUUGACAUGAAUUAAGAGUAAAUGUUUGGCUGAAGAUCGCUUGAAAUGGCUGCGCAAACUUUCCAUAAUAUAAUGAAAACAAUUUGUAUUGGACGCUAGGGUGACGAGCUGGGUAAAAUAAUACGUUUAAUUUCCAACUACUACUGUGUUUGCUUUGUAAAUGAGUAAGAUGUUUAUCAACUGCAACCACAGGUAAACUAAAACUUUGCACUUUUCAAUAACGUCUACUGCCUUAACCCUUUAAGUAUGUAUGACAUGUCAUGAUUCCCUUUUAUUCCAGAAGUUUUGUCCUUAAGGGGUUGAUCAACUCUUUCAUUAACACACAUGCUGGUUUUCGUCUAACAUUCAAAUAGCAGUAAACGCUUCUAAUGUACUAUACAAGCAGUUUUAUAUCUUCACCAGUUCAGACCCAGGUGCAUACUUUAACCUGGCCUUCUAAUCCCUCACUCGGCUGCUCUAUUCCCUCGAUGGUAGAGAAUUCUAGUAGUUAAGUCCAUCGUCAGGAUCCACCCAAGCUCACUUUAACAGUUCCCGUUAGUGUUGGUGCCAAGAUUAAUCUAUGAAGUUAAAGGAGUAUCUGUUCUCUUUUGCCAGAUGUCUAUAAAAAGGGAAAAAACAAAACUAUUUUACUUUAUUCAUAUCUGAACAUAUUUGCCACGUUAGAGGCUGAUAAACCUGAUAGUACAAUCGUUCUAAAAAGUGUGGAAUUAAAGUGACACUAUAGUCACCUGAACAACUGCAGCUUAUUGUAUUUGUUCUGGUGAGUAUAAUCACUUCCUGCAGGCAUUUUGCAAUUAACACUGUUGUUUCAGAGAAAAUGUUUACAUUACAAUCUAGGGAUACCUUCAUUGGCCACUCCUCAUAUGGCUGCUGGAGGUGCUUCCUGGGGCAGUGCUGCACAGUGUGGCUGACAUUCAGUGUCUCCAGCCUCUGCAAGGAUACACUGAACUUCCCCAUAGAGAUGCAUUGAUUCAAUGCAUCUCUAUGAGGAGAUGAUGAUUGGCCAGGGCUGCGUUUGGCUCAUGCUGGCUCUGCCCCUAAUCUACCUCCUUUACCAGCACAGCCAAUCCAAUGCUUUCCUAUGUGAAAGCAUUGUGUUUGGCUCAGAUCAUCACUUCUGAUGCUGUCAGUCAAGCAGUCGGAUUAGGGGCAAAGCCAGCAGCAGCAGACUGGAGUAGAGAUAAGAUUUUACUAUAAUUAGGGGGCAAUGGGGAUCAGAAGGACUAGAUGGUGUUUUUAACACUAUAGGGUCAGGAAUACAUGUUUGUGUUCCUGACCCUGUAGUGUUCCUUUAAUAAUUAAUCUGAAUGUUAAGAUGCACAGUAAAGGGACGUGCACAUAUUUAUUGUUUGCUUGUCUGUGUCAGUUGACAAGCGAAGCUCUUCUUUCCUUCCGAAAUAUGCCUUUAUGCUAAAUGUUUUGGUCCUGUUUGAGAUUAAAAUGAACAGCAAAACAUCUCCCAAAACAAAGCACUUUACAUAAUUACAUUGUAUGUAAUAAGAAACUAAUGAUUUUUUUUUAAAUAUUGCACCUGUGCUAAUUACAAAGUGACACUUGGGUCGGAGCGUUUAAGAAAACUACCUGUUUAAACCCUCUCAAAUACUUGGAAAAAAAUUCAAUGGAGUUACUCAAAAAAGAAGUGACAUAGUAACAGAUCAGGCCAUGUAUGGUUGCUUUAUUUUGUCAUGAAGACUUUUGUACAUAGACUGUUAAUCCGUUUGUUUCUAAAUCAUUUGUUAAUGUGAAGAAUACGUGGUGGUUUGUGAAAUGAUGAUGAUCAUCUUAAUUGCUGUGUUUGAAGUGUCCAACUGUUUUUUGCAGAUCAAUUGACACAGUUCUCAGCAGUGCAGUGCAAGCCCUUUCUGUCAUAGAUUCCCACCUUGUGGAACUUGAAGGAGAUACACUUUGUCUUUAUGGGUCAGGGGCCCUGGAGUCAUUGGAUAGGACUUGGAGUGUUCAGACUUCGGGGUCAGUCUGCACCGUCUCUUUUACUUUCGUAAAUUUUGAUGAUAUAGUACAAGUUCUUCCAAAGCUGAGAAUCAAAUUUCCUAACGCUACGGUAAGAAUAAAGAAAAUGCAUAACUACAUAAAAUAAAUACAAUAAAUAAUAAAAUGUAAAGUAAUACAUCACUCCCUGGAGCGUCCUACAAUACACUAGCAUGGCCACAAAUAAGCCCACCCCUCAGUAGUGGCAGAGGGUACUGUUGCCUUACGUAUAUAUAUAUAUAUAUAUAUAUAUAUAUUUUUUUGUAUUUCUGGUUUUUACAUACACAAAAAAGUGUCAGCCAUCUUUGCGCCAUCAAUCGUAUGCAAGUGAUGUAUUGUCGUCAGAAGUGUAUACUGUUUACCUAUAUACCUACUGUUAUGUACAUUAUUAUGCUUUGUAUGUAAAAUUGUGCUGUCUUCUUGUGCAAUGUACUUUUAUAUUAUGCUAUAUAGUUUCCCAGUAUGUACUAAUUUCUUAUAAUAAUUUCUUAUAACCACUCUUUUUUAUCAUUUAAUUUAAAUAAGGUGCAUAAGUAAACAAAAUAAAUACAUAAAUAAAAAAAUAAUAAAUAAAUAAAUAAAUAUAUAUAUAUGUCAGAUAUUUGCCUAACAUGGCCAUUGCAGCAGGGGUGGAUCAUUUUCAAAUUCUGCUAAUAUGAGCUAUUCUUUUUUCGUUCCCUCCACCCAAAUCUGGUUAGAUAUAUACACUUGUUUGGUGUUCAAAAGACAACCUACCCUUUUAAAGGAUGUUAUGAUUAGUAGAAUUUAAACACUAGGCAUGCUUGUUUAAUGUAUUGGCAUGCCCUAACUUGCAUUUAAGUAAAAUAUAUUAAUGUUAUCAGCCUCUAUGCAUUAUUUUAAUAUAUGUCUUCUUUGCUGUUCGAGCAGUCACAAUACAUUUCCAACAAAUAAUUUUAUAAUCAGUGUGUUCUUAUAUGUUUCUUAUUUUAAUUAAUUGUUGUAUACAUGAGCAUAUUUCCUUUAUCUGUGAAAGACAUUCAGAUAUAUUUGUUAGAUUACACACACACACAAGGUUAUUGGCAUUCAGAUAUUAGAAAAUGUGUAGAGUAGCAGUAGUUAAUAACAGUGAAUAUUUAAAAUGUCAGCCUUUGCUUUAUGCCUGUGUUGUUUAGUGUUUUUUGUAUGUUUGUGUUUAAAUUUGAUUAGACAAGUCGAUGUAGGUUGGAGAGAUCCUAUUAAAUUAUUAACUAUACUGUAAAUAUGAGAUAUACAACUUCGAGAUCAGAACUGGCAACAUGUGAGACCCAAAAUGUUUUAACUGUACAGUCCAUGGUUGGUUUCCUGUCACUUGUGCUUUUGGAUCAUAACCCAUGCUUAGGUUUAAAAAAAAAAAAAGCUGUCGAUUAGAUGAGUCAGUAUGACUGCAGAGAUCCUAUUACAUUUUAAUAUUGUUAUUAUAUGCUUAAUAAGGCAUCUGGUAAUGGGCUGUCAGUUGACUGAUGUAAUAGCCUAACCAGUUUAUGAAUAGUUUAGUUGUGGGGUUGCUGCAUUGGAAGGGAGGAAUUAGUGGUGGUGAACCCAGAAUAUAAAUUUCUUAAUAAUGGUGCUGCUGUAGAGACAUGUAUUCAAAAUGCAUCUGAAUUGAACAAUUCAUUCAAUUCAUAGCUCAGUUUCAAAUUGUAUGAUGCUACAUUAAAUCACCUGUGCUAAACUGCAAAUUUAGUCACACUAAAAGGCCACAUUGUAAAGUACGCCAAGUAUCCCAACACUUAUUUUAAAAUGGGAGAUAAACAUGCUGACUACAAAAUCCACUGCCUAAACUGCUUCUACAGGCUAUGUGCUCACUAUUAUUAGUAAAAAAAAAAAAUCUGUCAAUAAAAGUAAUAGGUAUGGGGUGAAAACAAAGAAACGUUACCUGCGCUCUGGCCUAAAUCCCCAUGUGCAUUUAAACAAAAUGGAGGCUCUUUAGUUUCAUUCCAAUGGCCAUUUGAAUAUAUAAGCUCACCAGCCACGUCAAGGCAAGCCUCAAUAGGUAAGUUCCUACACUAGCCAUUAGAUAUGCUGUAGGAACUCACCUAUUGAGGCUUGCCUUGACGUGGCUGGUGAGCUUAUAUAUUCAAAUGGCCAUUGGAAUGAAACUAAAGAGCCUCCAUUUUGUUUAAAUGCACAUGGGGAUUUAGGCCAGAGCGCAGGUAACGUUUUCUUUGUUUUUACUAUGUAUUUUAAGCUGUUGGAUACUAAGCCACUGCUGCUGUAAGCGCGGUGCUUUAUCUUUGUGUUUGUAUAGGUAUGGGGUGGUCUGAUCCUUUUUAAAUUAUUUAAUAUUGCAAAUGUUAUUUUUAUUAGGCAUCUGGUCAUGAGAAUCCAUUGCGCCAAGUUGAAAUCUAUCAACCUGGGUGUCUGCUUUCUGAUACAAAGCUUAGGACAUGUUCGUGUUUACUCCUGUUACCUGUUUGUGUUUAUACCUUUAGUCUUACUUAGGGAACUUGGUUACGGUUCUCCAAGUGGCCACACACAAUAGAUGAUUGAUAUGACCUUUAUUUACUUUGUGAUUAUUGGACUUGCUACCUUAAUUAAACAGGUUUGCUAAUCAUUUAAUGUUUCUAUUUUUGUUGACUCACAGCACCUAAAAUUUAAAGAGACCAAUUUGAGCACCCUACAUCAGUUCAAUGCCUUGUCUCACCUACGUCGGCUUGAUCAGUUGACUUUGGAUCCUCAGGGAAACCCUGUUGUUAACUUUAGUUUGUGGAAAUUCUAUGUUCUUUUUAGACUGAACAACUUCAACAUACAGAAAAUUAAUGAUGUCGAGGUAAGAAGAAUCAAGGAAAACCAAAUAGAAAUAAUAAUAUCUACUGUUUACUAGUACACAAUACUAUACUCUUUAUAACAAAAGGGUCGUGUGUGGUCAUCAAAAGGUUCAUACUGUGAAUUUCAAACUUUUACUGCACAUAAGAUUUUAUUCACUGAACAGUGAGUUUUAGUGAAUUGAAAACAAUUGCAAAUCAGCUGGUUUUCUACAUUUUGCAAUUAGUUUUUAAGUCAGCAACGUAAAUUGUUUGCUUAAAGGAACACUGCAGGGUCAGGGACACAAACAUCUAUUUCUGAUCUUAUUGUGUUAAAACCACUAUUUAGGUGGCUUGCACCCUCCUCACCCCCUCCCCCUUCCUUCGCCUCCUUAAAAGCUAAUAAAACUUACCGUAUUUUGAACACUUCCUGCGCUGGCCACGCCCCAGAUCCGCCUCCUUGGUGACAUCCUCAGAAUAUAUGAUUUCAGCCAAUCCAUCUAAGGAGUGGCCACUGGAGGUGUCCCUAGGGGGGCAAUGUAAACACUGCUUUUUCUUUGAAAAGGCAGUGUUUGCAUGAAAAAGCCUGCAGUGAAUGAUUAUACUCACCAGAACAACUGCAUUAAACUGUAGUUAUUCUGGUGACUAUAGUGUCCCUUCAAUAAACGUCUUACAUAUACUGAUGGUUUUUAAGGUAAAGGCUCUACGACACCUAGACAUAUGUAGGUUUAUUCACAAAACAACAGAUUGUAGCUUUUUGAAAACUAAUUGCACAAUUUUGUCAAAAUUGCUCAUUUAAAAAAAUAGAAAAAAGAUAGAAACUAAACAAUUCCUACAUAGGUCUCUAAUUUAAUAUUUUCAGAUAAGCUUUUUAAAUGAUUUACUAUUUUUGGGUACACUUUUAAAAUAUUUUUUUUUUCUAAAAUAUUAAAAUAUCAAAAUAUAUAUAAAAAAUAUCUAAGUAUUAAAACAUUUUUAAAAAUAUUCAAUAUUUUGCAACGUUUAUCCAAAUAUAUUAAUCAUUUGUAAAGCUUGACCAAAAAUUGAGGCCUAGUUAGAGCUUUGAUAUGUUUUUAUGUAAUAACGGGGUUAUUCAGUAAACACCGUCCAAAUUGUCCAAAUUACCAAAUUCCGACCACAUUGACAAUUUUUAUAUUUACAGUCGCAAUUCAGUUGGCCCAAGCAUAUCAUUAUCAAUUGGCCGGAUGCAUUUGGAUUAGCAUCUAAACACUAUACAAAAAAUAGGACCAAAUGCAUCCAGUAGAAUGUCCAUUUGCAACUAAUCAUUUACCUAGUGGAUUUUUAACUAUUUGCCUGCUUGCUGUUAGCGGGCAAAUGGUUUUGCUUUAUUUAUUUAUUUAAACAUUUGAAACCUGGGCUUAAUUUGAAACCUCCAGACCAGAUUUGCAGGAAUUGAUCUGAAUUUCAGCCAUCCGGCAGCAUUUGGUCUGGCUGAAAUCUUGACCAAACCAACACCAUUCACAGACCUUGUUGAAUAGCAUGAACAAGGUCUGGAUUUUACAAUCUGAAUGACCCCGGACUUUAGUGAGUAACCCCUUUAAUGUUAGUAUUGGGUUUUGAGUUCACCAUAUUUCACUGUUUGGUGACUAAACCCCAUACUAGUGAAUGUGAAACAUUCUGCUGGUAUAUAAAUGGUGAUAGAUGACUUGGACACAUACUGAUGGAUUUAAUCAUCCAGCUUCCACAUCACAGUUUUGCUUUAGUGCAGAUGAAGGGGAUUUUGACAAAAAGUAACAUAACUUGUUCACAUGUUCCUUUGCUGUUUCUUGGACACAUUGUGGAUAUUCCACAUGUGAUCUGACUUCCAAAUAGUCUGAUAUUGAGUCUCCUUCUCUCUUUUCGAAGGGGAAAAAUAGUUAUAAAUAAUAUAUAUGUGUGUGUUUUCUUUUUGUGUUUUUCUGUAGUCAACUGCCCAUAUAAACCCUGUUCAUUAAUAAGGUUGUGUGUAGCCGAAUUAGUGUUGGAACUCCCCACAAGCUUUAAGUACAUUCUGUACAUUUGCUGGGUACAAUAACCACACAUUAUAGUCAAACUUAAAACCUGUCCCAACAGUCCCAUAAUGCCAUGCAAUUUAUCAAAAUGGUCAAAACAAAUGUUCCACUUUUUUGUUUCCCAUAGAAACAGCCUGGUAAAUCAUUCAUGAUGGUAGAAAUCUGUAAUUAAAUUUUGUCGUGAGAAACUGAAACUAUUUAAACUUAUUGAUUGGUGUCUAGAAAAACAAACUGGUAUGGCUGUACAGAUAAAAAUCAACUUUGCAGGUUUGAACUGACUUGAUACUGAUAUUUCCUUAUCAAUUAACUUUGGUAAUGUAUUUAUGCAUCAUUCAGGACAAUGAUUUUACCCAGAAAUGUAAUUCACUAACCAUAAUCCUACAACAUAACAAUGAGUAUUGAGGCAGUAUUUGAUAGACCAUUUAUUAAAAAUGAGGGAUUGUUACCUGGAAACAGUUCUUAUUGGCACACAUAAGUAGAAAGGCUGAGACUAUAAAGUCUAUUGUUUUGUUAACACUUCAUAUUUUCAUAUUUUGAUACAUUCUUUUAACAGGUUACUCAGAAUGACAUUAUUAUGUCGGAGAAAUUAUUUGGUAUCCUUGCCUACAUAGCAUCGUCCAAAUUACCACAAUCUAAACUUCUUGCAAUACUUGGCGACUUCAGGUAAGUGACUAGAUGGAUUGUUUAGCAUGUUCAGCCCAGCAUUAUGUAACUCGGCAUACGGUUAAAUUAAAGUGACUCUCAACACAAAUAAAGUUUUCCUAAUUUGCUUCUAUAUAGCUCCGUGUGUCUGCAUCUCUUUUUAUUUUUUUCCUGAGUGUUCUAGCUUUCGAUUGAUAGAGAAAGAAAAGUAGGGAUUACCUUUCUUUAUGUAUUGCAGUCAGACAAAACUUGCCAAGGGCAGUGCUUAGACAAGGCUAAUGUUACAGUUGCCAAUCAAAUUUACCACCAAUCCUCACUAAAAUAAAGAAGGGCAAACAGCAGACAUUAUAGGCAGACUAGAACACAAUGGCUGUGUCCAGGUAUUGAGAAACAAUAAUACAUAUAAAUAAAGGCAGGUGGCAAGGGGGAUAGUACAAUCAUUAAACACAGGGGGCAUAAGGUAAGGGGGAAAAAAAUUGCGGGGCAACUUUAUUGAUGAAUAUUCUGAAAUGUAUCAUGGAGACUGUAGUCACUGCUUCAACCGGGGUCAUGUAUCAGGAAGACAAUUUGUUCUGUUAUCUUGUCCUUAAUAUCUAAUAUACUUUGAUAGAUGGCAUUAUAGGCAAGCUGUUGAAAGUUGCAGAGGAUUUUAUUUACUUUUGAGUAUCUAAGUUCAAUUACCUAUUCGGUGAAUGCAGUCUUCAUCUUACUGAUCUCAAAUGUAAAAUCAUUAGGUAGAAAUAAUUUAUCAUGCCUGUUACUAGAUAUGUAACCAGAGCAAAAGUAUUGUCUGACUCAGUCAUAAGCUUUAAAACACUCAUGAUAAACUAAGAGGCCAACACAUUUAACUGCAAUAGAAAAUAAAUGUUUACAUGUUCUAUGCACUGAUCAGCCACAACAUUAAAAUCAAUGACCGGUGAAGUGAAUAACAUUGAUUACCGUGUAUAAUUAUAACAAUGGCACCUAUUAAGGGGUGACAUAUGUUAGGCAGCAAGUGAUCAGUCAGUUCUUGAAUUUCAUGUAUUCGAAGCAGGAAAAAUGGGCAAGCGAAAAAAUCUAAGUGACUUUGACAAGACCCAAAUAUUGAUGGCUAGACUAUUGGGUAAGAGCAUAUCCAAAAUGGCAAGUCUUGUGUGGUGUUCCCGGUAUGCAGUGGUUAGUAUCUACAAAAGUUGUCAUGUGAGGAGCGAAUGCUGGCCUGUCUGGUCCGAUCACACAGAAGAACUACAGUAGCUCAAAUUGCUAAAAAAAAAAAACCUGGAAACCUUGGAUCCUGGCAUUCGUGUUGAUGUUACUCACCUACCUAGAGAUUGUUGCAGACCACCUACACCCUUUCAUGGCAAUGGGGUUCCCUGAAGGCAGUGGCCUCUUUCAGAAGGAUAAUGUAUGUAUGCUCAGGAAUAGUUUGAGGAACAUUGUGAUGAUUGUGACUGAGUACCUGGGCCAAGGUUGUCUCUUUCCCUGGAACAGGAUAGCUAAAGUGACUUUAGUCAUGUUCCCAAACAUCAGCCGAGGCUUGAUGAAGGCUAAUUACAGACAUACUUUAUUUAACAAACUCGCACAUAUUUAUACAGGCAUUCAUUCCCAUGAGGGGAUCAUCAACCUAAACAAUACAAACCCACCCCAACUCCUCAGUGUCUCGGAAAUAACUCUAAUUUAAUUAACUACCAGGGCACCUUACAAUAGCAUCCUCAAAACAUAUGGUUCCCCAUACAUUAACCCCAAGUGCCAUAUAUCCCCAGAGAAGGUUCUGAGGUACAAGGUGUCCAAAUACAAAUUGGAUCGGAGGUGCGUAAUCCGAGCAAUCACUGGUUAAAGUUUGACUGGGCCACGGCCAUCCUUUAAUCCGUCACAGAGUUCCAUGCUGCUGUGUAGUAAGCUCUGGUCUCAAAUAAUGAUUUUCAAGGGCACCAUAUCAGGGAUCUCCCAAAAGUCUUUGGUAUCCCAGGAUGCCUCAUCAGGUCCCCAAUCUCCCUUCCAAGUAGCGCUCUGUUUAGUGGUCAUAGGCCCUAAUUUCCAGAUAGGAAGUGGGUUAGGUGUUCAAGGUGCUCUGUGGGGUUGUAAGUGAUGGUACAAUGGGGGGAAAUGAGCAAGCACUUUGAGCUCUUUUGGGAGAGUUUACCAGGCAUGACAAAGAGUUUAAUUUAAUUGAGCUGUGGGAUGUGCUGGAACAACAAAUCUGAUCCAUAGAGACCUCAUCUUGCAACUUGCAGGACUUAAAGGCUCUGCUUCUAAUAUCUUGAUGCCAACUACCACAGGGCAUGUUCAGAGGUCUUGUGGAGUCCAUGCCUUGACUCAAAGCUGUUUUGGCAGCACAAGGGUCACCUCCACAAUAUUAUGCAGGUGGUUUUAAUUUCGCUGAUCAGUGUAGUCUUUAUGUGUAUCGUUUUGUAAUGCAUAUCUAUAUAUAUAAGUAAAUACCUUCUUUCAGUUGAUUUAAUGGCUUGCACUUGCUUUACAUGAGCUGCCAUCUUUAAGUGCUCUUUGUCCUGAACCUCCCUUAUCCAAGUCUUUGCAGUGUCCUGGGAGAUAUUAAAUCUUGACAUCAUACACAAGUACUAUGCAUCAUGAAAGCAGACUCAUAGUAAAUUUGCUGUCUAAGCUGUCCUAUCUGUGUGGAUAGCGACAGAGUGCAAACACUGCAUUAUUUCAAUGUCAGCAAAGAGGCCUCGGCUUCUGUCAACUCUACUCAAAUGGUUUGACAUAAACUAGAUGAACUGCCACCAAUUUACUAUUAGCUGUAGUGGUUAUAGUGCUUUGAUUGUCCCUUUAAUGCUGAACAGUAUGGCUCACUUGUAUUAAUGAAUUAAUGCCAACUCAAUCUGAAAACACUUAAAAUGAGUUUAAAUCUUUCUGAACUUGCUAACAAAAUGAAAGUUAAGAAUGUUUUAUUGGUGUCAGUGUUGUCAUUUGGCACUUGAUGCACUAGACAUUUAAAGUUGCCAAAGAAAAAUGCUAUUGUAGAUUCGCUGUGUGAAAUGCUGUCAUGCUGUUGAUGCACAUGUCUUUUUAAAGAAAGAAACCGUUCAAUCAAUUUCUGGAGGGGAAAUCUAAGAAGUAUCCAGCAGCAGGCGAUGAAAGUAAUGACUACCGGAAGUUGGGAGGAGAUAUCCCAAGCAGAGCGGCAUUGCAUUACCUUCCUCAAGAUCUGCUCAACGAGAAACUGGAGGUAAUAGUGUGUUUCUGCUUUCUAUAUUUCUUUCCUUGAAUUACAAACACCACAUGGUAUCUUAAAUUAAGCUUUCAUCUUGUCACUUUUUAUAAUGUACUUGACAACCUAUAUAGACUAUUAAAGUUCACUUGUCAUGCCUGAAAUGACACAGUGAUGCUUUAAAGAUCAUAACAAUUCAUCUGUACAUUGAUCUAGUCAAAUUAUUAUCAACUUUUAUAUUAAAGAUUUUGAACAUUUUACAUACAAUAAUAGCAAUAAAAAUGUAAAAGAAAAAAAGGGUUAGUCAGGGGUGCUGUGUGUGGAUUGUGUGAGGGGUGCUGUGUGUGGAGUGUGUAAGGGGUGCUGUGUGUGUGUGAGGGGUGCUGUGUGUGUGUGAGGGGUACUGUGUUUGUGUAAGGGGUUCUGUGUGUGUGUGUGAGGGGUGCUGUGUGUGUGUGGGGGGGAGUUAGGGGUGCUGUAUGUGGGGCGUAUGGGUGUUGUGUGUGGGAGGGGCGAGGGGUACUGUGUGGGGUGGGGGUAAAGAUACAUAAAAAAAAAAAAAAGAUAUAUUAAAUCUGUAUCCCGCCUCCCUUCUUCUUACCUUUGGUGAAGGAGGGGCACAGCCAGCCCUGGUGGUGGUAAGUAUAUGUCUGCGAAGCAGCUCUCCCCUCCUCCUGUUGCCAUGGUAACGCUCCACACAGAUCCCUCCCCCUGCCUCCAGGUCCUCCCGACAGAAAGCAGAGUAGGUGCCUGCCGUUUUGGGCAGGCAGGUGCCUACUUUGCAUUGCUGCACACAUCCAGUGGCCCCUUCCCUCGGCGACCUAUGGCCGUGUGCCCACAGAGAGGGCCCGGCAUUCCACCUGUGGCACGCGUGCCAUAGGUUCACCAUCACUGGCAUAGAGACAUGUCUACAAAUGCUCGCCGUUUAGGGAAUAAGAUCUAUGAACUUGUAACAAUAAUGGCAACUGAUACUGUAGAUUUAGUUGCUGUUACUGAGACAUGGUAUAAUGAGAAAAAUGACUGGGACAUAACAAUACCAGGGUACUCUUUAUAUAGAAAAGACAGGGAAUGCAAGAAAAGGAGAGGGGUGGCCCUGUAUGUGAAGGAUAACAUAAAAUCUAGCCUAAUAAAUGUUAGUGAGGCAAACAUAGAGUCCAUUUGGGUUAAAUUAGAAUUUGGUAAUCACACAGUAACUCGUGUAGGUGUGAUUUAUAAGCACCCAGGACAAAUAAGUUAGAUAAUCUAGUAGUUGAGGACAGUGGCGUACACAUGACCCAUGGGGCCCCGGUGCGAAAAUUGAUCCGUGGGCCCCCUCCGGCGCGUGGGCCAGGCCGCAACACAUGGCGGUGGGCACCUGGUCGCAGGGGUUACAGGGCUGCGACCCCUGCGACCGCGGUAUGUACGCCAGUGCAUGCAGAUGCACACACACUUAAAGGACAACUCUUGGCACCCAGACCACUUCAGCUUAAUGAAGUGGUCUGGGUGCCAGGUCCAGCUAGGGUUAACCCAUUUUUUCAUAAACAUAGCAGUUUCAGAGAAACUGCUAUGUUUAUGAAUGGGUUAAGCCUUCCCCUAUCCUCUGGGCUGUCUCAUUGACAGCCACUAGAGGCGCUUGCGUGCUUCUCACUGUGAUUUUCACAGUGAGAGCACGCCAGCGUCCAUAGGAAAGCAUUAUCAAUGCUUUCCUAUGUGACCGGCUGAAUGCGCGCGCUUGCGCGCAUACAGCCGACGGGGAGGAGAAGAGGAUCGGAGGAGGAGAGCUCUCCGCCCAGCGCUGGAAAAAGGUAAGUUUUACCCCUUCCCCUUCCAGAGCCGGGCGGGAGGGGGUCCCUGAGGGUGGGGGCACCCUCAGGGCACUAUAGUGCCAGGAAAACGAGUAUGUUUUCCUGGCACUAUAGUGGUCCUUUAAAGGACCACUACAGACACCCAGAUCACAUCAGCUCAAUGAAGUUGUCUGGGUGUCAGGUCCCUCUAGUUUUAACUCUGCAGUUGAAAACAUAGCAGUUUCAGAGAAACUGCUAUGUUUCACUGAGGGUUAAUCCAGCCUCUAGUGGCUGUCUCACUGACAGCUGCUAGAGGACCACACUGAACGUCCAUAGGAAAGCUUUGAGUAAUGCUUUCCUGUGGGCGGUUUGAAUGCGUGCGCGGUCUCAUUCGGAGCUGAGAGGCUAAGGGAUCCCCAGCGCCAAGGGAGUCCGGCGCUGGAGAAAGGUAAGUGCUGAAGACACACACACUCUCACUUACAGACGCAUACACGCUAGCUAACAGACACACACAUUUACUGACAGAGACACACUCAGCGACAGACAUACAUACACACUCACACACUCACUUACAAAACAUACACUCUCAUUGACAAACACACACUCACUAACAGACAUCAAACAGACUCAGUAAGACACACACUCUAACACUCACUCUAACACUCACUCUAACACUCACUCUAACACUCACUCUAACACUCACAUUAACACUCACUCUAACACUCACUCUAACACUCACUCUAACACUCACACUAACACUCACACUAACACUCUAACACUCACACUCACAUUCUAACACUAACACUCACACUAACAUUCAUUCUAACACUCACACUCACUCUAACACUCACUCUAACACUCACACUCUAACACUCACACUCACAUUCAUUCUAACACUAACACUCACACUAACAUUCAUUCUAACACUCACACUCACUCUAACACUCACUCUAACACUAACACUUUUUAAACAUUUUUUUUAUCCCCCCAGCCUCCUUACCUUUUGGAGUGCUGGGGGGAUUCCCUGGGGUCCAGUGGUGCUGCUGGGCUCCUUGGCGGGUGGCCGGUCGGGCAGGCGGGCGCGCGAGGGAGCACUCACUGCUUCCUCUUCAGCUCCCUUGCGCGCCGCGUAGGGAUGUCGGCGCCGGAAGAUGACGUCAUCUUCCGGCUCCGGUAUCAGUGCGGUGCGCGAGGGAGCUGAAGAGGAAGCACUGAGUGCUCCCUCGCGCGCCCGCCUGCCCGACCGGCCACCCGCCCAGGAGUGUGUGUGUGACAGCAGGGCCAGCCUCGGGGGGCCUGGGGUGGCCGGCUCCUGGGCCCCCCAGGAGAAGAGGCUGGCCCUGUGGCUACAUACCGGGUCGCAGGGGCGACCCCUGCGACCCUGGUAUGUACGCCACUGGUUGAGGAAAUAGCUAAAAUGACAAUGAAGGGGGAAGUUAUCAUCAUGGGUGACUUUAAUAUUCCUGAUGUGAACUGGAAAACCAAAUUAGUUGCUUGUGCCAGGAGCACACAUAUUUUAAACUCCCUACUGGGAUUAUCUCUUAAACUAGUAGUUGAGGAGCCAACUCGUUAAGAGGUUGGAGAGUUAACAAAUGGAGAUUUGGUAUCCGAUAUUACUGUAGGUGAAAGUUUAGGAUCCAGUGAUCAUCAGUCAGUAUGGUUUAAUAUAAGAACAGUGACUAAGUCACACCACACAAAAACAAUAGUUUUAGACUUUAGAAAAACAGACUUUUCAAAAAGUAGAAUAUGUGUAAAGGAGUUAUCAGACUAGAGCAGUUUAGAUGGAGUCCAGGAGAAAUGGGAUUAUUUAACUCCUUAAGGACCGUGGAUGUACUAGAUACGUCAGACAAAAACGGUCCUUAAGGAACGCGGAUGUACCGAGUACAUCUGCAGCAAAUUAGUUACUUACCUGAUUGUCACCGUUCCCCCGCCUGCGAUCGGUGUUGCUCCUGGUCUGGUGGGACUGCCUGCAAAUUAGGCCCCAUGCGGGCCAUGUUUCGCUCUGAAAGAACGAUUACAUGGCCGCAAUAGGCAUCCAUAGUGCUGCCUGCAGGGGGCCUGCCUGGGCUGUCAGUCUCCCUGCAUCUGUAAAAAAAAAAAAAUUAUGUUUAGUAAAAAAAAAAAAAAAGGCUAUAUAUGUGUAUGUGUGUGUGUGUGUGUGUGUGUAUAUAUAUAUAUAUAUAUAUAUAUAUAUAUAUAAAACUAUAUAUAAUGUGUUUGUGUGUGUGUGUAUAUAUAUAUAUAUAUAUAUAUAUAUAUAUAUAUAUAUAUAUAUAUAUUAGAAAAUAUAAAUAAUAAUUAAAUACAUUUUUUUUAAAUAAAACAAAAUUAUAAAUAUAUAGUAAUUUUAUUCUAACUGUAUUUUGAUAAUUAUAUAUUUAUAUCAAAAUACACUUACAAUGAAAAUAUAUAUAUAUCUAUGCAUAUAUGAAUAAAUAAAAAUAAUAAGCUAAAAAAAUAAGCUAAAAAUAUGUUAACAUUGGGUAUUUCUAAACGCAGAACAAAAUUUAGAAACUAUUUAGCCCGGGUGUUUUUGGGCGGUUGUAGGUGCGUAACAGAUUUUGGGGGCCAAGGUUAGAAAAAGUGUGUUUUUAAAAAAAAAAAAAAAUCAUGAUAUUUAUAAUUUUUUUUAUAGUAACUGAUAUGAUAUGAUAUGAUGAAAAUAAUGGUAUCUUUAGAAAGACCAUUUAAUGGCAAGAAAAACGGUAUAUAAUAUGUGUCGGUACAGCAAAUGAGUAAGAGGAAAAUUACAGCUAAACACAAACAGCACAGAAAUGCAAAAACAGCCCUGGUCCUUAAUGGUAAGAAAGUUGAAAAACGGUCUGGUCACUAAGGUGUUAAAAGUUGCACUGCUGAAGGCAACAGAAAAUUGCUUUAGGCUUGUCAGUAAAAAUCAAACAAUUUAAGAAAGCACUGUGGUACACCGCAAAUGUGUCCAAAAUAGUAAAAAACUGUUAGCAUUUAGUAAUUAUAUAAAAAAAAACAGAGUGAGGAAGACAGAAUGAUCUAUAAGAUUAGGCAGAAAGAGGCUUAGCAAGUUAUAAAAGCUUCCAAAUCACACACAGAAGAGAAAAUAGCACAGUCAGUAAAAAAAGGGGACAAAACAUUUUUUAGAUACAUAAAUGAGAAAAGAAAAGUAAAACAAGGAUUAGUUAGAUUAAAAACAAAAGAAGGAAGGUAUGUAGGAGAGGAUAAAUGUCUAGCCGACUACCUCAGUUAAUAUUUUUGUUCAGUAUUUACAGAUGAAAAUUAAGGAAAUUGACCUAAGUUAGAAAAAAAGGACAAAUUAGUCAUUUGUUACAUUUGAGUUUACAGAAGAAGAUGAAGCCAAAUGGCUAGUGAUGUCCCGAACGGUUCGCCGCGGACUCAUCAUUGAGUAAACUUUGACCCUGUACCUCACAGUCAGCAGACACAUUCCAGCCAAUCAGCAGCAGACCCUCCCUCCCAGACCCUCCCACCUCCUGGGCAGCAUCCAUUUUACAUUCAUUGUGAAGCUGCAUUCUUAGUGAGCUGUCCAGGAGGUGGGAGGGUCUGGGAGGGAGGGUCUGCUGCUGAUUGGCUGGAAUGUGUCUGCUGACUAUGAGGUACAGGGUCAAAGUUUACUCAAUGAUGAGUCCGCGGCAAACCGUUCGGCGAACCGUUCGGGACAUCACUACAAAUGGCAAAUGAUUUAGGUAAACUAGAAAAAUAGUCAGAGUUGUGGUAGCUGACAUUUAAUGUGGAUAAGUGCAAGAUGCAUCUUUGGGCGUAAAAACCCAAGGGCAGAGUACAGAAUAUUUGAUAGAGUCCUAACCUCAACAGCUGAGGAAAGGGAUUUAGGGGUGAUUAUUUCUGAUGACUUAAAGAGCAGCAGGAAAUGCUAGCAGAAUGCUUGGUUGUAUAGGGAGAGGUAUUAGCAGUAGAAAGAGGGAAGUGCUCAUGCCAUUGUACAGAACACUGGUGAGACCUCACAAAGAGUAUUGUACGCAGUACUGGAGACCGUAUCUUCAGAAGGAUAUUUAUAGUUUAGAGAGAGUUCAGAGAAGGGUUACUAAACUGGUUCAUGGAUUGCAGGUUAAAACUUACAAGGAAAAGUUAAAAGGAUCAUAACAUUUAUAGCUUUGAGGAAAGACGAGACUGGGAGGAUAUGAUAGAAACAUUUAAAUACAUAAAGGGAAUCAACACAGUAAAGGAGAAGACUAUAUUUAAAAGAAGAAAAACAACAAGAGGACAUAGUCUUAAAUUAGAGGGGCAAAGGUUUAGAAAUAUCAGGAAGUAUUACUUUAAUGAGAGGGUAGUGGAUGCAUGGAAUAGCCUUCCAGCUGAAGUGGUAGAGGUUAACACAGUGACGGAAAUUAAGCAUGCGUGGGAUAUGCAUAAGGCUAUCCUAAUUAUAAGAUAAGGCCAGGGACUAAUGAAAGUGUUUAGAAAAUUGGGCAGACCUGAUGGGCCGAAUGGUUCUUAUCUGCCGUCACAUUCUAUGUUUCUAUGAUGGCUGCCUUUACCCAAUUGUCCUGAGAUCUCAGAAAUGUUUCCUACUACCAAGAACACCCUCAAGGUGUGGGAUAUUAUUUUUAAAGCUAUGAGUCUAUCCCCCAAGUUGAGAGCAAUGCCUUUAUCUAUUUCAAUUUAUCAUAUGUCACAAUUAGAUUUUAAUGUUUGGCAUUCCUAUUCUGUAUAUAAUUUGGAUGAAAUUCCCUCAUGUCAUGUGAUAAAUUGAAAACAAAAUUUUACUUAAUUCGAUUCUCUCAGAAUUUAUUAUGAUCUCUGAAACACUGAAAGAAGGUUUUAAUGGAUUUGGAUCGGGGAUACAACACAUUGAAAAUCUACUUUAGAAAAAAAGUAGAGGUACCGUUUGUGACAAUCACCUUGAGAAUCAGUAUAAAAUUCUCUAUAUAUGGCGAGAGCCUACGAUCUCCAAUAUCUAACAAGCAGUACAUUUUUUGGCAAUUUCGGCAAGAUAGUUCAUGGAGGUGUAAUAUACUUUGUGGAUAGCAGUUCACUUUAAGAUAACAUGUGGAUUGUGCUCUCCAUAGAGUUGGCUAAAGCAAUAUAACUUAUUUAAACCGAUAACAAAAAAUAUGUAUAAUUGUAGCUAUUAAGAUGAUAUAUUUAAAAUAAAUGGAGCAUAUAUAGGUCUUUAGAAGACAGCAGUGUAACAUACACAUUUUACUCUUUUUUAAAUGUAUAUAAAUAUUUAUAUUCAGUUCAUACUUGUUAGUUAAGUCAGACAUUUCCACUGCCUGAUAGCAUGUUUUCCUGUCUAAAUGUAAUCAUUAGAGUUAUUAAAUAUGCUUCUGGAGUGCUCUAUAAUGAGCGUGUGCAAUAAUCAGUGAAUUACGGCAUUCUUGAAACACGCGUGAAUUCUUUGUCUCAUUCUGUUGUUAGAACAUUUCACAGCUGGUUUCAUAUCUUACUUUGGGUUUAAAAACCCACAUUAAAAAGAAUAUCUGCCAAGUCCUGUUUCCCAUCAGCAAUAAAAUAGCAAAGUAAAUAUGAUUUGCCACUAAAAGCUCUGCUAAUGAGGAUCCCCAGUUGAGCUUGUUUGUGAAAAAAUAAGUUUCUCAUAGUAAUCAGCUGGAAAGGAUUUUCUGACUCUUAUCAAAUGAGUUUUUUUAUUUUAUGGUUAGCAUGGGUGACCCAAGUCAAGAUCUAAUGCUUUCAGGCAGAAAAAAUCCCAACUCAUUGUUUUGACUUUUCAUUAGCUUAUAAUGAUGUGAUAACAUGUAGCUCAGUAUUAAAUCAGUAUUUUCAGGAUAAUGUUGCUCUAUUUUUACUUCAAUUAUAUGUCACAGCUUGUUGUGACUUUACAUUUCCUCCAAGAAUUUGUUUACACAUAUAUCUGAAAUCUAUAUGUGAACAUGCAAGAAUGACCCACACUAAUUUUAGAUUGGUUGCUGUUUUUUUACUCUUUUAUUUUUCCCAUUCCUGAAAGUCCUGAGAAAAUUAGUUAAUGUUUUCUUCUAUAGGAUCACAUUUCUGGAGUUAUUAUUUGGAGUAAUUUAUUGUCAAUUAUUUUAUGUGUCCAAAGAUAUUCCAGGAAUGUGAUGAUAUAAAAGGCCAUUGCAAUGCAGAUCAACAAAGUUGCCAGUCCUACGAAGUCUGCAGGAAUGUGUUCACCUCCCACCCCCCAUGACCCGAGCUCCUUGUGGGAGGAUAUUUGCAGUUCUUCAGGGACACUUGGACCCGGUCUGUCUCAGAACGUGGCUGUGAUUUUAUCAGGUUACUAGCUGGACUUUCAGCACUGCCCUCCUCUGGAUUGGUUCCUGCUGUUUCAUCCUUCCUGUGACCCUCUCAGGGCUCAGACCUUUCUGGAUAUAUUCCUUCUUUGGGAUCAGGAACACAUUUUGAGUUCAACCCCAAACCCUGUUUGGGAACAUAAAGAAGAUACAUUUUUCUGUUCCCAAACAGGGUCUGAGGUGCAACUCAAAACCUGUUCCUGAAGCCAAUUAUGGAGAGAACAUCCAGCCAAUCAUGGAGCUCUGGUCCUUGAACUUGUUCCUCGGGGGGGGGGCACUGGAGGGCCAGUUCCUAAUAACUGUCAGUCUGACGCAUGCAUAAUAAUUGUAAUCUGAUCCUUCCAAAUCAAAACUUUUUCUUGUAGUUCACCUUUCAAGACUGGCCCUGCUUGGUGCUCUGAUGGCUGAUGCGAGCAUCUUUUCCAUUUGUCUCAUACUUGGACGAUCCUGAUACACAUGACUUCUUACAACCUGGCAGUCUAGUCUUGGUGUUGAUAAAGUACGGGUGAUGUAUCAACCUCUCAAAGAGCUCACUGGUGCCUGGUGUGCAAGUUUAUUUCCUGGCCUCCAUAGAAAUUAAGUGGUUCAUCCAGAAGUUCGGCUCUGUCUUUGAUGGCUUGUAGAUUGGUUGUUUGAUGUUUCAUUGCAGAUGUUUUCAAAUAAGAUCAUUGAGGCCUUACUUCAAACUUGACAACCUAUAACUAGAGAUGUCGCGAACUGUCUGCCGAACUGUUCGAGAACUGUCCGCUGGCGAACAAUAGCGUGUUCGCGUUGGGCGAACAUAUCCGAUUUCCGGUCCGCCCCCUAUACGUCAUCAUUGAGUAAACUUUGACCCGGAACCUCACAGCCAGCAGACACAUUCCACCCAAUCAGCAGCAGACCCUCCCUCCCAGGAAGUGUCUGCUGACUGUGAGGUUCCGGGUCAAAGUUUACUCAAUGAUGACGUAUAGGGGGCGGACCGGAAAUCGGAUAUGUUCGCGCAACGCGAACACGCUAUUCUUCGCCGGCGGACAGUUCGCGACAUCGCUACCUAUAACCAGUCGUUUUUACCACAAAGUAUGCCACACAUACCUGGCAUGCUGUUUUUUCUUGGUGGGUACCGUUGGAAAUCUUUUAAGCUUCCUUGCACUGUUGGACUCCUUCAAGAAGGAUUGGAUAAGUGUUUGGCCAGACAGAAAUACCUUGAAGACUCUAAAUUUCAGCUCUUUUAGGACUUGAAAUCCUUGGACUCUGAACAUGGUAUUCUAGGUGCUGUGUACUGUGCCAAUGCUUACUUAUAUUCACAUUUGUUAUCCUAGAAGGUCUUGAUUCUUCUGACAGUUUCCUCUGCAAUAAAUAUUUCUGAAGAUUUCUUUAGCUUGUGGGCCCCUUCUUUUUCCAAAGUGUUGCCUCUAAUUUUAAACCAAACGGUUGUUGUUCUUUCCUUUUGUCCUUCGUCUGAGAAGUAGAGGUUGUUCCAUAAUUUGGAUGUUGUUCAUGUUGUAAAGUAUUCUGCUGAGGCCUUUUGGCUAUCCUGGAAUUCUUCUUUGCUUGGUUAUUAUUCUUCAGCCUCAUUUUUGUCAAGUGGCUCCACUACAUGAUCCAGAAGGCAUAUACCCUAGCUAACAAGCCAGCUCCUGAGAGGAUUACUACUUCCUUUUUUACUAAAACCGUGGCUUCCUCGUGGGCCUUCCUCCCUAAUGUUUCUGUGGACUAAAUCAGCAAGUCAGACACUUGAUUGUCAUUGCAUACAUUUUCCAUUUUUUUUCCUUUUUGAUCUUUUUUUGUUUGUUGAUAGUUCCCAUGUAAUCACCGUCGCUAUCCACCAUACCUUUUGAGGUAACAAAACUUUUUUUUGUAAACUCAGAUUGAUUUCUACCUGUUUGCAUGCUGUUAAUGUAAGUAGAAAGCAUUGUAAACGAAGCUUGGUACAUAUUAGCUGUUAUGGGGUUUUGAUUAUCAAAUCCGCCUUUGGUGUCAUGGGGGGGAGGGGUAUCUGUAGUCUGACUGCCCUAAAGUGUGCAAUGUGUUUCUGAGCUCAUAUCUAGUUAACGUUUUUUUGUUCUCAGAUUAACUCUCAGCCUAAACAAAGUGGAGAUAUGGUUAAAGGAAACUGGAAAAAAACAUUUGAAUUAUGCUAACCCAAACCUUAGAAACCACUGGGGGGUUAUGUUUUAUUAAUACAGGCAGACUAGCUAGACUAGCUUUGGCACAUAACACGAAAAAUGAAUGAUUGAAGUCUGCAUUGGUAAACUGGAAAUCAGCAGUAUGUACUAUUUCCAAGCACCCAGAACACGAGAAUAAACUAGUAAACGAAAGUGACACAUAGUACAGGAAGCUACUCAAAACACAUACAGUUAUUCACUAAAGUGAAUUUCAAAUUUAGAGUCAAAACAGCCAGACUGGAAAAAUUAUUUAAGUCUAUACUUUCAGUGUGGUUAGACUGGGCUUAAGUGUAAAAUUCACUUUGAAUUCUCAUCUCGGAAAAUAACCCUGAUAAUAAUAAUAAAAAAAAUGUUUGCUGAGUAAGGUAAUGCAUUGCAUAGUAUGUAAGGAAUAGAAUUAAAAUGUGUAUUAUAUUAUUCAGAUACAAUUGAACUGUUAUACAUCUACUCUAAAAAAAUAAAAAAUAAAUUGUUUCAGGAUAUAAGAUUUACUUAAGUCUUUUUUCACUUUAAAGCAACUACCCUCCCUGACCCUCCUCCCUAAGAAAUCGGGAGAUUUAACUAUCCAUUGUUUAUUUACAAAUUUUACUAUUCAUUAUUUAUUUUUUAUUUUAUAAUGACUAAAUCGAAGUCCUAUAUGUUAAAUCUCAGCCUGUUCCAGGUGUCAUAAGCUUCCACUGUCCAUAUCAUUUCCAAACAUUAAAACCCUUGUCGAACAGUAUAUUUGAGCAGAAAAGGCAUCUGCCAAGAGAGACCCACAUAAAGCUCAGGGCUGUGGCUGCCUUAGGCACCAGUCCUGCUUGGGGUCGGCUUGCCCUGAUUUUAUUAUGGGCAUUUUCUUACCUGAAAACUGCAGGGGACAGGCCUCAUAGGACAUGUGGGGACUCAAGGUUGCUGUCCCUUCUUAGGAGAGAAAUCUUGGCCAAAAAUUAAAAUAUCAUUAGUUUCACUAUCUGUGCAUUCUUUAGAGCUCUUCUCAUUAUGUUUUGGUUAAUUCUUUUAAUUCAUUUUUUUUCUUCUAAUAGUAGCCUCAUCCAUUGUCCUUCUUUAUUAUAUUACCCUCUAUGUACCCACAUUCGAACAACACAACUACUUAUAACUCUUUAUGGUUUUCUUAUAAUACUAUCUUCCUUUCCACGAUUUUACUGUUCAUUCUUUACUUAAAAUACGUUUGUACUUGUUUACCUUGGGUUUGGUUUUUGAAAUCCAUAUUUAAGUAUUUUCUUCAUAUUUACAGUUUUGUCACAAAAUGAUACCCAUGUGUUAUGUAGUUACGUGUAAGAUUAUCAAUCUGUAAUAACAAUAAAUAAUACAAAAUGAAAAAAGUAAAUAUUAAAAAAAUGUACCUAUAAAUGUCCACUGUAUGCUGCAGAUCCUAAGAAUAUUCAUGGUUCAGGAAGUGGCUGAGAUUCCUUUGUCAAUCCUGACCCUCCUCCGUGGGAGUCGUACAAUGUGUGCACACUAUACUUCCCCUAUGACUUCUCAAUGUGGUUUUGUAUGAUGACAGGAGAGUUAUACAGAUAGUUCCUUACACCCUACACUAUGGAAGGAUCAAAACUGGGUGAACUAUGUUCCUCUAAAAAAAAAUAUAUAAUUUCUCAUAAGCACAAAAGUUGAUUCCCCACUAGUGCCAAAACCGUAUUAUAGUGAAUUUAACGCGUGCCUUGUCUAUUUAGAAUGCAGUUAACCAAAUGUAUUUAUAUUUUAGCUCUACAUGCACCUACACUCUCCUCAGUUGUUUAAAUUAAUAACUAGAAUGCACUCUUAUGGCUCUUGGUGCAUUUGUUUAGUAUAUAGAGGGGAAAUAAUUGCUUUCCCACCUUAUUACAUGAAUUCUUUCUAGAUGUACAGGUGUGCAUUCAUUUAAUUACAGUGUUACCCUGUCUCCAUGUAUACUGGGUGCAACACAAUACUGGGUGAGUUUUAAACAUUUUUUUUUUUUAAAUCGAUUUCCAUCUCAUAUUUCCACAAGAUCCCUUCUCAAUAAUCCAUGUUUUGAGAAUGUAUAUUAAUAAUUUGGGUGUUUUUGUCACUUUUUGAGCUCACUACAAAUGUAAGAUUUAGACAGUUGUGUCUCACUUGUUUCUGGCUAGUUUAGUAUCUAAUUCUAUACCAGUGGUUUACUUGACCCCUUAAGGACACAUGACAUGUGUUACAUGUCAUGAUUCCCUUUUAUUCCAGAAGUUUGGUCCUUAAGGGGUUAAAGGAACACUAUAGUCACCAAAACAACUUUAGCUUAAUGAAGCAGUUUUGGUGUAUAGAUCAUGUCCUUGCAGUCUCACUGCUCAAUUCGCUGCCAUUUAGGAGUUAAAUAACUUUGUUUAUGAACCCGAGUCACACCUCCCUGCAUGCGACGUACACAGCCUUUCUAAAUACUUCCUGUAACGAGUCAUCUAAUGUUUAUCCUUGCUUUAUUGCAAGUUCUGUUUAGUUUAGAUUUUCUUACCCCCUGCAAUGUUAAUAGCUUGCUAGACCCUGCAAGAGCCUCCUGUAUGUGAUUAAAGUUCAAUUUACAGAGAAAGAGAUACAAUUGUUUAAGGUAAAUUACAUCUGAUUGAAAGUGAAACCAGAUUUUUUCAUGCAGGCUGUGUCAAUCAGAGUCAGGGGAGGUGUGACAAGGGCUGAAUAAACAGAAACAAAGUGAUUUAACUCCUAAAUGGCAGAGAAUUGAGCAGUGAAACAUGAGAAGCAUGAUCUAUAUACUAAAACUGCUUCAUUAAGCUAAAGUUGUUUAGGUGACUAUAGUGUUCCUUUAAAACGGAACUCUGGAAAUUCUAUCAUUUAAUCAAACUUAGAAAAUCACUGAUAACUCAUGCUAACCUUUUUCACAACAUGCUCUGACAAGGGAGUUAAGAUGGAGGUUUCUAGUAGCAACAUAAAAACGUGUGGAAUUGUACAUUUGUCAACGUCUUAUUAAAAAUCCUGGAAAGUGACAGUUUCACCUUUAAUCUGAACAUUCCACCACUCCUGUGUUUUUGGUUAUAUAUUUCUUAAGAAUUAAAUACUGUUACAUUAGAAAUAAAUGUUAUUUAUGUGACUAUCAUUUUAGGCUUCUUUUAUUUUCUUUAUCCUAUGCAGGCAGAAACCUGACAAAUACUUUGUUUGUUUGUUUUACUUCAAAUACCUAUGCUAAUUACUAAAAUGAAUGAAUGUUUUCUUUUCAGGAAAUCAAAGAAAAGAAGGCCUUUUGCCAUACCUACGUACAGGACCUUGCAAAUGAAGCUGCUGACAUCAAUAUGAAAAAUGAAUCCCUGCAAAAGUUAUGGCCGCAGAUGUUCAUUGAACUUGUCAGAGAUGCAGUGAUUGAAGUUCGUGAUAAAAACUCCUACAUGAAACAAUGCUUACAAAGGAUCUGUGAGCAAAAAUAGCCAUACAAAACCACAAUUUGAGCACGUUCCAGAUAUCCUUUCUAACCAAGACAACAGUAUAAUUCAGUAUUCUCCGUAAAAACGUACUUUUCUAAUUCCUAAAAUGCAUUUUUCCUCUUCCCCUAAGAUUUCAAGUAUUCGAAUAUUACCACAAGGUUUAAAAUUAAUUUCAAUCAAGAAAUUAUUGUAGAGGAGAAUCAAGCCAUGAAGUCUUCAACUUUUUGUCGCUUUUGAGGACUUUGUGGAAAAGGUCCAUCACGGGAUAUUCACUUUGUCUGAAGAUAAUCCUCUUUUCAACUUAUUUCGCUUUUUAUGAGCCUUUGUUUAAGAAAAGUCUAAUAAAUUCUCUCUUUUGACAUGUUGUGAAUCUUUAUGUAACUAACAAAUCCAGGUGUCAAGACAAGAUUAUGUUAAUAAAUCCUCA
Molecule: messenger RNA, 96972 nt
Organism: Pelobates cultripes (western spadefoot toad)
Lineage: Eukaryota; Metazoa; Chordata; Amphibia; Anura; Pelobatidae
Source: the annotation of a GenBank genome assembly